Python bivittatus (Burmese python) is the source of this 98844-nucleotide messenger RNA. The record is from RefSeq and is a predicted model, not a curated record. Lineage: Eukaryota; Metazoa; Chordata; Lepidosauria; Squamata; Pythonidae.
AGCCUCGCCUCGGGUGUAGGGAUUGCAAAGAAAACAAAACUACACCGUUUCGACUGUGUAGUUUUGUUUUUGAGGGCUAGAGGCUCAACCAUUCUCAUGUUGGGAUUGUUUAAAAUCAUCCUCUGGAUAAGGACGUCGUUCCAGAAACUUCCGUUUGGGCUUAGCCCGCUCCACUUAGGCACUCUUGUGAAAUCAGAGUGCCUGCAAAGAUGACAACGAAAGCGCCAACAUUUACACAGCCGUUACAAAGUGUUGUGGCACUGGAGGGUAGUGCUGCAACCUUUGAGGCUCAUAUUAGUGGUUUCCCAGUUCCUGAGGUGAGCUGGUAUAGGGAUGGCCAGGUUAUUUCUGCUGCAGCUCUGCCCGGUGUGCAGAUCUCAUUUAGCGAUGGCCGCGCUAAACUUGUGAUCCCCGCCGUGACCGCAGAUAACAGUGGAAGAUAUACCCUACAAGCCACCAAUGGAUCUGGACAAGCUACAAGUACCGCGGAACUACUUGUUACCGCCGAAACAGCGCCACCCAACUUUUCACAACGACUACAGAGCAUGACAAUUAGACAAGGAAGUCAAGUUCGACUUGACGUGAGAGUGACUGGAAUCCCUACACCUGUGGUGAAGUUCUAUCGGGAUGGAGCAGAAAUUCAAAGCUCCCCCGAUUUUCAAAUUUUACAUGAAGGAGACCUCUACAGUUUAAUAAUUGCAGAAGCUUACCCUGAAGACUCCGGAACCUAUUCAGUAAACGCCACAAAUAGCGUGGGACGAGCCACUUCAACAGCUGAACUGCUCAUUCAAGGUGAAGAAGAAGCCGUUCCCGCUAAAAAGACAAAGACAAUUGUUUCGACUGCUCAGAUUACACAAACAACACGACAAACCCGAACUGAAAAGAAGAUUGAAGCCCACUUUGAUGCCAGAACACUUGCGACUGCUGAGAUGAUUAUAGAAAGUGCCACUGGGCAGCAGCUGCCCCAUAAGGCACCCCCACGCAUGCUUCCUCGUCCUUCCUCUAAGUCACCAACUCCACCAAUCAUUGCAGCCAAAGUACAGAUGGCACGCCAGCAAUCACCAUCCCCAGUCAGACAAUCACCAUCUCCUGUACGACAUGUUAGAGCUCCUACACCAUCACCAGUCAGACCGGUGUCUCCUGCUGGGGUUGGAAGGCUCUCAGUCUCUACGUCGCCUAUCAGACCUGUGAGGUCACCACUCUUGGUCCGGAAAACACAGGCAGCAGCGGCGGCAGCAAUGGGGGCUGAGGUGCUUCCUCCAUGGAAACAGGAAGGCUACGUAGCUACGUCUGAAACCAGAAUGAAAGACACCAGAAUAACUACGAGCGCCACCCAGAUGAGGACUGAAGAAAGAUGGGAAGGGAGAUACGGACUGCAUGAACAGAUUGCUGUCAGCGGAGCCGCUGCAGCAGAUGCCACCCUCGCAGUUGGUGCUGCUGCUGCUGCUGCUGCCGCGGCAGCAGUUACAGAGGACAUUGACAGAACAGCAGCUGUCGCUACAGUAGUUGCAGCUGUUGACAUGGCCAGAGAGAGAGAACCUCUUCCAAGCCCUGUAGAGCAGGUGGCUAGAAGGACAGCCACGACUGCAGUACACAUUCCGCCUGUCCAGGAGCAGGUUAAAAAAGAAGCUGCCAUAGUAGUUACUACUGCUACUGAGAAAGCCAGAGAGCAAGAAAUGAUAUUAAGAGCCAGAGAAGCAGUUACUACAAAAGAAGAACAAAUACAGAUCACUGAGGAAAAGAUACGAAAAGAACCAGUGAAAGUUCCUGUGCCCAGGGUAAUAAUUGCCACUGACACAAUUAAAGAACAAGAACUGAUUUCAAGAGCUAGAGAAGAAAUUCCUAUGAGAAAGGAGGAAAUUCAUAUUACUCGUGAAAAGAUAAGAAAAGAACCAGUGAAAGUUCCUGUGCCCAAGGUAAUAAUUGCUCCUGACACACUUAAGAAACAAGAAGAGAUUUCAAGAGCUAGAGAAGAAAUAUCUAUCAGAAGGGAAGAAAUGCGCAUCGCUCAUGAAAGGACAAGGAAAGAAGUUGUGAAGCCCGUGAAACCUUCUGUACCUAAGGUAGUAAUUACAGCUGACAAACCCAAAGUGCCCGCACCAGUAGUAAAAACUACAGAGAGAAUUACUACCCAGCAAGAAGUACAAGCCCACUUUAUCCAAGAUAAGGUAAGACAGGAGACUGAGAAAAUUGCCAUAGUUCCGAAAAUCACUGAGGUUGAUAAACGCAAGGAACAAGAUAUAAUAUCAAGAACUAGAGAAGAAGUUGCUGGCAAAAGAGAACAAAUCCAUCUAGUUCAUGAUCAGAUUGGUGUUGAGAAAAAGGCUGAAGCCGUAGCCACAGUUGUUCAUGCAGUUGACCAAGCACGCGUUAGAGAACCAAGAGAGCCAGGUUAUGCCGAAGAAGCUUAUUCUGAGCAGGCAUUUUUGGAGUAUGGAUAUAAAGAACAUGCUUUAGCAAGACAUGUUGUUGAGGCACCACCAGAACCACAUAUUGUCACCAAAGAGGUGAAAACUGAGGAGGUUCGAGUUCCUCCUGAAAUACAUGUUGUAGCUGCUGAAAAAAUGGAAAUGGACAUACCAACACAGAUUAAAAGGACUGCAGAAACUUCGCUCGACAAACCAAUCCAUGUGGAACACAUACGUCCCCGUACAGCAAGCCCUCAUUUUACAGUUUCAAAAAUUACUGUUCCUAAACCAGAACAUACUUAUGAGGUUUCAAUAGCAGGAACUGCUAUGGCUACUCUGCAAAAAGAGUUAUCAGCCACUUCUGUUCCAAAGAUAACCAAACCUGUGAAGCGUCCUGUUGCAAAGUCUCCUGAACCCAGAGUGAUGCCAGAGAAAGUCAUCUCUCCACAGUUCCCUUUCGUAGAGACUCCUGCCGACACCUAUCAGAGGCUUUAUGGUGCUGAAAUAAAAAGAGAAAUAGGUGUGAGUGUGCAGGAACGUGAACACGUUGAAUUAAUGCCAGAAGCUGAACCCAAGGUGAUUGAAGUUGCUAGAGUUCCGGAACCUACAGAAGUUCCCGCGACACCCCCAUCUAUAGUCACAAUGCUGAAAAAUGUGACCGUCAUGGAGGGAGAGUCCGUCACCCUGGAGUGCCGCAUCUCUGCAUAUCCUGCCCCAACUGUUGCUUGGUACAGAGAGGACUACCACAUUGAAAGUUCCAUUGAUUUCCAAAUUACCUUUGAGGCAGGAAUUGCUCGCCUUGUGAUUCGAGAAGCUUUUGCAGAAGACAGUGGGAAAUUUACUUGCACAGCUACCAACGAGGCAGGAAGCGUUAGCACUUCAUGCUACCUCCUUGUACAAGUCUCAGAGGAGUUUGAAACCAAAGAAGCUGUUUCUGUAAAAGAAGUCACAGAAGAAAAACGCUAUGUGGAGUCAAAAGAUGUAAUAAUGGCAGAAAUUGCUGCGGCAGAAGAGGUACCUGGAGAAGCUGCAGCUCCGUUCUUUAUAAGGAAACCUAUUGUACAGAAGUUAAUUGAAGGCGGAAGCAUCAUUUUUGAAUGCCAAGUUGGGGGCAACCCAAAGCCACAUGUUUACUGGAAGAAAGCUGGGCUUCCUGUCACUACAGGCUACAGAUACAAAAUAAUUUAUAAAAAAGAAACUGGGGAAUGCAGACUUGAAAUUUCUAUGACUUUUGCCGAUGAUGCCGGAGAAUAUACUAUUGUUGCUCGUAACAAACACGGGGAAGUUUCUGCAUCAGCUUCCUUACUAGAAGAAGCUGAUUAUGAGGUCUACCUAAAAUCUCAAGAAGAAAUCAUGUAUCAAACUGAAGUAACUGCAUAUGUUCAAGAACCCAGAGUAGCUGCGGUUGCCCCACCAACUUUAUAUGCUGACUAUGAAAAGGAAUAUGAAAAAGAACAAGCUCUGAUUAGGAAGAAAAUGGCAAAAGAUACUGUAUUAAUCAGGACAUUUGCUGAUGAACAAGAGUUCCAUAUUUCUUCCUUUGAAGAAAGACUUAUGAAAGAAAUUGAAUACCGGAUUAUUAAGAUCACACUUGAAGAACUUCUUGAAGAAGAUGGAGAAGAGAUGGUAGUUGACAUUCCUGAAUCUGAAACCAUUGAAGCAGGAUUUGAAUUAAGAUUAAAAAAUUACAGAAUCCUUGAGGGAAGUGGUGUGACUUUCCAUUGUAAAAUGACUGGAUAUCCUUUGCCAAAGAUUGUAUGGUACAAGGAUGGCAAGCGUAUCAGGCAUGGAGAGCACUACCACAUGGAAGUCCUAGAAGAUGGCAGAGCCAGUCUACGUUUACCUGUUGUCUUACCUGAAGAUGAAGGCAUUUAUACUGUCUUUGCCAGUAAUGUCAAAGGAAACGCCAUUUGCUCUGCAAAAUUAUAUGUUGAGCCUGUUGGACCAACUGGGUCUCCAGGUUAUAUCCCAUCACCUGAAAUGAUUAGAAGAUAUCGAUCUCUUUCACCUCGAUCCCCAAGCCGUUCCCCUGCACGUAGUUCGCCUUCACGCUCUCCUGCACGCAGGCUGGAUGAGACAGAUGAAUCACAGCUGGAAAGAUUGUACAAACCAGUAUUCGUGUUGAAGCCAACUUCAUUUAAAUGUGCAGAGGGACAGACGGCAAGAUUUGACCUCAAAGUUGUGGGUCGACCAAUGCCAGAGACAUACUGGUUUCACAAUGGUCAGCAAGUUCUUAAUGAUUAUACCCACAAAAUAGUGAUUAAGGAAGAUGGCACACAGUCACUGAUUAUUGUUCCAGCAAUGCCUUCUGAUUCCGGGGAAUGGGUUGUAAUUGCUCAAAACAGAGCAGGAAAAGCAUCCAUUUCAAUGACCUUGACAGUGGAAGCUAAGGAACAUUUGGUAAGACCGUUGUUUGUAGAAAAACUGAAGAAUGUGAGUGUCAAGGAAGGAGAUAAACUGGAAAUGAAUGUGAAAGCCCGGGGUAAUCCUAAUCCUGACAUUGUGUGGCUAAAGAACAGUGACAUCAUUGUGCCCCAUAAAUACCCAAAUAUAAAAAUUGAGGGAACCAAAGGUGAGGCUGCCUUGAUGAUUGAGUCCACCAUCAAACAUGAUGCUGCAUGGUAUACUGCUACAGCCAUUAAUAAAGCUGGACGUGACACUACACGAUGUAAAGUGAAUGUUGAAGUUGAGUUUGCUGAACCUGAACCAGAAAGAAGACUCAUCAUUCCCAGGGGGACAUACAGAGCCAAAGAAAUUGCAGCCCCAGAAUUGGAACCUCUCCAUUUGCGUUAUGGUCAAGAACAGUGGGAGGAAGGUGACCUUUAUGACAAAGAAAAACAACAGAAGCCAUUUUUCAAGAAAAAACUCACUUCCUUAAGGCUCAAACGUUUUGGGCCAGCCCAUUUUGACUGUAGACUCACACCUAUUGGUGAUCCAACCAUGAGAGUAGAGUGGCUACAUGACGGCAAGCCUUUGGAGGCAGCAAACAGACUUCGGAUGAUUAAUGAAUUUGGAUACUGCAGUCUUGACUAUGAUGUUUCCUAUCCCAGAGACAGUGGUGUGAUUACAUGCAGAGCUACAAACAAAUAUGGUACAGACCAUACAUCAGCAACACUCAUUGUUAAAGAUGAGAAAAGCCUUGUUGAAGAAUCUCAGUUGCCAGAAGGCAGGAAGGGACUUCAGCGCAUUGAAGAGUUAGAAAGAAUGGCACAUGAAGGUGCCAUUACUGGUAUUGUAGAAGAUCAAAAAGUGAAACAAAAGCCAGAAAUAGUUUUGUUUCCUGAACCUGCAAGAGUCGUUGAAGGUGAAAUUGCACGAUUCCGCUGCCGGGUAACUGGUUACCCGCAACCGAAAGUCAAUUGGUAUCUCAAUGGACAGCUUGUUCGUAAAAGUAAAAGGUUUAGACUUCGUUAUGAUGGAAUCUACUACCUGGACAUUGUGGACUGCAAAACAUAUGAUACAGGCGAAGUAAAAAUAUCUGCAGAAAACCCUGAAGGAUCAGUUGAACAUUCAGUGAGAAUUGAGAUUCAACAAAGGGAAGAUUUCAGAUCAGUACUUCGCCGGGCACCUGAGCCUAAGCAUGAAGCUCCAACAACAGAGCCUGGAAAACUUUUGUUUGAAGUCCAAAAGGUUGACAAACCAGUUGAGGCAACUACCAAAGAGGUGGUGAAGCUCAAAAGGGCAGAAAAAGUCAGCCAUGAGAAAGUACCUGAAGAAUCUGAAGAACUCCGCAGUAAAUUCAAACGAAGAACUGAGGAGGGCUACUAUGAAGCUAUCACUGCUGUGGAGCUUAAAUCUCGUAAGAAGGAUGAAUCAUAUGAAGAGUUGCUUAAGAAGACAAAGGAAGAACUUCUUCAUUGGACCAAGGAGUUAACAGAAGAAGAAAAGAAAGCCCUAGAGGCUGAAGGCAAAAUCACUAUUCCAACUAUCAAGCCAGAGAAGAUUCAACUUAGUCCAAGCAUGGAGGCUCCCAAGAUAUUUGAGCGUAUACAAAGCCAGACAAUUAGUGAAGGAACUGAUGCCCACUUCCGUGUUCGAGUAGUAGGCAGACCAGACCCAGAAUGCCAGUGGUUCAAAAACGGUGUGCAGAUUGAAAGAACAGAUCGCAUCUAUUGGUACUGGCCAGAAGAUAACGUUUGUGAAUUGGUCAUCAGAGAUGUAACAGCAGAGGAUUCUGCCAGCAUAAUGGUGAAAGCUGUGAACAUAGCUGGUGAAACCUCUAGUCAUGCUUUCUUACUAGUACAAGCCAAACAGCUUAUAAAAUUUACCCAGGAGUUACAAGAUGUCACUGCUAAGGAGAAAGAUUCAAUGGCAACCUUUGAAUGUGAAACCUCUGAGCCCUUUGUUAAAGUGCAAUGGUACAAGGAUGGGAUCGAGAUCUUUUCCGGAGACAAGUACCGAACACAUUCUGACAGGAAAGGUCACUUCCUUUCAGUACUAAUGAUUGACAAGUUUGAUGAAGAUGAUUAUAGCUGUGCCCUUGUAGAAGAUGAAUCUGUAAAAACAACAGCUAAACUAAUUGUAGAAGGGGCUGUUGUUGAAUUUAUAAAAGAAUUGGAGGAUAUUGAAGUUCCAGAAUCCUUCUCAGGGGAACUAGAAUGUGAAAUUUCACCUGAAGAUGUGGAAGGAAAGUGGUAUUGUAAUGGUAUUGAACUGACACCCAAUAAUAAAUAUGUGAUAACCUCACGCCGAGGUCGUCAGAUCCUCACAAUUAAAGAUGUUGCUAAAGAAGACCAAGGAGAGUAUAGCUUUGUGGCAGAAGGGAAAAAGACUUCCUGCAAACUGAAGAUGAAACCACGACCUGUGACUAUCCUUCAAGGUCUUUCUGAUCAGAAAGUCUGUGAAGGUGACAUCGUACAACUUGAAGUGAAGCUCUCCCAGGAAAAUGUUGAAGGUGUCUGGAUGAAGGAUGGCGUUGAAGUUCAACCAAGUGAUCGUGUCCACAUUGUCAUAGACAAGCAGUCACAUAUGCUUUUGGUUGAAGAUGUAACCAAAGAAGAUGGUGGAACAUAUUCCUUUAACAUCCCUAGUGUAUUUCUUACAACAACUGGCCGCGUUACUGUCUCUAGUGUAGAGAUAAUUGUUCCUCUGAAAGAUGUCCAUGUUGUUGAAGGCACAAAAGCCACCCUUGAGAGCAAAAUUUCAGUCCCUGAUGUAUCUUCCUCCAAAUGGUACAUAAAUGAUGAACAGAUAAAGCCUGAUGAUCGUAUACAAGCAGUCUCCAAGGGCAUGAAACAGCGACUCGUCAUUACCAGGACAUAUGCCUCAGAUGAAGGGCAGUGUAAACUAGCUGUUGGCAAAGUUGAAACCAGCUGUAAUCUCAUAAUUGAAAAAAUUAAGAUUAUUAAAGGUCUUCAUGAUAUCACCUGUACUGAAACCCAGAAUGUCACCUUUGAAGUUGAGCUGUCCCAUGCUGGGGUUGAUGUGCUAUGGCAUUUUAAGGGCCAAGAACUCAAAGCCAGCCCCAAGUACAAGAUAGGGGCCCAUGGCACAAUAUAUAAACUGACAGUAGUCAACAUGAUGAAAGAUGAUGAAGGAGAGUACACAUUUUAUGCUGGAGAAAAGAAGACCUCUGGGAGACUUGUUGUAGCAGGUGGCGCCAUUUCAAAGCCCCUCACUGAUCUCACGGUAGCUGAGUCCCAGAAAGCUGUUUUUGAAUGUGAAGUAGCCAAUCCUGAAUCUGUAGGCCAAUGGCUGAAAGAUGGAAAACCACUUGCUAUGACAGAUCGUUGCAAAAGUGAAUCUGAUGGUUUGAAGCGGAGACUUAAUAUCCCAAUCAGCAAAUUGGAUGAUGUUGGGGAAUAUACCUUCCAAGUGGCAUCUUCAAAAACAUCAGCUAAGCUGAAAGUUGAAACUGUCAAGAUCAAAAAGACACUAAAGAACCUGACUGUGACAGAAACACAAGAUGCAGUAUUUUCAGUAGAACUUACUCAUCCAGAUGUGAAAGGAGUUCAGUGGAUUAAAAAUGGUGUUGAGCUACAUUCUAGUGACAAAUAUGAUAUCAAGGUGGAGGGAACUACCUACACACUGAAAGUCAAGAACUGUACUGUAACCGACGAAUCAGUUUAUAGUUUUAAACUGGGAAGAAUAGGAGCAAAUGCUAGACUCCAUGUUGAAACUGUUAAAAUCAUCAAAAAACCAAAGGAUGUGACUGCUCUGGAGAAUGCUGUUGUUUCCUUUGAAGUGAGCGUAUCUCAUGAUGCGGUCCCUGUGAAAUGGUUCUACAAAAACAUCGAGCUCAAGCCAAAUGACAAAUACAGACUGAGUUCUCAAAGGAAAGUUCAUAAGCUGACAUUGCAGAAUAUAUCUCCUGCUGAUGCUGGAGAAUACACAGCAGUUGUGGGACAACUGGAGUGCAAAGCUAAGCUUUUUGUGGAAACGGUACACAUUACAAAGACCAUGAAAAAUAUUGAGGUUCCAGAGACUAAAACGGCCUCUUUUGAGUGUGAGGUGUCUCAUUUCAAUGUACCUGCUGUGUGGCUGAAAAACGGAGUGGAAAUUGAAAUGAGUGAGAAGUUUAAAAUAGUUGUUCAGGGGAAGCUCCACCAGCUCAACAUCUUGAAUACCAGCAGUGAGGAUUCUGCGGAAUAUACCUUCAUCUGUGGGAAUGACAAAGUUAGCGCAACCUUAACUGUCAAACCUGUCCUGAUUACAUCUAUGCUGAAAGACAUCAAUGCAGAAGAGAAAGAUACAAUCACUUUUGAGGUGACUGUCAAUUAUGAAGGCAUUACAUAUAAAUGGUUGAAGAAUGGGGUGGAAAUAAAGUCCACGGACCGAUGCCAGAUCAGGACGAGGAAGCUUACGCAUUCACUCUCAAUAAGGAAUGUCCAUUUUGGAGAUGCUGCUGAAUAUACGUUUGUUGCUGGCAAAGCAGCUUCAGCAGCAACUUUAUACGUGGAAGCCCGCCAUAUUGAAUUUAGAAAACACAUCAAAGAUAUUAAAGUGGUGGAGAAGAAAAGAGCUGUUUUUGAAUGUGAAAUCUCAGAACCUGACAUUUCUGUUCAGUGGAUGAAAGAUGGGCAGGAGCUUCAGCUUGGAGACAGAGUAAAACUUCAGCGGGAAAGAUUUGUUCAUCGUCUUCUGAUUACAUCCACAAAGAUGUCUGAUUCAGGGAAGUACACAGUAGUGGCUGGAGGAAAUAUAUCCAAUGCUAAUUUGGUGGUGGAAGGGCGUGAUAUUCACAUCAGAAGCCUCCAAAAGAAUGUUCAGGUCCUUGAGAGGCAGCGAGCUGUAGUAGAGUUUGAGGUCAAUGAAGAUGACAUUGAUACUCACUGGUAUAAGGAUGGAAUUGAGAUCAACUUCCAAAUUGAGGAAAGAUAUCAUUAUGUGGUGGAAAGACGUGUCCAUAAGAUGAUCAUCACAGAAACUAAAUAUACAGAUGCUGGAGAAUACACCUUUUUAGCUGGAAAAAACAGGAGUUCCAUCACUCUUUAUGUAAAUGCACCCGAGCCACCUGAAAUUCUGAAGGAGCUCCAGCCGGUCACCGUGGAAUCCGGGAAACCAGCUCGUUUCUGUGCUAUUGUGUCAGGCAGACCUCAGCCCAAGAUCUUCUGGUACAAAGAUGAGCAGCCUCUUUCUCCCGGCUUUAAGGUCAAGUUCCUUCAUGAUGCCCAAGAAUACACCUUGUUGCUGAUUGAGACUUUCCCUGAAGAUGCUGCUGUUUACACAAUUGAAGCAAAGAAUGACUAUGGUGUUGCCACCUCUUCGGCAUCCCUUUCUGUGGAAGUGCCAGAAGUUGUUUCUCCUGAUGUAGAAGUGCCCAUUUACCCACCUACCAUCAUUACACCGCUCCGUGAUGCUGUUACAUCUGAGGGACAAUCUACUUUCUUUCAGUGCAGAGUUACUGGGACAGACCUCAAAAUAUCGUGGUAUAGCAAAGACAAAGAAAUCAAGCCAUCCCGCUUCUUUAGGAUGACCCAGUUUGAAGACACCUACCAACUGGAGAUUGCAGAAGCUUACCCAGAGGAUGAAGGAAUUUACACCUUUGUUGCCAGCAAUUCUGUUGGCCAGGUGUCAAGUACAGCUACUCUGAGACUGGAAGGGUUUAAGCUUGAAGAAAUUACCUCAUAUUCUUCAUCUGUUUCCAUUAAGAAGGAAUCCGUUGGCCAAAGGCCCGUCUUUAUCCAGCCCGUUUCAAGCUGCAGAGUAUGCAGCGGGGAAACAGUCAGAUUCCAAGCCAGGGUUUCUGCCAGGCCCAAACCAGAAAUCCUCUGGUUUCAUAACCAGCAGCUAAUGUUGCCAUCCAAAGAUGUAGUUUUCCAUUUUGAUGAGUCGACUGGCACAGCCAUAUUGAUAAUAGUAGAUGCUUUCUCAGAACAUGCUGGGCAGUACUCUUGCCAAGCCAGAAAUAGUGCUGGAGAUGCAACUUGCACAGCUACACUUACAGUGACCACUGAAGCUCUGGAAAAAGUUCUUCAGGAGAAGAUAGAGCAGCAGAUUGAAAUGGAAGUUAAAGAGAUUUCUAGCUCAGUUAUUGUGUCUGCUGAGGAAGAAAGCACCAAGAGUUUCAACAGUGACCUACAGUUAUCUGAUAAAGAUGCAACACAUGAACUCAUGCCUGAAAAAUCCAUUUAUUCCAGCAAUUUAGACAGGAAAGAGGAGAAGAGGGAUAUUCCAAGCUUCCUCAAACAUGUGUCCAGUGUUGAAGUCAGUAUAGGAGAUAUAGCUAAACUUUCUGUUACUGUUACUGGCAAUCCAAAACCUCAGAUACAAUGGUUUUUCAAUAAUGUUAAAGUCACAUCAUCUGCAGAUUAUAAAUUUGUGUUUGAUGAGGAAAGCUACAGCCUCAUUAUUCUUUCUGCAAACUCUGAACAUGAGGGAGAAUACACCUGCAUUGCUAGUAAUGUUCAUGGCAAGACUGCUUGCAGCACUUAUCUGAAGGUCAAUCCUAAAGGAAGCAGCAUGGGAUCAGAGGCAGAGUUCACCAGUGCAGUUUCCACAGAGAUGACAAGAGGUCCUCAACCUCCAUAUUUUGUUAGGAAACUAAAUCCUGUUCACUUUGUGCAAGGUGCGCUAGCUGUGUUUGAAUAUAAGGUGGCCGGUGAGCCGGCUCCUAUAAUUCACUGGUUUAGGGGAAAUGACCAACUUUUCUCCAGUGCACAUUACACCAUCAGUCAUAAUCCAGAUGGUUCUGGGUCUCUGAUGGUGAAUAACUGUCAGAGGGAAGAUGGAGGUUUAUACUUCUGUAAAGCAAGCAAUAUCUUAGGUGAAGCCACAAGUAGUGCAGAACUUCUUAUUCCCCAAGAUGUCCCUGCUGAACUUCCAUAUGUAGAUCAGAAGGCUAUGCAGAUAAAACGCACUAAGAUUUUUAAAGAAACUGUAAGAGAGCAGGCCACUGAGUCACAGAUGUGUACAGUUAAAUUGCCCGAUGAUAUAGGGCACAACGGCCAGCAAACAAUAGCUACUACUGUAAAAGAGGAUAAGCAUCUCCUAUUCUCCGUUCCGAGAGCUGGAGAAGCUAUUUCAGCCAGCGAACCCAAGCAAAAGGUGCAUAUUUCUGGAGCUGAGAGCAUCCAAAUAUUGACCAAGGAAAGCUCUUUGGCAGUCCAAGUACAUAAGUCAGAGAAGGGAGUGCUAGUGCAGGAGGAGCACAGUUGCUUUCAGUCCAUUAUGGCAGCCCAGCAGCGUGAGAUAAGUGAGGCUCAUACAGUGGCAAUGAAUAAUGUUGACGCACCUGAAAAUGUUCAGCCAACCCAAGAGUCAUUAAAGGUACUGCAGGUGGCUCUGAUUGCCUCUGAAGAGACAUUCCCCAAAGAGAGGACCUUUGAAGCAGCUAUGGAAGAGCUGCAAAAAGGCUCCCUGAAGCAGGACAACCUUGUGAAAGCAGCCCUGAUGGCAGAAGAAAAACAGAAGCUCUCCCAUGAACUCACCGAAAUGAUUCCUCAGUUAGAAAGCACAGUCCCAGCAGAGAUACAGAAAGCAGGUGGAAGCCCAUUGCAUUUGCCCAUUGCGUUUGAACAAGCAACUCUUCCUAAAGAAGAGCACUUUAGUGCUGAGGUACCACCAGAAGAUGAAGCCGUAUCUAGGAAAAGCCAAAGGCUGUUUCACAGCUUAAUAACAGAAGAGCAGCUUCCCACGUCAUGCGAAGAAGCUAAGCUUCUUUCUCCCCUGGGGGAAGCAGUCAGCCUGCAGUUUGUCAAAGAGCCUGUUUCUCUUUUGCAUCUCCAGACCAACGACACUGAGCAAGUGUUGUCUAAGGAAGGCAUUUUGGCUUUACCAAAACCUGAAUGCCAAACUGCAUUGCAGAAAGCAGAAAGCAUGAUUAAGCGCACUGUGAUUUGUGAGGAAAAGACCCCAAUCUCUGCAGAUGCCCUGGAGGCCUUUCAGGAUGAGAUUGCUGGAGAAAGGACUUUGACUACAUUAGAGCCUCAGCUCCGUAAGUGUUUGACUGUUGUGGCAGAAGAAUGGCUAUUGCCCAAAGAGCAAAUUCUUCCUCAAAUGGCCACAGAGCAGAAAGCAGUCUUGAAGAAAGAUGAUUUUCAGAUGGUUAUGCAGGCUUCAGAUAUCACUGAAAAGAGGGUCUUGGCUGCUGAGUACAUUAAACCACUGAAGGAUGUGGCAGGCAAGAGCUGUGGGGUAGCCUCUGAGCCCAGACUAGUAUUGGAAUCCCUAUGCGUUGAGGAAUUCGGCGUUCCUAUUGAGAAUGCUGAUCUGUUAGAAGCCACAGAGCAAGAUUUUGCAGCACGAAUCCAAGAAGGACAGUCAGUCAGGCUUCCAUUAAUGCUAGAAGAAAAACAGCCUUUCAAGGAAGAACACGUAAACAAACUCAGAAGUCCGGAAAGUCAACACAUGACAGUCCAGAAACAAUCAAGAAUAGUGAUGGGAAUGCCUGAAACUCUGGAAAACAAAACUCUUUCUAAAGAAAGUCAACUUGCAAGAGAAAUUCUAGCAUGUUGCAGCCUAGAUGUGAAACCUCCAGAAAGAAGUCCCUUAAAAAUAGCUCUAAUAAAUGAACAUCAUUCAUUUUCUUUUGACACUUUCAGUGAUGUAGAAAGUAUUCAAGUAAAAACUGUAAGAAUAGUCAGGGAACCUAAACAUUCUAUGUACAUCUGCCUUGUUACCAAAGAAAGUUCAAAUACUGCAGAAAUAACUCUUCCCUUUGAUGGAAUAUAUUCACAUAAAGCUACCUUAAAAAAUGAAUUGCAAGCUCCAUUUCAGCCUGUUGUUCAUGAAGAGAAAUACACUCUGAUGGCAGAUGAACCCAAAGUUAUAUCUGAAACGAAAUGCUGUAAGUUGCUUAUUAUUUCUUCAUCUUUCAGAGAAAUGCACUCAGGUAUUGUAACUGAUAUGCCUGUUCAACAGCAAACAGUUGGGGAUCUCAUUGGUUGCCUUGAGCCACAAUGUGCCAGAAUGAGUACUGAAUCCAAAAUACAGCUGGAGCAACUUGUGUCUGCCCAAGAAGUCAAAACUGUUGCUCUAAAGGAGCAAAUUAAAGAUGUUGGUACAACCUCACUUACCCUUGAUAUUCCAUCAGUGCCUGCCUCAACUGAAAAACCAAUAGAUACUCUGAAAGUGAGAGAAAGAAAAGAAGAACAUUUUGAGGAACAUGACGAGGAGACACAUAUAGUUGAAGCCAAGGAACAAGAAGACAGAAGUCCCAUCAUGUACCUAGGUUUGAUGGACACUGUUGUUGAGGAAGGUGACAGUGUGAAAUUUACUUCCAACAUAGUAAAUGCUGAGGUGGUAAAUUGGUAUUUUGAGAGUAAUCUGAUAUUUUCAGGCAGUGAGUUCAAGUGUUUGCAAGACCAUGACACUUACACACUCAUAAUCAACCAAGCACUCAAGGAAGUACAUCAAGGAGAGUACACCUGUGAGGCUCUGAAUGAAAAUGGAAAAACGACAGCAACAGCAACACUCACAGUUGUAAAAAGAGUUGCACCCAUCCUGAGGAGAAGGCUAGAAUCCCAAGAAGUUGCUGUGAACCACCUUGCCAAGUUCACUUGUGAGAUUGAAAUGGCACCAGAUGUACGAUUUCAGUGGUACAGAGCAGGACGGGAAAUCUUCGAUGGGGAUAAGUACACCAUUUAUACAGCUAAUUACACAUCGAUUCUUCAAAUCCCAAGACCUCAAGUUGUGGACUGUGGUGAAUACAGCUGCAAGGCAUCCAACCAGUAUGGGAGUGUCAGCAGCAAAGCCACAUUAACAGUAACUGAAGCGUUUCCUCCAACUUUUGUAACCAGACCUGAAUCUCUUACAACUUUUGUGGGUAAGAGUGCCAGGUUUCCCUGUACUGUGGCAGGCACGCCCGUGAUAGACAUAGUGUGGCAGAAGGACGGAGUUCCCAUCUCUUCCACCGAACACUACAGGAUUUUAGCAUCUGACACCAAGCACUGUUUAGAGAUUGCACAUCUCACAGUUAACCACAGGGGGGUAUACAGCUGCAAAGCCUCCAACAAGUUUGGAGCAGAUGUCUGCCAGGCAGAAUUAACCAUUAUCGAUAAGCCACAUUUUAUUAAGGAAUUGCAGUCUGUACAGUCUGCAGUCAAUAAAAAGAUACGUCUUGAAUGUCAAGUGGAUGAAGACCGAAAAGUAACUGUCUUCUGGACUAAAGAUGGCCAUAGAAUACCUCCAGGCAAGGAUUACCGGAUCAUCUUUGAAGACAAAAUAGCAUCACUCGAAAUCCCACUGUCCAAGCUUAAAGAUUCUGGCACGUAUUCCUGCACUGCCACAAAUGAAGCUGGAAGUAGUUCCUCGUCUGCAACAGUAACCAUCAGAGAACCUCCAAAGUUUGCCAAGAGGCUAGACCCAUUCAACGUUGUGAAACAGGGUGACUCCACACGACUUGAGUGUAAAAUCACUGGCUCUCCUGAAAUCAGAGUGGUAUGGUACAGAAAUGAUACUGAGCUCCAUGCUAGUGAAAAGCUCCAGAUGUCAUUCAUAGAUUCUAUUGCAGUUCUUGAAAUGAGGCAUCUCGGCAUUGAAGAUAGCGGAGAUUACAUAUGUGAAGCACAGAAUCCUGCUGGCAGAGCAAGCUGCAGUACAAAACUUCUAGUAAAAGAACCUCCUGUAUUUAGCAGAAAACCAUCUCCAGUAGAUACCCUCAAAGGUACCGAAGUUCGCCUUGAAUGUGAAAUCUCUGGGAGUCCACCAUUUGAUAUCACAUGGUAUAAGGAUAAGAGACAAAUCCGCAGCAGUAAAAAAUACAAGGUCACCUCCAAAAACUACUAUGCAAAUAUUCAUAUUCUUAACAUUGAAACUUCUGACAUUGGUGAAUAUCAGUGCAAAGCGAAGAAUGAUGUGGGAAGUGAUACUUGCCUUUGUACUGUAAAACUGAAAGAACCACCAAAAUUUGUCACCAAAAUCAAUAGUCUAACUGUUGUGGUGGGUGAACCAGUAGAGUUACAAGCAACAGUAGAAGGCUCUCAGCCUAUUUCAGUUUUGUGGCUCAAGGAUAAGGAAGAGGUCAUCCGAGAAAGUGAAAACACUGCAGUAACCUACGUGGAAAACAUUGCCACUUUACAGCUUGCCAAAGCAGAGCCAUCAAGUGCUGGGAAGUAUAUCUGUCAAGUCAGCAACGAUGCUGGAACCCGUGAAUGUAUGGCUAUUUUAACAGUCUUAGAGCCUGCUGUCAUUGUGGAAAAGGCAGAGCCAAUGAAAGUUACUGUAGGAGAUGCCUGUACCUUACAGUGCAAAGUGAGCGGAACCCCUGAACUUUCAGUAGGCUGGUUUAAGGAUGGAAAAGAACUGAUAAGCAGUGACAAAUACAGAAUUGUCUUCUACAAAAACACGUCUACACUUAAAAUUCUUGAUUCAGAAAGGGAAGACAGUGGCCUAUAUACCUUUGGGGUACAGAACAACGUGGGCAAAAGCAGCUGCACCGCUUCAGUUGAAGUUCUAGAUCGGAUCAUUCCACCCUCUUUCACAAGAAAACUAAAAGAAACCCAUGGUGUCCUGGCUUCUUCUGUGGUUCUCGAAUGCAAAGUUGCAGGAUCUCUACCAAUUACCGUUGCUUGGUUUCAUAAUGGUCAUAAGCUGACUGGUGGGGAAAAACAUCAGAUCACCUUUUCUGAUAAUGUUUGCACUUUGCAAAUCACUUCACUGAACUUAUCUGAUACAGGGACUUACAUAUGCAAAGCUGCUAAUGUAGCAGGCUCCAGUGAGACCAGGGCUGUUUUAACCGUGCAAGAACCACCCUCUUUUGUGAAGGAACCCGAAUCUGUGGACAUUUUGCCCAGCAGAAGUGCUACCUUUUCAGCUGCCUUCAGAGGAACUCCACCAUUUAAAGUGAACUGGUUUAGAGGAGUCAAUGAACUGGUACCGAGUGAUAAAUGUAAUAUCUAUUUGGAAGAUUCUGUCACAGAUCUAGAGCUCUUUGAUGUAGAGCCAUCACAGAGUGGAGAGUACACUUGUAUUGUAAGCAAUGAAGCUGGCAAAGUGUCUUGUACAACACAUCUUUUGGUCAAAGAGCCAGCAGUUUUUGUGAAGAAACUAAGUGACCACUGUGUGGAACCAGGAAAAUCUAUAAUUUUAGAGAGCAGGUACACAGGUAGCCUCCCAAUUUCAGUGACAUGGAAGAAAAAUGGAGUCAUUUUAAGCCAAUCUGAUAAGUGCAGCAUCACUACAACCGAGAAAUCUUGCAUUCUGGAAAUACUUAAUAGUACAAAAGAUGACCAAGGGGAAUAUACCUGUAUGGUGGAAAAUGAGGCUGGAGAAGAUAUUUGUGAAGCAUUGGUAUCUACUUUAGAACCUCCUUCUUUCAUCACACACCUGGGGCCUCUUGAAGUAUCAGUUGGAGACUAUACAACUUUACAGUGCCAAGUUUCUGGAACUCCAGAAAUCACAAUAUCUUGGUACAAAGGCGAUACUAAAUUAAGAUCCACUCCCGAGCAUAAGAUGUACUUCAAAGACAAUGUUGCCACAUUGAUAUUUAACAAAGUAGAUGUCGGUGACAGUGGGGAAUAUAUUUGCAAAGCUGAAAACAGUGUUGGAACUGCCUCUUCAAAUGCUAUCUUGACAGUCCAAGAACGAAAACGUCCACCUUCUUUUGUGAAGAUAUUAAAGGAUACAGAGCAAACUAUUGGCUUCCCAGUUAAAUUUGUUUGCCGCCUAAAUGGGUCUGAACCUAUUAGUGUUACUUGGUAUAAAGAUGGUGUACCUUUAAGAGAUGACUUCAAUGUGCAAACCUCUUACAUUGAUAAUGUGGCCACCCUUCAUCUCUUGCAAACUGACAUGGCCCAUACUGGGCAGUAUUCUUGCGUGGCUACCAAUCCUGUUGGGACUGCUACUUCUAGUGCUAGAUUCACAGCCUCAGAAGCCAAACAAGCUCCCUUGUUUGAUAUCACACCUGAAUCUAGAGAUGUUCCUGUGGGAGAAGGUGUUGACUUCGAGUGCCAUGUGACUGGAACCCACCCUAUACAUGUUAUCUGGGCAAAAGAUGGCCGAGAGAUCCGCACAGGAGGAAAUUAUGCAAUCACAUUUGUGGCAAAUACAGCUCACUUAAGGAUUCUGAGAGUAGGCAAAGGAGAUUCUGGACAGUAUACCUGCCAGGCUAGCAAUGAAGUUGGCAAAGACUUUUGCUCAGCUCAGCUUAAUGUGAAAGAACCUCCUAAAUUUGUAAAGAAGCUUGAAGCCUCAAGAAUGGUGAAGCAGGGUGACUCAUGUCAACUUGACUGUAAAAUCAGUGGCUCCCCAGAAAUCAAAAUUGCAUGGUAUAAGAAUGACCAAGAACUCCAUGCUAGUGAUAAAUACUACAUGACCUUCAGUGAUGCUACAGCGGUUCUCAUCAUCGUUGAUGCCAAUCUUGAAGACAGUGGCGAUUACAUUUGUGAAGCUCUUAAUUCUGCUGGCACUGCGAGCUGCAGUACAGUAGUAACAGUAAAAGAGCCUCCUGUUUUUAGCAAGAAGCCUAGCCCUGUAGACACCCUUAAGGGCACUGAUGUUAUCCUUCAGUGCGAAAUUGCAGGCACACCACCAUUUGAAGUUGCCUGGUUCAAAGACAGAAAGCAGAUCAGAGGCAGUAAGAAGUUCAAAGUCACAAUAAAGAACUUCAGUGCCAGUGUUCACAUUCUUAACCUUGAAGCUGCUGACACAGGAGAAUAUCAGUGCAAAGCCUCCAAUGAGGUGGGAAGUGACAUUUGCUCUUGCGCUGUCAAGUUCAAAGAACCACCACGGUUUGUUAAGAAAUUGAGUGACACUUUCACCUACGCAGGGGAACCCACUGCUUUACGAGCUGUAGUGGAAGGUUCCCAGCCCAUUUCUGUUUUGUGGCUUAAGGACAAAGGUGAAAUAAUCAGGGAGAGCGAAAACCUCCAGAUUUCAUUUUCAGACAACAUUGCAACUCUUCAGAUUGCAAGCGCUGAAGCCGCCAGUGGUGGGAAAUACAUCUGCCAGAUUAAAAAUGAUGCUGGGAUGCGAGAAUGUGCUGGAUACUUGCAAGUCCUAGAACCAGCUGUAAUCCUAGAAAAGCCUGAACCAAUGAUAGUUACAGCUGGCAGUGCUUUUACUUUGGAGUGCACUGUGGGUGGGACUCCAGAGCUAAUCACCAAAUGGUUUAAGGAUGGAAGACAGCUGGCCAACAGUCGCAAACACCAAAUUAGCUUUUCCAAUAAAGUAGCAACGCUCAAGGUCCUUUCUGCAGACAUGGAUGACCGAGGGCUAUACACUUUUGAAGUGCAAAAUGAAGUGGGGAAAAGCAGCUGCACUUCCUCCGUGGAUGUCUCAGAACACCUUAUCCCACCUUCUUUUAUAAGAAGAUUAAAAGAAACGUUUGGUGUGCUGGGUUCUUCCAUUGUUCUGGAGUGUAAAAUUGCUGGAUCGCUACCAAUGACCGUGGCUUGGUUUUAUGGAAGCGAUGAGAUCUUCAGUGGAGAUAAAUAUGAAACCAGCUUUUCCGAUAAUGUCUGUACCUUGAAGGUGAAUGCUCUAGAAUCCUCUGACACAGGUCCCUAUACCUGCACUGCUGCCAACGUAGCUGGUUCUGACGAAUGUAGCGCUUUUUUGACUGUUCAAGAACCACCCUCUUUUGCAAAGACACUGGAUCCGCUGGAGGUUUUACCGGGGAUGAGUGUGACAUUCAGGAGUCUGAUCAGAGGAACUCCUCCAUUCAAGGUGAACUGGUUCAAAGGAAGCAGGGAACUUGUGCCAGGGAAAACAUGCAACAUCCUCUUGACAGAUUCAACUGCAGAACUGGAAUUGUUUGAAGUAGGACCUCUCCAGACCGGAGAUUACACCUGCCUUGUUACUAAUGAUGCUGGCAGUGCUUCUUGUACUACACAUCUUUUUGUGAAAGAACCAGCUGUAUUUCUGAAGAAACUGAGUGAUUUCAGCGUAGAGCAUGGGAACUCCAUCAUUCUAGAAAGUACAUUCAGUGGAACUCCUCCACUUUCGGUGACAUGGAAGAAGAAUGGCUUAAACCUCACACAGUCUCCAAAAUGUAAUAUAACGACCACAGAAAAAUCAGGCAUCCUGGAAGUCCUUAGUAGUAACAGAGAAGAUGAAGGAGAAUACACAUGUGAAGUUGCAAAUGAUGCUGGGGAGGAUGUAUGCCAUGCCUUGGUGUCAAUCUUAGAACCACCUUAUUUUGUUAAACACUUGGAAAGUGUGGAGGUGACCAUUGGAGAGCCUUUGUCUUUACGAUGCCAAGCAGCUGGAACGCCAGAAAUUAAAGUGUCGUGGUACAAAGGAGAUACCAAACUAAGAUCUACUCAGGCUUAUAAAAUGCACUUCAAGAACAAUAUAGCUACACUUACUUUCAGCCGGGUGGAGAAUGCUGACAUUGGCGAAUACACCUGCAAAAUAGAGAACAGUGUUGGGUUCGCUACUUCAACAACCAUGCUAGCUAUCAAAGAACGUAAACUUCCACCUUCAUUUACGAAGAAGCUAAAAGAUGUACAAGAAAUGGUUGGGUGUCCUGUUGCUUUUGAUUGCCGCAUCAUUGGCUCUGAGCCUCUUCAGGUGUCUUGGUACAAGGAAGGGCUGCUCUUGCGGGAUGAUCAUAACAUUCAAGCAACCUUCUUAAAUAAUGUAGCAACCCUUCAAAUCUUACAAACAGAGAUGGCUCACUCUGGCCAGUACAUUUGCACAGCUCAAAAUGCCCUUGGAACGGCUUCUUCCAGUGCCAAACUCCAACUCUCAGAACAUCUGAAACCUCCUUUCUUUGACGUGAAGCCUUUGCCUCUUGAUGUUGCUCUUGGGGAAAGUGGUUCUUUCACGUGCCAUGUCACAGGAUCUGCGCCAAUGAAAAUCACCUGGGCGAAAGAUAGCAGAGAGAUCCGUCCUGGUGGCAAUUACAAGAUUACACUGGUAGAAAACACAGCCACACUGACUGUUCUUAAAGUAGGUAAAGGUGAUGCUGGACUUUAUACCUGCUCUGCAAGCAACAGUGCUGGGAAGGAUUCUUGUGGUGCUCAGCUGACCUUCAAAGAGCCACCAAGAUUUAUUAAGAAGUUAGACUCUUCCAGAGUUGUGAAAGAACAUGAUUCAACUAGAUAUGAAUGCAAGAUAGGUGGUUCCCCAGAAAUUCACAUUGCGUGGUACAAGGGUGAAACUCAAAUUCAUCCCAGUGACAAAUACAGCAUGUCUUUCAUUGAUUCAGUGGCAGUCAUUGAAAUGCACAAUCUGACUGUUGAAGACAGUGGAGACUACGCUUGUGAAGCUCAAAAUGCAGCUGGUAGUGCUAACAGCAGUACCUCCCUGAAAGUGAAAGCUCCUCCAGUUUUCCGCAAGACACCUCGGCCAAUAGAAUCCUUGAAAGGAGUUGAUGUUCAUCUGGAAUGUAUGCUUCAAGGCACACCUCCCUUCCAAAUUUUAUGGUAUAAAGAUAAAAGAGAAAUCCGAACUAGCAAGAAGUACAAGAUUUUGUCUGAGAAUUACCUUGCUAGUCUACACAUUCUUAACACUGAUGCUGCAGACGCCGGUGAAUAUCACUGCAAAGCUGUCAACGAUGUGGGAAGUGAUGCUUGCGUUUGUUCUGUGACGCUGAGAGAACCCCCGAGGUUUGUGAAGAAACUUCAUGAUAUCAGUGCACUAGUUGGGGAGCCAGCAGAAUUACAAGCAACUAUCGAAGGCUCUGAGCCAAUUUCUGUUCUUUGGUUGAAAGACAAAGGAGAAAUUAUCCAAGAAAGUGACAACCUCUGGAUGUCAUAUACAGAUAAAGUGGCAAUCCUUCAAGUUGUAAACGCAGAGCCAACCGACGCAGGAAAAUACACUUGCCAGAUUAAAAAUGAUGCUGGAAGUCAGGAAUGUUUUGCUACCAUAUCAGUUCUCGAGCCAGCAACUAUUGUAGAGAAGCCAGAACCAAUGAAAGUUACAGCAGGAGAUUCUUGUACCUUAGAGUGUACUGUUUCUGGGACACCUGAGCUUACCACUCGGUGGUUGAAGAAUGGAAUUGAACUCACUUCUGACCAGAAAUACAAAAUCACUUUCUUCAAUAAAGUAUCUGGGCUCAAGAUUCUGAAUGCAGGUUUACAGGAUAGUGGAGAAUAUACAUUUGAGGUGAAGAACAGCGUUGGUCAGAGCAGCUGUACAGCUUCUGUACAGGUUUCAGAUCGCAUUAUACCACCUUCAUUCACAAAAAGGCUGAAAGAAACACAUGGUCUCUUGGGCUCAUCAACUGUACUUGAAUGCAAAGUCAUUGGAUCCCCUCCAAUCUCUGUUUCUUGGUUCCAUGAUGGUUAUGAGAUCAGUAGUGGAGAAAAAUAUCAAGCAACUCUUACAGAUAACACGUGCUCUUUAAAAGUGAAUGCUCUUCAAGAAUCAGAUAUUGGAACUUACACUUGUAUAGCAACCAAUGUAGCUGGAUCUGAUGAAUGUGAAGCAUAUUUCAUGAUCAGAGAACCUCCAUCUUUUGUGAAGAAACCUGAACCUUUGCAAGUUUUAUCUGGAGCAAAUGUAACAUUCACAAGUAUCAUUAAAGGAACCCUCCCUCUUGAUGUCAAAUGGUUUAGGGGUAGCGUUGAAUUAGUCCCAGGACAUAGAUGUAACAUAUCUCUAGAAGAAUCAGUUGCUGAACUGGAGUUGUUUGAUGUUCACCCUAUCCAAAGUGGAGACUAUACUUGCAUUGUUAGUAAUGAAGCUGGCAAAAUCUCUUGUACAACUCACCUCUUUAUAAAAGAACCAGCCAAAUUUGUGAAGAAACUGAAUGACUUCCGUGUUGAGAAAGGAAAACAGUUAAUUUUAGAAUGCUCAUACACUGGUACCCCUCCUAUUCGGGCAUCUUGGAGGAAAAAUGGUAUAAAUUUAUCUCAGUCAGAAAAAUGCAGUAUUACCACUACAGAAACAUCUGCCAUACUGGAGAUCUCUAACAGCAGACUAGAGGAUGCUGGAUUGUAUUCUUGCCAUAUAGAAAAUGAUUCAGGACAAGAUCAUUCUCAGGCAGCUGUAUCAAUCUUAGAACCACCAUACUUUGUCCGAAAUCUAGAGUCAGUCCAGGUGACAGUCGGAGAUUCUGCAUCAUUACAAUGUCAGAUCGCUGGAACACCAGAAAUCAGUGUAUCAUGGUACAAAGGAGACACAAAACUAAGACCAACCAGUACUUCUAAAAUGCACUAUAAAAACCAAGUGGCCACUUUAGUAUUCAACCAGGUGGAUAGCAAUGAUAGUGGGGAGUAUGUCUGCAAAGCAGAAAACAGUGUUGGGGAAGCUGCAUCUUCAGCACUGCUAUCUGUUCAAGAACGUAAACUUCCUCCUUCAUUUUCACGAAAAUUAAGAGACAUUCAUGAAACUCUCGGCUUACCAGUUACAUUUGAUUGUGGCAUUACUGGUUCUGAACCAAUUGAAGUAACCUGGUAUAAAGAUGGUGCACAAAUAAGAGAUGGCUAUAAUGUGCAAACAUCAUAUUUAAAUAAUGUUGCAGCUCUACAGAUCUCACAAACUGACAUGAGUCUUGCUGGACAAUAUACUUGCACAGCUUCCAAUGCCAUUGGAACUGCUUCUUGUAGUGCCAAACUCAUCCUUACAGAGGGGAAGAGACCACCAUUCUUUGACAUCCCAAUUACGCAUGUUGAUGCAGUUGUUGGUGACAGUGCUGACUUUGAGUGUCAUAUUUCUGGAACACGUCCUAUUAAGGUUACUUGGUCAAAGGAUAAUCGUGAAUUACGAACUGGAGGGAAGUAUCAGAUCAGCUAUAUAGAAAACACAGCCCAUUUGACAAUUCUGAAAGUUGACAAAGGAGACUCUGGAAAAUAUUCAUGUCAUGCUAGUAAUGAAGUUGGAAAGGAGUCUUGCACAGCUCAACUUAAUAUUAAAGAGCGACAGAAUCCACCUAUUUUCACCAAAAAGUUAUCUGAAACGGUAGAAGAGACGGAAGGAAACAGCUUUAAACUUGAGGGCCAUGUUUCUGGUACCCAACCUCUGAUGGUUGCCUGGUACAGAAAUAACCAGGAGAUCUAUGGAAGUCCUAACUGUGAACUAGCAUUUGAGAACAACACUAUUCUGCUGCUUGUUAAAAAUGCAGGACCAGCUGAUGCAGGCUUAUAUACCUGCAAAGUAUCCAAUGAAGUUGGAAGCGCCCUUUGUACUUCCUCCGUUGUCAUUAAAGAACCCAAAAAGCCUCCGGUAUUUGAUCGACCUCUUAAAUCAGUGACAAUAGACGAAGGCAAAAUCCUGCAACUCGUUUGCCAUGUCGUUGGAUCACAGCCAAUUAGGAUCCAGUGGCUAAAAGCUGGGAGAGAACUGAGAUCAACUGACAAAUGCAGCUUCAGCUUUGCAAACGGAACUGCUCUCUUAGAAAUCCAAGCAGUUACUAAAACUGAUUCUGGCGAAUUUGUGUGCAAAGCCUCAAACACAGCUGGAAGUGAUUCUUCCAAGGCAAAAGUGACAGUUAAAGAAAAACCCACAGCUGUACCAGUUGCUAAGGCAGUACCAACUGACGGAAAGCUUUUCUUUGUCUCUGAACCUCGAAGUAUCACUAUAAUUGAAAAGAGUGUAGCAACAUUUAUUGCUAAAGUUGGUGGUGAUCCGAUCCCCAAUGUGAAAUGGAUGAAAGGAAAGUGGAGGCAACUUAAUCAAGGAGGUCGCAUUACAAUCCAGCAAAAAGGAGAUGAGGCCAAGCUGGAAAUCAAGGAUGCAACAAAAACUGAUUCUGGGCAGUACAGAUGUGUGGCUUUUAAUGAGCAUGGUGAAAUUGAAAGUGCUGCCAACCUUCAGGUUGAGGAACGAAGGAAAGAAGUUAUUGAAGGUGACCUAAGAGCAAAAUUAAAAAAAACUCCCACAAAAAGGAAGGAAGAUGAGGAAGAACAGGCAAUUGAUAUCAUGGAACUCCUAAAAAAUGUAGAUCCCAAAGAAUAUGAGAAAUAUGCUCGCAUGUAUGGAAUCACAGAUUUCCGAGGUCUCCUGCAAGCAUUUGAGUUGCUAAAAGAAACCCAGGGAGAAGAAACACACAGACUGGAGAUUGAAGUAAAAGAGAGAUCAAGGAGAGAAGAACAAGAGUUUGAUGAACUUGUAGCAUUCAUUCAGCAAAGGCUUACACAAACAGAGCCCGUUACUUUGAUCAGAGAUAUUGAAGAUCAGACUGUAUUAACAGAUGAAGAUGCUAUCUUUGAAUGUGAUAUUAAAAUAAAUUAUCCAGAAAUCAAACUGUCCUGGUACAAAGGCACAGAGAGAUUGAUCUCAAGCAAGAAGUAUGAAAUCAGAAUUGAAGGAGACCGGCAUAUACUUAAAAUCAGGAAUUGUCAACUUGGAGAUCAGGCAAAUUACAGAGUGGUCUGUGGUCCACAUAUUGCCAGUGCUAAGCUUAACGUGAUUGAACCUGCAGUUGAACGUCAUUUGCGUGAUACUUCCCUCAAAGAAGGCUUUACCUGCUCUUUGGUUUGUCAAUUCUCUGUGCCAAAUGCAAAAUCUCAGUGGUACAGAAAUGGAAAAGUCCUUCAUAUAGGAGGUAGAUAUUCCACAGAUGUCUCCGACAAAGUGCAUAGACUCAUCAUCAAAGAUGUAAGAACAGAAGACCAGGGACAAUAUACCUGCAGAUUUGACCAUCUAGAGACAACUGCUGAGCUAACAAUUGAAGCUGAACCAAUUCAGUUUACAAAGACCAUCCAAAAUAUUGUGGUCAGUGAAUUCCAAUCUGCAACCUUUGAGUGUGAAGUCUCCUUUGAUGAUGCCGUCGUCACAUGGUACAAAGGGGCAACAGAGCUCAAGGAGAGUCUGAAGUACAGCUUUAGGAGCGAAGGCCGAUGCCAUUAUAUGACUAUCCACAACGUUACUGCAGAUGAUGAAGGAGUGUAUUCAGUUAUUGCUCGCCUUGAGCCAAGAGGUGAAGCAAGAAGCACUGCUGAACUCUACCUUACUACUAAAGAGAUUAAACUGGAAGUAAAGCCUCCAGAUGUCCCAGAUGCCCGAGUUGCAGUUCCAGUUGAAGUUCCAGCUGAAGAUGUUCCUGUUCUUCCUAUCUUCAUCCCUGUGCCAGAAGAAAAGAAAAAAGAAAAAGUGAUUAAAAAGAAAAUCAUCAAAAAGGUGACUCCAAAAGUCCCAGAGGAAGUUCCACCUCCUAAAGAACCAGUAAGGAAACCAGAACCACCACCUCCUGCCCCAGUCCCAGUCCCAGUCCCCAUAGUAGAAGAAAUUGUUCCAACCAAAGAACCAGUAAGGAAACCAAAACCACCACCUCCUGCCCCAGUCCCAGUCCCAGUCCCCAAAGUAGAAGAAGUUAUUCCAACCAAAGAACCAGUAAGGAAACCGAAACCACCACCUCCUGCCCCAGUCCCAGUCCCCAAAGUAGAAGAAAUUAUUCCAACCAAAGUUCCAGCCAAGAAACCUGAAAAGAUCAAAGUCACAACUGUGAUUAAGAAGAAGGAGCCUGUUUAUGAGAAGAAGGAAGAAAUCUAUGAGGUUCGCAAAGAAGCAUAUGAAGAAUGGGAAGAGGAAUAUGGGGAGAAACAGGAAUAUUAUGAAAAAGAAGAAGGUUAUGAUGAAGGGGAAGAGGAAUGGACAUAUGAAGAAAGAAAAGUAAUUUACGAGAAAAAACCAGCUUAUCGGGAGGAGUGGGAAGAGGAUUAUGGGGAGGAACAUGAAUAUUAUGAAAAAGAAGAAGGUUAUGACGAAGGAGAAGAUGAAUGGACAUAUGCAGAAAAAGAAGUAACUUACAAGAAAAAGCCAGUUUAUCACGAAGAAGUGGUCCAAGUUCCUAAAAAGCCAGAGCCUGUGCGAAAACCACCAGAAAUUUCAGCCAAGAAAGAAGAAAAGAAAAAAAUCAUUACACAGAAAGUUAUUCGGAAGCCUGUAACUGAAGAGGUGGCAAAAACAGCUCAGCAGCUGGAGGAAGAACGACUGAGAAGAGUUAAAGCUCCAGAAGUUCCAUCCAAAAAACCUGCAGAGAUGCUUGUCCAUGAGGAAGUUAUAGAACGAAAAGUCCCAGCUGAACCGAAAUGGACUAUUUCAGAGGAAAAAGUGACUGUUUCCUAUCACGAAGAAGAAGAAUAUAAAUAUGGUUCAGAACCUGAAGAAUAUGAGGAGGAAGGCUUCUAUGUGGAAUAUCCAACUGAAGAACCAGAAGAGUAUGAAGAAAAAAAGUUCUAUGUAGAAGUUCCCGAAGUUCCACGACCUAAAGUUCCAGUGGUCCCUAAGAAAGCAGAAGAGAAAGUUCCUAUUGCUGUCCUCAAGAAACCAGAGCCUCCGCCAGCUAAAGUUCCUGAGGUGCCAAAGAAGCCAGUCCCAGAAAAGAAAAAACCUGCUCCUCCUGAAAAAGUGGAGGUUCCUCCAGCUAAAGUUCCUGAGGUACCUAAGAAACUUGUUCCAGAAAAAAGAAAGCCUGCUGCAGUCCCCAAGAAAGAAGUACCACCACCAGCUAAAGUGCCUGAAGUGCCAAAGCCAGUCCCAGAGGAAAAAGUGCCUGUUCCCAUUCCUAAAAAAGUGGUACCACCUGCUAAAGUGCCAGAGGUACAUGAGAAAGUUGUUCCAGAAGAAAAAGUUGCCGUUCCGAAGAAAAAAGAGGUUCCCCCAGCUAAAGUACCGGAGGUGCCCAAGAAACCAGUUCCUGAGGAAAAAGUACCCCGACUCCGUAAAAAGGAAGAGGUUUCUCCAGCAAAAGUGCCUGAGGUACCAAAGAAAGUAAUUGCUGAGGAAAAAGUUCCUGUUGCUGUGCCCAAAAGAGUUGAACCCCCUCCAGCUAAAGUGCCCAAGAUGCCUAAGAGGGCUGUUUUAGAAGAGAAAAUGUUUGUUUCUGAAGAAACAGUAUCUGUUACCAUUUCUAAAAGAUUGGAAGCUCCUUUACCUGAAGUGGAAAAAUGGACAGAAGAAGUAGAGGAAGAAGAAGAGGAAAAAGAAGAGGAGGAAGAAGAAGAAGAAGAAGAACCCAUUUCUUAUGAGGCAGAAGAAGAAGUCCCUUAUGAGAAAGAGGAGGAGAUCUCAGAAGUAACAGAAGAGACCUAUUACGCUGAGGAGGAAGUGCAUAUUACUGUUCCUGAAGAAGUGCCACCAAUUAAAGUGCCAGAGGUCCGGAAGAGACCUGAACCAGAGAAGAGAGAACCAGUUGCUCCUCCCAAGAAAGUGGAAGCUCCUCCAGCAAGAGUGCCCAAGAAAGUCCCUCCUGAAGAGAAAGUUCCACCUAAAGUUAAAGAACCUCCACCACCCAAAGUGACAGAAAUCCGCAAGAAAAAAGUGAUUACUGAAGAAAAAGUUUCUGUCUCUAAAAAAGAAGAAGUUCCACCCAAAAAAGUACCAGCUGUGCCAAAGAAAGUUGUCCCAGAAGAGAAAGUCCAUGUUCCAAAACCUAAGAAAGAGGUAGCACCACCACCACCUAGAGAAGUGCCAGAAGUUCCAAAGCGAGUUGUGUCAGAAGAAAAAGUAUCAAUGGUUAUCCCCAAAAGAAAAGUAGCUCCACCAGAAAAAGAAGCCAUGGAAGAGCACUGGGGUUAUACAGAGGAAGUGUCUGUUUCUCUUCGUACAGAGGAGGACGUUUCAUAUACAGUUCCUGAAGAGCCUGAGAGAGCUAUCAGAAAAGAAAGAAUACCUAUAUCAAUUACUGCAAAAGUGAAGAAACCUCCUGCUAAAGUUCCUGAAGUUCGUAAGACUGUAAUUCGAAAAGAAGUGGUCCAUGUGGAAGUUCCUCAGUAUGAAGAAGAGGCUCCUCAGUAUGAAGAAGAGGAAGAAGUUCCCGAAUAUGAAGAGGAAGAAAUCCCACAAUAUGAAGAAGAGGAACAAUAUGUGGAGGAAGUCUCACGAUAUGAGGAGAAGGUCUCACUAUAUGAGGAGGAAGUCUCACGAUAUGAAGAAGAAGUACCUCGUGAGGAAGAAGAAGAAGUAGUAGUGGUACCUCAUUAUGAAGAAGUUCCUGAGUAUGAAGAAGAAGAAGAAGAAGAAGAAGAAGAAGAAGAAGAAGAAGAAGAAGAAGAAGAAAUUCCUCCACCUCCUCCACCUAAAGUGCCUGAAGUCCUCAAGAAACCUGUGCCUGAGAAAAAGGUUCCUGCUGUGCCUGUUCCCAAGAAAAAGGAAGCUCCUCCAGUGAAAGUGCCCAAGGUGCCAAAGAAACCUGUCCCUGAAGAAAAGGUUCCUGUGCCAAAACGGAAAGAAGCUCCACCAGCUAAAGUGCCUGAAGUACCCAAGAAACCAGUACCUGAAGAGGAAGUGCCUGUUCCUGUCCCUAAACGGGUAGAAGCUCCUCCUGCUAAAGUGCCGGCUGUGCCGAAAAAGGUUGAGCCUGAAGAAAGAGUACCUGUUGCAGUUCCUAAAAAACCAGAGCCCCCUCCACCUAAAGUGCCUGAAAUACCUGAGGAAGCAGUGGUUGAAGCUGAAGUGCCUCCACCAGCUAAAGUCCCAGAAGUACCUAAGAAAGUUGUACCAGAAAAGAAGAUUCCUGCAGCUGUUCCCAAAAAAGUGGAGCCACCCCCACCUCCUGUUGCAAAAGUGCCUGAAGUUCCCAAACCUGUUCCAGAAGAGAAAGUGCCUGUUCCCAAGAAGGUGCCAGCUCCACCAGCCAAAGUGCCCGAAGUUCCCAAACCAGUCCCAGAAGAGAAAGUGCCUGUUCCCAAAAAAGUACCAGCUCCACCAGCCAAAGUGCCUGAAGUUCCCAAACCUGUCCCAGAAGAGGAAGUGCCUGUUCCCAAAAAAGUGCCACCUCCACCAGCCAAAGUUCCCAAACCUGUCCCAGAAGAGAAAGUGCCAGUUCCCAAAAAAGUGCCAGCUCCACCAGCCAAAGUUCCCAAACCUGUCCCAGAAGAGAAAGUGCCAGUUCCCAAAAAAGUGCCAGCUCCACCAGCCAAAGUGCCUGAAGUUCCCAAACCUGUCCCAGAAGAGGAAGUGCCUGUUCCGAAAAAGGUGGCACCUCCACCAGCCAGAGUGCCUGAAGUUCCCAAACCUGUCCCAGAAGAGGAAGUGCCUGUUCCCAAAAAAGUGCCACCCCCACCAGCCAAAGUUCCCAAACCUGUCCCAGAAGAGAAAGUUCCUGUUCCCAAAAAAGUGCCAGCUCCACCAGCCAAAGUGCCUGAAGUUCCCAUACCAAUAGUAGAAGAGGAAGUGCCUGUUCCCAAAAAGGUGCCACCUCCACCAGCCAAAGUUCCCAAACCUGUUCCGGAAGAGGAAGUGCCUGUUCCCAAAAAGGUGCCAGCUCCACCAGCUAAAGUGCCUGAAGUUCCCAAACCUGUCCCAGAAGAGGAAGUGCCUGUUCCCAAAAAGGUGCCACCUCCACCAGCCGAAGUUCCCAAACCUGUCCCAGAAGAGAAAGUUCCUGUUCCCAAAAAAGUCCCAGCUCCACCAACCAAAGUGCCUGAAGUUCCCAAACCUGUCCCAGAAGAGGAAGUGCCUGUUCCCAAAAAAGUGCGAGCACCACCAGCCAGAGUUCCCAAACCAGUAGAGGAAGAGGAAGUACUUGAAGUUCCCGAAAGAGUGCCAGCUCCACCAGCCAAAGUGCCUGAAGUGCCCAAGAAAGCAGUCCCAGAAGAGAAGAUACCAGCUGCUGUUCCAGAAGCACCUCCAGCCAAAGUGCCUGAAGUACCCAAGAAACCCAUUCCAGAAGAAAAACUUGUGCCUAAAAAACCAGAGGCCCCACCUGCUAAAGUUCCCAAGGUACUAAAGAAACCUGUUCCAAAAGAAAAGGUUCCGGUUGCUGAGCCAGAAGCUCCACCUCCUGAAGUGCCUGAAGUGCCAAAGAAAGUUGUCCCUGAAAAGAAAGUACCAGCUAAGGUGCCUAAGAAACCAGAGGCUCCACCCACCAAAGUUCCUGAGGUUCCUGAGAUUCCUGAGGUUCCUGAGGAAGUGGUCCCCGAAGAGGAGGUGGUCUCUGAAGAGGAAGUGGUCCCCGAAGAGGAAGUCUAUGUUCCUGAGGUCAAAAAGCCCGUGCCACCUCCUGCCAAAGUUCCAGAAGUGCCCAAGAAAGUCAUCCCAGAAGAAAAAGUUCCCGUGAAAAAGCCAGAACCUCCACCCCCCAAAGUGCCAAAAGUUCGCAAGGAAGUUGUUCCAGAAGAGAGACCUGCUGAACCAGAGGCUCCGCCUACUAAAGAACCAGAGCCAGAAAAGAAGAUAAUCCCCAAACCCAAACCCCGUGUUCCUAUCCCACCGAAAGAGGACAUUAAGGAGGCAAAGGUUCAGCUGAAAGCACCUGGACUGAAACCACGGAAACAACUUCCUGAGCGUGCUGCUCCUCCACCUAAGGAAGAAGUUAUUCUGAAAAGAGUCACAAAAGCUGUUAAGAAGCCUGAGGAGGAAGAGGCUAAACCAGAGAAAGAGCCUAAAGUGGAACCCAAGCCUGUUGAAAUAAUUAAGAAGCCUGAAGUGCCAGAGAUUGAAAAGAAGAAAAUUGAGAUUCCACCAAUCAAGAAAAAAGAAGAAAAAGAAAAGCCAGUGCCUGAACCAGCCAAAGUUGCAGAACCUAAACCAGCAACGAUUCCUGAACCAAAGCCUGCUGUAGCUCUAAAAUCUCCUAAGCCAGUUGCAGAACCAGCACCUGAAGUUGCUCCUGUGACAACUCCAGUGGUUGGGAAGAAAGCUGAGCCCAAAAUUACACCAAAGGAGGAAGCUGCCAAGGGUAGAAGUCCUAUUAAAGCCAAAAAGACACCUUCACCCCUUGAUGCAGAAAGGAGGAAAUUAAGGCCAGGAAGUGGCGGAGACAAGCCACCUGAAGAGCCUCCCUUCACAUACCAACUGAAGGCUGUUCCACUCAAGUUUGUGACAAAGAUUAAAGAUAUUGUGCUGACAGAAGCAGAGUUCAUUGGCUCUUCUGCCACCUUUGAAUGCCUCAUCUCUCCAUCCACUGCUGUCACCUCUUGGAUGAAGGAUGGCAGCAACAUCCGGGAAAGCCCUAAGUACAGGUUCCUGUCUGAUGGCAAAGACCGGAAGCUCCAUAUUCUUGAUGUUCAGCUUGCAGAUGCUGGGGAGUACACUUGUGUCCUGAAGCUGGGAAACAAAGAAACAACAUCAACUGCUAAACUCGUUGUUGAAGAACUGCCAGUGCGCUUUGUGACGCCCUUGGAGGAGGAAGUUACUGUCAUCAAAGGGCAACCCUUUUAUUUAAGUUGUGAGCUAAACAAAGAGAGAGAUGUUGUAUGGAGAAAAGAUGGGAAAAUUAUCCUGGACAUACCUGGGAAACUUGCUGUGGGCAUUAUUGGCUUACAGAGGGCCAUUACAAUCAUGGAUGCUACUGACAAUGAUGGUGGAGAGUACACUGUAACUGUUGCAAAUACUGAACUCAGUUGUAAAACAACUGUUAAAGUUGUUGAAAUGAUAAAGGACUGGCUAGUGAAGCCCAUCCGAGACCAACAUGUGAAACCAAAAGGCACUGCAACAUUUUCUUGUGACAUUGUUAAAGAUACCCCAAAUAUUAAAUGGUACAAAGGUGAUGAAGAAAUUCCUCUUGAACCUAAUGACAAAACUGAAAUUAUAAAAGACGGGCAUCAUAUCUACCUCAAAAUUAAGAAUGCCACACCAGAUGACGUUGGAGAAUAUACAGUUGAAGUUGAAGGUCGCAGAUAUACAGCAAAACUGACACUAGGAGAACGUGAAGUUGAACUGCUUAAACCCCUUGAAGAUGUUACUGUUUAUGAGAAAGAAACAGCAAAUUUUGAUACAGAGAUUUCUGAAGAAGACAUCCCUGGGGAAUGGAAGCUGAAAGGAGAAAUCCUCCGACCCUCUCCUACUUGUGAGAUCAAAGCUGAAGGAGGAAAACGCUUCUUAACGUUACAUAAAGUCAAAUUAGACCAGGCUGGGGAAGUUCUCUACCAGGCUUUGAAUGCAAUUACUACAGCCAUCCUAACAGUAAAAGAGAUUGAGCUGGACUUCAUUGUGCCUUUGAAAGAUGUGACCGUGCCGGAGAAACGGCAGGCAAGGUUUGAGUGUGUGCUCAGCAGAGAAGCCAAUGUCAUGUGGUCCAAAGGCACUGACAUCAUCAAAAUUGGGGACAAAUUUGACAUAAUUGUAGAUGGAACAAAGCAUAUUCUAGUUAUCAAUGAUUCUCAGUUUGAGGAUGAAGGGGAGUACACAGCUGAAGUUGAAGGGAAGAAGACUACAGCAAGACUGUUUGUAGAAGGUAUUAGGCUGAAAUUCAUCACUCCCCUCAAAGAUCAGACAGUGAAGGAAGGAGAGACCGCUUACUUUGAUUUUGAACUUUCUCAUGAAGAUAUGCCAGUAACCUGGUACAAAAAUGAUAAAAAACUUCAUAAUAGUAGGUCAGUUCAUAUUUCUGCAGAAGGGAAGAAACACAAACUGGAAAUAAGUGAAGUGACGCUGGACGAUAUCUCUGAAAUCAAAGCCGUAGUUAAGAACUUGCAUACUGAGGCACACCUAAAGGUCUUAGAGGCUGAUCCAUAUUUCACGGUGAAAUUGCAAGACUAUACUGCUAUUGAAAAAGAUGAUGUCGUUUUGGAGUGUGAACUUAGCAAAGAUGUGCCAGUGAAGUGGUAUAAAGAUGGUGAGGAACUGGUAGCUUCCAAGAGAAUCUCCAUAAGGACUGACGGCAAGCGCCGCAUAUUGAAAAUUAAGAAAGUGUCAGAUGCUGAUAAAGGACAUUAUGAAUGUAAUUGUGGGACUGACAAGACAAAUUGUGAACUUAAGGUUGAGGCUCGAAUGAUAAAUGUAGAGCGUCCCUUAUAUGGUGUGGAGGUAUUUGUUGGUGAAACAGCACGAUUUGAGAUUGAAAUCUCUGAGCCUGAUGUUCCUGCAGUUUGGAAGUUAAAGGGAGAAACUUUAACAGCUUCACCUGAUUGUGAAAUGAUUGAAGAUGGCAAGAAACACAGCCUCGUUCUUUACAACUGCAAGUUGGAUAUGACAGGAGAAGUGUCUUUUGAGGCUGCCAAUGCUAAAAGUGCUGCAAAUCUGAAAGUGAAAGAGCGGCCUCUCCUCAUUAUAACUCCUCUCAGCGAUGUCAAAGUCUUUGAGAAGGAUGAAGCUAAAUUUGAAUGUGAGGUCUCUAGGGAACCAAAGACUUUCCGAUGGUUGAAAGGAACCCAAGAAAUCGCAGGAGAUGAGAAGUUUGAAAUCAUAUCAGAAGGCACAAGGCAUGCUCUUGUCAUUAAGAGUGUGGCUUUUGAAGAUGAAGCAAAAUAUAUGUUUGAGGCUGAAGACAAACGAACAAGUGCUAAACUGAUCAUUGAAGGCAUUCGUCUUAAAUUCAUUACCCCACUCAAAGAUGUAACAGCAAAGGAGCGUGAGUCUGCAAAAUUCACUGUUGAGCUUUCCCAUGGCAACAUUCCUGUCAUCUGGUAUAAAAAUGACCAACGACUCCAUACAUCCAAGGUUAUUUCGAUGAAAGAUGAUGGCAAAUUUCAUACACUCAUAUUUAAAGAUCUCACUAUUGAUGACACAUCUCAGAUCAGAGUGGAAGCUAUGGACAAAUCAAGUGAAGCUAAACUUACUGUUCUUGAGGGAGAUCCUUAUUUUACUGGGAAGCUUCAAGAUUACACUGCUGUGGAAAAAGAUGAGGUUGUUUUACAGUGUGAAAUUAGCAAAGCAAGUGCUCCAGUAAAAUGGUUUAAAGAUGGACAAGAAAUAACUCCAUCUAAGAACGUGAUUAUCAAAGCUGAUGGCAAAAAGAGAAUGCUUAUCCUCAAGAAGGCACUGAAAAAAGAUAUUGGUCAGUACACCUGUGACUGCGGUACUGACCAGACAUCUGCCAAGCUCAACAUUGAAGACCGUGAUAUAUCUAUUGUGCGUCCCCUAUAUAGUGUGGAAAUAUUUGAGACGGAGACAGCUCGUUUUGAAACUGAAAUCUCCGAGGAAGAUAUUCAUGCAAACUGGAAACUGAAAGGACAAUCCUUGGCUCAGUCACCUGAGUGUGAUAUUAAGGAAGAAGGGAAAAGGCACUGUGUUGUACUCUACAAUGUACGCUUGGACCAAGCUGGUGGUGUAGACUUCCAAGCGGCCAACGUCAAAUCAAGUGCUCAUCUUCGAGUGAAACCCCGUAUCAUUGGCCUGCUGAGACCACUCAAAGAUGUAACUGUGACGGCUGGUGAAACGGCAACAUUUGAGUGUGAACUCUCCUAUGAGGGAAUUGUAGUGGAAUGGUUUCUGAAGGGACAGAAAUUGGAACCCAGUGACAAGGUUGUGCCCCGUGCUGAUGGAAGAGUUCAUACUCUUGUUCUCAGGGAUGUGAAGCUAACAGAUGCUGGAGAAGUCGCACUGACUGCAAAGGACUUCAAAACUAAAGCAAACCUUUUUGUAAAAGAACCACCUGUGGAGUUUACUAAACCCCUUGAGGACCAAACUGUGGAGGAGGAAGCCACUGCAGAAUUGGAGUGUGAAAUAUCCAAAGAAAGUGCGCCUGUGAAAUGGUUCAAGAAUGGUCAGGAAAUCCACAAAACAAAGAAAUAUGAUAUCAUCGCUGAUGGCAGAGUCAGAAAACUUGUCAUUCGUGACUGCACGCUGGAUGAUGCUAAAACAUACACCUGUGAUGCUAAAGAUUUCAAAACUUCUUGUUUCUUGAACGUUGAACCCCUUCGUGUUGAGUUUAUUAAACCUCUUACUGAUCUUGAAGUUAAGGAAAAGGAAGUGGCUCGGUUUGAAUGUGAAAUUUCCCGACCAUCUGUUAAGGCACGGUGGUUUAGGGAUGGAACCGAAAUCAAAAAAGGCAAGAAGUAUGACAUCAUUGCAAAAGGUGCCGAGAGAAUACUUGUCAUCAACAAAUGUUUACUUGACGAUGAAGCAGAAUAUGCUUGUGAAGCAAAAGCAGCCAGAACCUCUGGCAUGCUUACAGUGAUAGAGGAGGAAGCUGUCUUUACUAAAAACCUGCCCAAUGUGGAAGUUAAUGAAACAGAUACCAUCAAAUUUAUUUGUGAAGUCUCCAAACCUGGUGCAGAAGUAACAUGGUUCAAAGGUGACCAGGAGCUGCCUGAGGGUGGUAGAGUUGAACAAAAAGCUGAUGGCCGAAAGAGAAUUUUGAUCAUUCACAAUGCUCGCCUGGACGAUGCAGGAGCCUACAGUUGCAAGCUUCCAAGUGCUCAGACAACAGGCAAACUCAAAGUUAAUGAGCUUGCAGCAGAGUUUAUAACUAAACCUCAAAACCUUGAAGUUAUUGAAGGAGAAAAGGCAGAAUUUUCCUGCUCGGUGUCUAAAGAUGGUGUUGAUGUGCAAUGGCUCAGAGGCGAUACUGUUCUUGAAGCAGGUGACAGAUACGAUAUAUAUUCUGAUGGCAAAAAGAGAGUCUUGGUCAUUAAAGAAUCCAUCUUGAAUGAUGAGGGCCGUUAUACUGUCAUGCUUGGAGAUGUCAAAGCAAAAGCAAACUUGAAAGUGAUUGAAAAACUCAGGAUUGUUGUUCCACUGAAAGACCAAAAAGUUAAAGAAGGAGAAGAGCUUGUCUUCAACUGUGAAGUUAAUACAGAAGGUGCCAAAGCUAAAUGGUACAAAAAUAAUGAACCAAUAUUUGAUAGUGUAAAAUACAUCAUGGUCCAUAAGGAUUUGGUGUAUACUCUAAGAAUCAGAGAUGCUCAUCUGAAUGACCAGGCAGUUUACACAGUAACGCUAACAAAUCAGCGAGGAGAACACGUCAAGACAUCUGCUAAUUUAACUGUACUUGAGGAAGAUCUCAGAAUUGUUGAACCUCUUCAAGACAUUGAAACCAUGGAAAAGAAAUCUGUCACAUUCUGGUGCAAAGUUAACCGUCUUAAUGUGAAACUUCCAUGGACAAGGAAUGGUGAAGAAGUCACUUUUGACCGCCGCAUUUUAUACAAAGUGGAUAGAUACAAGCAUUCCCUUAUUAUUAAAGACUGUGGGUUUAUAGAUGAAGGAGAAUACACUGUCACUGCUGGCCAAGAUAAAUCUGUAGCGGAGCUUAUUAUCACAGAAGCACCUGCAGAUUUCAUUGAACAUUUGCAGGACCAAACAGUUACUGAAUUUGAUGAUGCUGUCUUUAGUUGCCAGCUUUCCAAAGAGAAAGCAGCUGUGAAGUGGUACAGAAAUGGGCGUGAAAUAAAAGAAGGCAAAAAGUAUCAGUUUGAAAAGGAUGGAAAUUUACACAGAUUAAUUAUAAAAGAUUGCAGACUAGAAGAUGAAUGUGAAUAUUCCUGUGGAGUGGAUGACAGGAAAUCCAGAGCAAGACUCUUUGUUGAAGAAAUUCCUGUUGAGAUUAUCCGCCCACCACAAGAUGCUUAUGAAGCUCCUGGUACUGAUGUCAUCUUUUCUGCUGAACUGAAUAAAGAUAAAGUGGAGGUCAAAUGGUUGAGAAACAACAUGAUUAUAGUCCAAGGUGACAAACAUCAAAUGAUGAGUGAAGGAAAGAUCCACAGGUUGCAGGUCUGUGAAAUAAGGCCCCGUGACCAAGGAGAAUAUCGAUUUAUUGCCAAAGAUAAAGAAGCUCGAGCUAAGCUAGAACUAGCAGCUGCUCCAAGAAUAAAGACAGGUGAUCAAGAACUUGUGGUAGAUGUUGGGCAACCAUUAACCAUGGUUGUUCCAUAUGAUGCUUACCCACGAGCAGAAGCCGAGUGGUUUAAAGAAGAUGAAGCCUUACCCACUCAGACUGUUGAUACUACAGCUGAGAGUACUACUUUCAGAAUUCCUGCAGCCAAGCCAUCACACCAGGGAAGUUACAAAAUUAUACUGAAAAAUAAACAUGGAAAAGCAGAAGGUCACAUCAACGUUAAAGUAAUCAAUGUCCCUGGCCCAGUGAGGAACUUGGAAGUCACAGAAACAUUCGAUGGUGAAGUCAGCCUUGCAUGGGAAGAGCCAGAAAGUGAUGGUGGUAGUAAGAUCAUAGGUUAUGUAGUGGAAAGGCGUGACAUCAAACGCAAGACCUGGAUUUUGGCAACUGAUCGUGCUGAUAGUUGUGAAUAUACAGUAACUGGUCUUCAAAAAGGAGGAGUGGAGUAUCUCUUCCGUGUGAGUGCAAGAAACAGAGUCGGCACCGGUGAACCUGUGGUAACAGACAAACCUGUUGAAGCAAAGAGCAGAUUUGAGGUGCCAGGUCCUCCUCUCAAUGUCCAGGUUGCUGAUGUGAACAGGUCCAGUGUAACUCUUACCUGGGAGCCACCAGAAUAUGAUGGAGGAUCUCCAAUUACGGGCUAUGUGAUUGAGCUGCGUGACAAAGGAUCCAUUAAGUGGGAGCCAGCUAUGACUACAGCAGCCCAUGAAUUAUCUGCAACAUUGACUGAUGUUGUGGAGAACAAAGAAUACUUUUUCAGGGUCAGGGCACAAAACCAAGUUGGAGUUGGCAAACCCAGUGCAUCUACACAUGCAGUGAAGAUUACAGAUCCAAUUGAAAGACCAAGUCCUCCCAUUAACCUUGAUCAUUCUGACCAAACUAAGUCAUCUGUGAAACUGACAUGGGAGCCUCCAAUAAAAGAUGGAGGCAGUCCAAUUUUGGGUUACAUUAUAGAACGACGUGAAGAGGGAACAGAUGACUGGAUUCGCUGCAAUCUAAAGCUUGUACCUAAGCUUUCUUAUAAAGUGACUGGAUUGACACCUCUAGCUAAGUAUUAUUAUAGAGUGUCUGCAGAAAAUGCUGCUGGUAUAUCAGAUCCAACUGAAGCUAUUGGACCACUACUUGCAGAUGAUCCUCAUGUUGGACCUACAAUGGACUUAAGUGGAUUUAAAGAUGGACUUGAAGUUAUUGUUCCAGAGCCAGUGAAAAUCCGUGUUCCCAUCACUGGCUAUCCAGUUCCCACAGCCACAUGGUCAGUGGGUAGCAAAGUUUUAGAAGAUGGCAAUCGGGUGAAAAUUGAGACUAGUGCAGCCUUUGCACAACUUACUAUUACACCAAGUGAACGGCCAGAUAAAGGCAUUUAUACUCUGAAAUUAGUCAAUCCGGUAUCAUCUGUAUCAGGAGAAAUUGAUGUUAACGUCAUUGCUCGCCCAAGCGCACCGAGAGAACUAAAAGUUGGAGAAAUAACUAGGAACACAGUACAACUAACAUGGGAACCACCUGAAAAUGAUGGAGGAAGCCCUUUGACUGGCUAUCUUGUUGAGAAACGUGAAGUGAGCCGCAAAACAUGGAUUAAAGUGAUUGACAAGGUUCUUGACCAAGACUUUACUGUCCCAGAUCUUGCCCAAGGGAAAGAAUACUUAUUCAGAGUUUCAGCAUGCAACAAAUGUGGACCAGGAGAACCUGCUUACAUCGAUGAGCCAGUUAAUAUGACAGCGCCUGCUACGGUUCCUGAUCCACCAGAAAAUGUUAAAUGGAGAGAUCCAACAUCCAAGUCCAUUUUCCUUACAUGGGAUCCACCUAAAUUUGAUGGUGGCUCACGUAUCAAAGGCUACAUAGUUGAAAAGUGCCAGCGUGGCACUGACAAAUGGGAGCCCUGUGGUGAACCCGUAGUUGAGACCAAAAUGAAAGUGGAACCACUUAAGGAAGGGGAAUGGUAUGCUUAUCGUGUGAAGGCUCUGAAUAAGCAAGGAGCCAGUAAACCAAGCAAACCAACAGAUGAAGUCCAGGCAGUGGACGCAAAGGAGGCUCCAGAGAUUUUCUUAGAUGUGAAAUUACUUGCUGGAAUCACUGUCAAAGCUGGAACUAAGAUAGAGCUGCCUGCAAGAGUAACUGGAAAGCCUGAACCUCGGGUUACCUGGACAAAAGCGGAACAUAUCUUGAGACCUGACAAAAGGAUCUCCAUUGAAACCAAACCUAACCAUUCCACAGUGAUAAUAACAGACAGCAAGAGGAGUGAUACUGGCACCUAUAUUAUUGAAGCUGUAAAUACCAGUGGACGGGCAACAGCAACUGUUGAAGUUAAUGUUCUAGAUAAGCCUGGUCCACCAGCUGCUUUUGAUGUGUCUGAUAUAACAAACGUGUCUUGCCUUUUGACAUGGAAUCCUCCUCGAGAUGAUGGUGGAUCCAAAAUCACAAACUAUAUUCUAGAGCAAAGAGCUGCAGACAGUGAAAUAUGGCACAAAUUAUCAUCCACCAUCAAGGAAACAAAAUUCAAAGUUACAAACCUCACACCUCUUAAAGAAUACAUCUUCAGAGUCAGUGCAGAGAACAUGUAUGGAGUUGGAGAACCAGCACUAUCCAGUCCUAUAAUUGCUAAAUAUCCAUUUGAUACACCAGGUCCUCCAACAGGAGUUAAGCCUAUUGAGAUCACUAAAGAUUCUGUAACAUUAACUUGGACUGAACCAGAUGAAGAUGGAGGCAGCCCUAUCACUGGGUACUGGGUUGAACGGUUUGACCCUGAACAAGAUAAAUGGAUACGAUGCAAUAAAAUACCAGUUAAAGAUACAACAUUCAAGGUAAAGGGUCUUACAAACCAUAAGAAGUACAAGUUCCGGGUCUUGGCAGAGAAUCUUGCUGGGCCAGGAAAACCGAGCAAACCCACAGAUGCAAUCUUAGUGAAGGAUCCCAUUGAUCCUCCAUGGCCUCCUGGGAAACCAACGGUGAAGGAUGUUGCCAAGACAUCAUGUUUCCUACAGUGGACAAAACCAGAACAUGAUGGGGGUGCCAAAAUUGAAUCCUACGUCAUUGAGCUGCUAAAGACUGGCACAGAUGAAUGGGUGAGAGUGGCGGAAGGUGUUCCCAUGACAGAACAUUUCCUCAAAGGACUUAUGGAAAAACAGGAAUACUCUUUCCGAGUAAGAGCUGUGAACAAAGCUGGAGAGAGCGAACCUAGUGAACCCAGCGACCCCGUGUUGUGCAAGGAGAGGCUAAGUCCGCCUUCACCACCACGAUGGCUCGAGGUCAUUAAUAUCACUAAAAACACCGCAGACCUUAAAUGGACAGUGCCAGAAAAAGACGGGGGUUCUCCUAUUACAAACUACAUUGUUGAAAAGAGGGAUGUGCGGCGGAAAGGCUGGCAGACUGUGGACACCACAGUUAAGGACAUCAAAUAUACUGUGACACCUCUGACCGAAGGCUCUCUCUAUGUAUUCCGUGUGGCUGCUGAAAAUGCAGUGGGACAGAGUGAUUACUGUGAAGUUGAGGACUCAGUUCUAGCUAAAGACACUUUCACUACUCCUGGAGCACCAUAUGCACUUACACCAGUUGAGGUGACAAAGAGACAUGUUGACUUAAAAUGGGAACCACCUAAGAAUGAUGGUGGCAGACCAAUUCAACGAUACGUUAUCGAAAAGAAAGAGAAGCUCGGCACACGCUGGGUGAAAGCUGGCAAGACAGCUGGACCUGACUGUAAUUUCAGAGUCACUGAUGUCAUUGAAGGCACAGAGGUGCAAUUCCAAGUUCGUGCUGAAAAUGAGGCUGGCUGUGGUCAUCCUAGUGAACCAACCGACAUCCUGGCUAUUGAAGAUCCAAUGAGUCCUCCUUCACCACCUCUGGAUUUGCAUGUAACAGAUGCAAGCAGAAAACACAUUUCCAUUGCCUGGAAACCACCAGAGAAAAAUGGUGGAAGUCCUAUCAUUGGGUACAAUAUUGAACUCUGUGAAGCAGGAACUGAAAAGUGGAUGCGAAUAAAUUCUCGGCCAGUCAAAGACUUGAAAUACAAAGCAGAAGAAGGCAUUGUACCUGACAAGGAAUAUGUUCUCAGAGUCCGAGCUGUCAAUGCAAUAGGAGCUAGUGAACCUUCAGAUAUAUCAGAAACGGUUGUAGCCAAAGAUCCAGAUUGUAAUCCGACUAUUGAUCUAAAAACUACAGAUAUUGUUGUGGUUGAAGGUCAAAAGUUAAGCAUUCCAGUUCCCUUCAGAGCUGUUCCUUCUCCAACCAUUGCAUGGCAUAAAAAUGGGAAGGAAGUUAGAGCAGGUGACAGAACCACAAUGAAAAGCCACUACGCUUCUGCCUUGCUGGAAGUCACAGAUGUUGUCCAUGCAGAUGCUGGUGUUUACACCAUUAACUUGGAGAAUAGAUUGGGUUCAACUACUGGCACAAUUAAUGUCAAAGUAAUAGGUCUGCCUGGACAAUGCAAAGAUAUUAAGGCAAGUGAAGUAACUAAAAGCUCAUGCAAAGUUACCUGGGAACCUCCAGAAUUUGAUGGCAAUACUCCCAUAUUACACUAUGUGUUGGAAAGAAGAGAAGCUGGGAGGAGAACAUACAUACCAGUGAUGUCUGGUGAAAACAAAUUGGCAUGGCAUGUAAAGGAUCUUAUUCCAAAUGCUGAAUACUAUUUCCGUGUUAAAGCUGUCAAUAAAAUUGGAGGAGGUGAAUACCUUGAAAUGAGAAAUCCAGUGAUUGCUGAAGAUCCAAAGCAACGACCAGAUCCACCUCUUGAUCUUGAGACUCACAACCCAACAUCAAAGUCAGUAACGCUCACAUGGAAACCACCAUUGUAUGAUGGAGGAACGAAAAUUAUGGGUUAUAUUUUGGAAAAACUAGUUAAAGGAGGAGAUAAGUGGGAAAGAUGCAAUGACUAUUUAGUACCUCUUUUGACUUACACUGUAAAAGACCUUGAAGAAGGCAAAGAAUAUCAGUUCCGAGCCCGUGCUGAGAAUGCUGCAGGAGUCAGUGAACCAUCUAAUAUUACUCCUCUAGUGAAAGCAGUGGAUCCUAUUGAGGCUCCAAAGGUCUCCCUUAGUGCUAAUUUGCAGGCUGGCCUUGAAGUGAAGCAAGGUGCUGAUAUUCCACUAGACGCACGGAUUUCAGGUUCACCUUACCCAGCAAUUGCUUGGUUAUGGAAUGAUGAAGUUAUUAGACCAGAAGAAAUUAAGAAGAGAGUCAUCAAGAUUUCUAGGAAGAAGAAAGGUGAAGCUGAAGAUGAUGAGCCUUUCCACUUAUCCUUGCCUGAGCGACUAAGCAUCGACAAUAGUAAAAAAGGAGAGUCUUUUCUGGUUGUACGAGACUCACUCAGAGCAGAUCACGGCACAUUCACUAUACGAGUUGAAAAUGACCAUGGAGUAGCAAAAGCUUCCUGUGAAGUCAAUGUUUUAGAUGUACCUGGACCUCCAGUCAACUUUGUUUUUGAAGAUGUUAGAAAAAAUUCCAUAACUUGCAAGUGGGAUCCUCCUCUUGAUGACGGUGGUAGUGAAAUACUGAAUUAUAUCUUGGAAAAGAAAGACAGUGCAAAAACUGAAGCUGGCUGGGUUACUGUCACUUCCACACUUAGGCACUGCAAAUAUAACGUGCUUAAACUGAUUGAAGGAAAAGAAUACGUCUUCCGUGUGAAAGCCGAGAACAGAGUAGGGGCUGGACCACCAUGUAUUUCAAAACCUGUUGUAGCUAAAGAUCCAUUUAGUCCUCCUGAUGCACCUGAUAAACCUUUAGUAGAGGAACCUACUAGCAGUAGUAUGUUGGUUAAAUGGAAUGAACCUAAAGACAAUGGUAGCCCCAUUCUGGGGUACUGGAUUGAAAAACGUGAAAUCAACGGAACUCAUUGGGCUCGGGUGAAUAAAGAUCGUGUGAAUGCUCUGCAAACAAGAGUUGAAGGAUUGUUGGAAGGAUUAACAUACGUUUUCAGAGUUUGUGCUGAAAAUGCAGCUGGCCCUGGCAAAUUUAGCCCCCCAUCAGAUCCUAAAAUUGCACAAGAUCCAAUAUUACCACCUGGUCCACCUAUUCCAAGAAUCCUUGAUACAAGUUCAACAUCUAUUGACCUAGUGUGGGAUGCUCCACUAUACAAUGGAGGUGGAGAAAUCAUUGGUUAUCAUGUUUACAAGCAAUUUGUGGGCUCAAAGGAAUGGUCCCGUUGCACAGAUAAACCUGUUAAGGUUCAAAGCUACUUAGUUAAAGGAAUUAGAGAAGGUGCUGAUUACAAACUUCGUGUCACUGCUAUUAAUAUUGCUGGGGAAGGACCUCCUGGAGAAACAGAACCUGUAACUGUUUCAGAACCUCAAGAGCCUCCCACUGUGGAACUAGAUGUUUCUGUCAAAGCAGGUGUUCAGAUACUGGCAGGUCAAACCCUUAGACUUCCUGCUACUGUUACUGGACGUCCUACACCUACAAUUGUAUGGACUUUAGAGGAUGGGGAACUAGACAAAGAGCGAGUGGUGAUUGAGAAUAUUGGCACUUCAUCAGAAUUAAUGAUCAAAAACGCACUCAGAAAAGACCAUGGAAGAUAUGUAAUUACUGCAACUAAUGAGAGUGGCUCUAAAUCUGCUGCAACCAGAGUAGAAGUAUUCGAUGUUCCUGGGCCAGUGACUGAUCUACAUCCUGUAGUGGUGAACAGAAAAAUGUGUCUGCUUAACUGGGAUGAUCCCAAAGAUGAUGGAGGAAGUGAGAUUAUAGGCUUCAUCGUAGAAAGGAAAGAUGCCAAAAUGCAUACUUGGAGACUAGCUGUGGAUACAGACAGAUCAAAAUGUGAUAUUACUGGUCUUGUGGAAGGGCAAGAAUAUAAAUUCCGUGUCUCUGCCAAGAACAAGUUUGGCUGUGGUCCACCAGUGGAACUUGGGCCACUACUUGCUGUUGAUCCCCAAGGUCCUCCAACUGCCCCUGAGAGGUUAAUGUAUACAGAUAGAACAAAAUCAUCAAUUACCCUUGACUGGAAGCCUCCUCGUAAUGAUGGUGGCAGCCCUGUCAUUGGCUAUCUCGUUGACAAGAGAAGACAUGACUCAGAUGAAUUUGAAAGAGUCAAUAAAACACCUUGUCCCACCACAUCACUUCUUGUUGAUAACCUUGCUGAGCUGCAUAUGUAUGAAUUCCGAGUCAAGGCAGUCAAUGCGAUUGGAGAAAGUGAACCAUCACUGCCUCUCAAUGUUGUUAUACAAGAUGAUGAAGAACCUCCCACAGUGACAUUGCGUCUUGCUGUUAGGGGAGAUACUAUCAAAGUCAUGGCAGGGCAACCAGUUCACAUUCCUGCAGAUGUGACAGGUCUUCCGAUGCCAAAGAUUGAAUGGUCCAAAGAUGAGGUUCUCAUUGAGAAAACAUCAGAUGCCCUUAAGAUCACCAAAAAGGAAGUAUCUAGAACAGAGGCCAAAACUGAACUCAGUAUGCCUGCAGCAGUUAGAAGGGAUAAAGGCACUUACACAGUUACAGCCUCCAAUCGUCUGGGCUCUGCAUUCCGCAAUGUUCACGUUGAAGUAUUUGAUCGUCCUUCUCCGCCAAGAAAUCUUACUGUUUCUGACAUUAAAGCUGAGUCUUGCUGUCUAACCUGGGAUGCUCCACUUGAUAAUGGUGGCAGUGAAAUUACUCACUACAUUAUUGAGAAGCGUGAUGCAAGCAAGAAGAAAAUAGAUUGGGAGGAAGUAUCCAACACUGCGGUGGACAGACGAUUUGUGGUCUAUAAAUUGACAACUGAUGGUCACUAUCAAUUUAGAGUUAGGGCUGUAAACCGGUAUGGAAUAAGUGAUGAAUGUCUUUCAGAGAAAGUGGUCAUCAAGGAUCCUUAUGGGCUACCUGGGCCACCUGGAAAACCAAAAGUCAUAGAUCAUACUAGGUCAACCAUGCUGGUAACAUGGACACCUCCUUUAGACAAUGGAGGAGCACCGAUUACUGGCUAUUGGCUAGAGAAGAAAGAAGAAGGAGGUGUCUAUUGGUCUCGUGUCAACAGAGCACCAGUAACAAAACCCUCAGUGAAAGGACUGGAAUUCAAUGUGUUGCGUUUGAUUGAAGGUGUAAAAUAUCAGUUCAGGGCGAUGGCUAUUAACAUUGCUGGAGUUGGUCCUCCCAGUGAACCAUCAGAUCUUGUUGAAGCUGCAGAUCCAAUCUUUCCUCCUGGUGCACCAUCAUGCCCAGAUGUCAAAGACAGAACUAAGUCAACCAUAUCUCUUGCAUGGAAACCUCCACAAAAAGAUGGUGGCAGUCCUAUUAAAGGUUAUAUUGUUGAAAUGCAAGAAGAAGGUAGUUUGGAUUGGAAGAAUGUGAAUGAGCCAGAUAAGCUGUUCCCUACCUGUGAAUGUGUUGUUCCCAACCUGAAAGAGCUAAGAAAAUACAGAUUUAGAGUAAAGGCUGUAAAUGCUGCAGGGGAAUCAGAGCCAAGUCUUGCUACUUCAGAAGUACCAUGCAAGGAAAUUCUAGAAGAGCCAGAAAUAUUUAUUGAUGUUAAAGCAAAAGAUUUGCUUUCUUGUCGUACUGGCACAACAAUCAGAAUCCCAGCAAUUAUUAAAGGACGCCCAGUUCCCAAAGUAUCUUGGGAAUUUGAAGGAGAUGCAAAGAAGACAGUAAAGGAUGGACAUAAUAUACCAGAAGAUGCUACAGUGGAAUCAACUGAUACCAGUUCAGUAAUUACUAUUCCUGAGUGUAACAGAGGUCAUUCUGGAAAAUAUAGUAUUACAGCAAGAAAUAAAGCAGGACAGAAAACUGUAAAUGUGAGAGUGAAUGUUCUUGAUGUUCCUGGGCCACCAAAAGACCUGAAAGUAAGUGAUGUAACAAGAUGCAACUGUAAACUUUCAUGGAAAAUGCCAGAUAACGAUGGUGGAGACAGAAUCAGAAAUUAUAUUAUAGAGAAGAGAACUGUUGAAGGGAAAGCCUGGACAAAAGUUAGUGCAAACUGUCCCGGAACAUCAUUAAUUAUUCCUGAUCUCAUAGCUGGACAACAGUAUUUCUUCCGUGUACGUGCAGAAAACCGCUUUGGUGUCGGUCCACCAGCAGAUACAGUUCAAAGAACCACAGCAAGAGAUCCAAUCCAACCUCCUGAUCCACCAAUCAAACUUAAGAUUGGUCUUGUAACCAAGAACUCUGCCGACCUGACAUGGAAACCUCCAAAGAAUGAUGGUGGUGCUCCUGUGACACAUUACAAUAUUGAGUGCCUGCGCUGGGAUCGUACAGGUGAAGGCAAGGAAGCCUGGCGCCAGUGCAAUAAACGUGACGUGGAAGAAACAAAGUUUACAGUUGAGGACCUUAAUGAAGGUGAUGAAUAUGAAUUCAGAGUGAAAGCAGUAAAUGAAGCAGGUCCUAGCAGACCAUCAGCUACAGUUGGACCUAUUGUUGUCAAAGAUCAGACAUGUCCUCCAUCUGUUGAACUCAAAGAGUUUAUGGAGGUAGAAGAAGGAACAGAUAUUAACAUUGUAGCUAAAGUGAAGGGUGUGCCUUUCCCUACAUUGUCUUGGGCUAAAGCUCCUCCAAAGAAACCAGAUGACAAACUACCAGUGGUGUAUGAUCAACAUGUCAAUAAAAUUGUGGGUGAAGACUCUUGCACGUUGGUGAUACAACAGUCUCGCAGAAAGGAUACAGGCUUGUACACCAUAACUGCUGUCAAUAAGUUUGGAACAGAUUCAAAGGAGAUGAGACUAAAUGUUCUAGGUCGCCCUGGACCACCAGAAGGACCCAUUAAAUUUGAAUCUAUUACAGCUGAUCAGAUGACAUUGUCUUGGCUACCUCCAAAAGAUGAUGGUGGCUCUAAGAUAACAAACUAUGUUAUUCAGAAAAGGGAAGCAAACAGAAGGACAUGGAUCAAUGUUACCAAUGAGCCUAAGGAAUGCAUUUUCACAGUUCCCAAGCUGGUUGAAGGCCAUCAAUAUAUCUUCCGCAUAAUGGCACAGAAUAAAUAUGGCAUCGGGGAGCCUCUUGAUAGUGAACCUGAAACAGCAAGGAAUCUUUUCACUGUUCCUGGAAUUUGUGACAAGCCAACAGUAAGCAGCAUCACACAUGACUCAAUGACUGUCAACUGGGAGGAGCCAGAAUAUGAUGGAGGCUCCCCUGUGACAGGUUACUGGCUGGAACGCAAAGAAACCACUGGCAAGAGAUGGACAAGAGUUAACCGUGAUCCUAUUAAGCCUAUGACGCUUGGCGUUUCUUACAAAGUAAAUGGCCUCAUUGAAGGUUCAGAUUAUCAGUUCCGUGUAUAUGCUAUUAAUGCUGCUGGUGUUGGUCCACCAAGUAUGCCUUCUGAUCCAGCCACUGCAAGGGACCCAAUUGCUCCACCUGGCCCUCCAAUUCCAAAGGUCACUGACUGGACAAAAUCAUCAGUUGAUCUUGAGUGGUCUCCACCAUUAAAAGAUGGUGGCUCUAAAGUUACUGGUUACCUUGUUGAAUUCAAAGAGGAAGGGAAGGAAGAGUGGGAAAAGGCAAAGGAUAAAGAAAUAAGAGGAACCAAGUUUGUUCUGGCAGGAUUAAAAGAAGGAGGCUUCUACAGAUUCAGAGUCAGAGCAAUUAAUGCUGCUGGUAUUGGAGAGCCUGGAGAAGUUACUGAAGUUAUUGAAAUGAAGGACAGAAUAGUGCCCCCUGAUCUUCAGUUGGAUGCCCACGUGAAAGACAGAAUUGUUGUUCAUGCUGGUGGGGUAAUCCGCAUUAUAGCUUAUGUCUCAGGAAAGCCACCUCCAACAGUUACUUGGAGUAUGGAUGAAAGACCUCUGCCAGAAGAAGCUAAAAUUGAGGAAACUGCUAUCAGUUCUUCCAUGGUCAUAAAGAACUGCAAGAGAAGUCACCAGGGUAUCUAUACUCUCCUUGCUAAAAAUGCAGGUGGAGAAAGAAAGAAGGCUAUUAUUGUUGAUGUACUAGAUGUACCUGGCCCAGUUGGAGUUCCAUUCCUUACGGAAAACUUAACCAAUGACUCUUGCAAACUUACAUGGUUUUCUCCAGAAGAUGAUGGAGGUUCAGCUAUUACCAACUACGUCAUUGAAAAGCGUGAAGCAGAUCGCAGAGCUUGGACACCAGUGUCCUAUACUGUCACCAGACAAAAUGCAACUGUGCAGGGACUGAUUGAGGGCAAAGCAUACUUCUUCCGCAUUGCACCAGAGAAUAUCAUUGGCAUGGGCCCCUUUGUAGAGACGAAAAAAGAGCUUAUAAUCAGAGAUCCAAUCAGUGUGCCAGAGAGGCCUGAGGAUCUUGAAGUAAAAGCAGUAACUAAGGAUUCUGUUACACUGACUUGGAACCCACCAAAGUAUAAUGGUGGCUCUGAUAUAACUAUGUAUGUUUUGGAAAGCCGACUCAUUGGAAAGGAUAAAUUCACUAGAGUUACAAAAGAGAAAAUGCUUGAUCGGAAAUACACCGUGGAAGGUUUGAAGGAAGGCGACACUUAUGAAUAUCGUGUGAGCGCUUGCAAUAUUGUAGGACAAGGCAAACCUUCAUUUUGUACAAAACCCAUCACGUGCAAGGAUGAAGUCGCUCCUCCACAACUUGAGCUUGAUAUCAGAGAAAAACUCACAGUCCGUGUAGGAGAAGCAUUCAGUCUAACUGGCCGUUAUUCAGGCAAGCCGGCACCAACGGUUACUUGGUUCAAAGACGACAUUACAGUGAAAGAAGACAAACGAACUAAGAUCCAGACUACUCCAGCUACAAUUUGCUUGGGAGUAUUGAAAUCUGUCCGUGAAGAUUCAGGCAAAUAUUCUGUUGUUGUAGAAAACAGUUCAGGAUCAAGAAAAGGAAUCUGUCAAGUUACUGUUGUUGACCGUCCUUCGCCUCCAGUGGGCCCUGUCAUUUUUGAUGAAGUACAUAAGGACCACUUUAUUAUUUCCUGGAAACCUCCCUUGGAUGAUGGUGGCAGUCCAAUUACAAAUUAUAUUAUUGAGAAGAAAGAUGCCCACAGAGAUCUCUGGAUGCCGGUCACAUCAGCAAGUGUCAAAACAACAUGCAAAGUCCCGAAAUUAUUGGAAGGAAGAGAAUAUGUGGUCCGAAUUUAUGCUGAGAAUCUGUAUGGCAUAAGCGAUCCACUGCUAUCUGAUGAAAUGAAGGCCAAGGAUCGUUUUAAUGUUCCUGAUGCACCAGAGCAGCCAAUUAUUAAGGAUGUCACCAAAAAUUCUGCAUUAGUUACCUGGAACAAACCACAUGAUGGAGGAAAACCAAUAACCAAUUACAUACUUGAAAAGAAGGAAACAAUGUCUACUCGAUGGGCAAAAGUCACUCAAGCACCUAUUUAUCCAGAUACCCAAUUUAGGGUAACUGAUCUUCUUGAAGGCUGUGAAUAUGAAUUCCGGGUUUCAGCAGAAAAUGAAAUUGGUAUUGGUGACCCAAGCCCCCCAUCAAAACCAAUCUUUGCUAAAGAUCCAAUUGUUAAGCCAAGUCCUCCAAUUAAUCCAGAAGCAGUGGAUAAAACUAAAAAUUCAGUUGAUUUGUCCUGGCAACCACCACGUCAUGAUGGAGGAGGGAAGAUUAUAGGCUAUCUUGUUGAGUACCAAAAGGUUGGAGAUGAGGAAUGGAAGAAAGCCAAUUAUACUGCAGAUUCCUGCCCUGAUACAAAAUAUAGUGUAACUGGCCUCACUGAAGGCACUAAAUAUAAAUUCAGAGUCAUGGCAGUUAAUGCAGCAGGUGAAUCAGAGCCAGCCUAUGUUCGUGAUCCAGUGGAAGUCAAGGACAGACUUGAGCCUCCAGAGUUAAUCUUGGAUGCUAAUAUGGCACGGGAACAACAUAUUAAAGCUGGAACUACACUGAGACUCAGUGCUCUAAUUAAAGGAAUUCCAUUCCCAAAAGUGACCUGGAAGAAAGAAGAUAAGGAUGUUUCUACAAAAGCAGAUAUUGAAAUUACAAAAGUUGGUAGUAAGCUGGAAAUUCGUAAUGCUGCCCAUGAAGAUGGAGGAAUUUACUCCCUUACUGUGGAGAAUCCUCUUGGAUCAAAGACUGUUUCAGUAAAAGUUGUUGUGCUAGAUAAGCCUGGGCCUCCUAGGGAUCUUCAAGUGAGUGAAGUUAGAAAAGAUUCUUGUUACCUGACUUGGAAGGAGCCUGAGGACAAUGGUGGCUCUGUCAUUACCAACUAUGUUGUGGAAAGGAAGGAUGUUGCUGCUGCUCAGUGGUUACCAAUAUCCUCCUCUUCUAAGAAACUCAGUCUGUUGGCUAAAUACCUUAUGGAAGGCACUCAGUAUCUCUUCCGUGUUGCUGCUGAGAAUCAGUAUGGACGAGGGCCUUUUGUUGAAACUCACAAGCCUAUUAAGGCUUUAGAUCCACUUUAUCCACCUGGGCCACCAAAGAACUUGCAUCAUGUAGAUGUGGACAAGACAGAAGUCUCUCUUGUUUGGAAUUACCCUGAUCGUGAUGGUGGUGCUGAAGUAACUGGAUUUUUAGUGGAAUACCAAGAAGAAGGUACAGAGGACUGGACAAAAUUCAAAACAGUCCCUGUGCCAGAAUGUGUUGUUACAGGCUUACAACAAGGAAAGAUUUACAAAUUCCGUGUGAAAGCCCAAAAUAUUGUGGGUCUUGGUCUCCCAGACACAACUGUACCUAUUGAAUGCCAAGAAAAAAUAGUACCACCAUCUGUUGAGCUAGAUGUGAAAUUAAUAGAAGGGCUUGUUGUUAAAGCUGGCAGCACUGUAAGAUUCCCUGCAAUCAUGAGAGGAGUACCUGUUCCCACUGCCAAAUGGGUUACUGAUAAUACUGAAAUCAAAUCAGAAGGCAAUUAUAAGAUUGAUACUGACAACUACUCAACAGUUCUUACUAUUAAAAGUUGUACAAGAAAAGAUACUGGAGAAUAUUUACUCACAGUAUCCAAUCUAGCUGGAAGCAAAACUGUAGCUGUUCAUUUAACAGUUUUGGAUGUUCCUGGUCCUCCUACUGGCCCAAUUGAUAUUGUGGAAGUAGCUCCAGAUUACAUGGUUAUUGCUUGGCGUCCUCCUAAAGAUGACGGUGGUAGUCCUAUAACCAAUUAUAUUGUUGAAAAGCAAGAGUCAAAGAAAGAAACCUGGGGAGUAGUCUGUUCAUCACUUAGUCAAACUAGACUUAAAAUUCCACGCCUGCAGAAGGGUACUGAAUAUAUCUUCCGCGUUCGUGCAGAGAAUAAGAUAGGCAUUGGUCCACCUCUUGAUUCUCAACCAGCAGUUGCUAAGUCCAUGUUUGAGCCACCAUCUCCUCCUGGUAAACCAACAGUUCAUGAUAUUACUGAAAAUGCUGCAACAGUAAAUUGGACUAUACCAAAGUCUGAUGGGGGAAGUCCAAUAACUGGAUAUAUUCUUGAACGCCGUGAAAUCUCUGGCAAAUGGAUACGAGUAAACAAAUCACCAGUACUCGAUCUGAAGUUCAGAGCUACCGGCCUUUAUGAGGGCAACACAUAUGAAUUCCGUGUUUUUGCAGAAAAUAGUGUUGGCCUAAGCAAACCAUCUCCAGUUUCAGACCCAAUAAAAGCAUCACGUCCUAUCUCACCUCCUGGGCCUCCAAUUAAUCCAAAGCUCAAAGAUAAGACCAGAGAAACAGCUGAAUUGGUAUGGACAAAACCACUCAAAGAUGGUGGUAGCCCUAUACUGGGAUAUGUCAUAGAAUGCCAGAAAAGCGGAACUACUCAAUGGAAUAGAAUUAAUAAAGAUGAACUUAUUAGACAGUGUGCCUUUACAGUACCUGGGCUAAUUGAGGGAAAUGAAUACAGAUUCCGUAUCAAAGCUGCAAAUAUUGCUGGAGAGGGAGAACCUAGAGAAGUGCCUGAAACAGUUCUUGCCAAAGACAUUCUGUCUCCUCCAGAACUAGAACUGGAUGUGACCUGCCGUGAUGUAAUUACUGUUAGAGUAGGCCAAACAAUAAAGAUUCUUGGCAAAGUGAAAGGUAGACCAGAGCCUGAUAUAACAUGGUCGAAAGAAGGCAGAAUACUGAUGAAAGAUAAGCGCAUUAACAUAAUUCAGGAAUUUCCACACAUAGAGCUGCAAAUUAAAUCAGCUACAAGAGCAGACCAUGGCAAAUACGUUAUUUCAGCUAAAAACAGCAGUGGACAUGCCCAAGCAUCAGCCAUUGUUAAUGUACUUGACAGGCCUGGACCUUGCCAGAACCUGAAAGUAAGCUAUAUCACUAAGGAUUCCUGUAUGGUAUCUUUUGAGAAUCCAGAAGAUAAUGGUGGCUCUGAAAUUACAAAUUAUAUAGUAGAAUAUCGUCAACCAAGUCAGAAAGGCUGGUCAAUAGUCUCUUCUGAUCUUACUAAGCGGUUGGUAAAAGCACAUCUCAUAGAAAAUCAUGAGUAUUUCUUCCGUGUUUGUGCAGAAAAUAAAGUAGGUCCAGGCCCAGUUGUUGAGACCAAGACUCCAAUCCUUGCCAUUAAUCCAAUUGAUAGGCCGGGUGAGCCUGAAAAUCUUCAUAUUGCAGAAACAGGAAAAACAUUUGUGCAUCUGAAAUGGAGAAGGCCAGACUAUGAUGGUGGUAGCCCCAAUUUAUCUUACCACGUUGAGCGAAAACCAAAGGAUUCGGAUGAAUGGGAAAGGGUACACAAAGGCAGCAUAAAGGAAACACAGUAUAUGGUUGACAAAUGCGUUGAAAAUAAAAUUUAUCAGUUCAGAGUUCAGACUAAGAAUGAAGCAGGAGAAAGUGAUUGGGUAAAAACAAGUGAAGUUGUUGUUAAAGAAGACGUGCAAAAGCCAGUACUUGAACUGAGACUGAGUGGAGUACUCACUGUGAAAGCUGGUGAACCAAUUAAAAUUGAAGCAGGACUUAAAGGCAAGCCACAACCAGAAGUAUCUUGGACAAAGGAUGCUGAAGAUUUAUCCAAGUCUCCAAGGGCCAAAAUUGAAACAACUUCACAUUCAUCUAAAUUGCUUCUUGCAAAAUCGAAACGUACUGAUGGCGGUAAAUACGUUAUCACAGCUACUAAUCCAGUUGGUAGCUUUGUAGCAUAUGCUACUGUAAAUGUUUUGGACAAACCAGGACCAGUAAGAAAUUUGAAAGUCUCUGAUAUUUCAAGUGAUAGAUGUAGACUCAGCUGGGACCCACCCGAAGAUGAUGGUGGUUGUGAAAUACAGAACUACAUCGUGGAGAAAUGUGAAAGCAAGCGUAUGGUUUGGACCACAUAUUCCUCCUCGGUGUUAAUGAACUCUGUACAAGUAACACCUCUCAUAGAAGGGAAUGAAUAUAUUUUCAGGGUUCGUGCAGAAAACAAAAUGGGCACAGGUCCACCAACAGAGACUAAGCCAAUUAUAGCCAAAGCAAAGUAUGAUAGACCUGGUCGUCCUGAUCCUCCAGAGAUCACAAAAGUCAGCAAAGAGGAGAUGACUGUAGUUUGGAAUCCACCAGAAUAUGAUGGUGGAAAAUCAAUUACAGGGUAUAUAUUAGAAAAGAAGGAGAAGAGGUCACUAAAAUGGGUUCCUGUUACCAAAACUGCAAUUCCAGAAAGACGCAAGAAAGUUACAGAUCUUAUUCCAGGAUAUGAAUACCAAUUCCGUGUGAAGGCAGAAAAUGAAAUUGGAAUUGGUGAACCAAGUUUCCCAUCAAAGCCAGCAAUAGCAAGAGACCCAAUAGAACCACCUGGUCCUCCCAUUAAUCUUAAGGUUGUUGAUAGCACAAAGACCUCUGUUACUCUUGGCUGGGGAAAGCCACUCUAUGAUGGUGGUGCUCCAAUUAUUGGAUAUGUGAUAGAAAUGAGGCCAAAAGCUGAAAAAGCUGGUCCUGAAGAAGGAUGGAAAAGAUGCAAUGUCGCAGCACAAGUCAUUCAUACAGAAUUUACAGUGACAAGUCUGGAUGAGAAAGAACUAUAUGAGUUCCGUGUUUCUGCCCAAAAUCAGGUUGGCAUUGGACCUCCAGCUGAUUUGAAGGAAGCUGUUUCUCCCAAAGAAAUACUUGAGCCUCCUGAGAUAGAACUGGAUGCUAGCAUGAGAAAAUUACUGAUAGUCAGAGCUGGAUGCCCCAUAAGACUCUUUGCUAUUAUUAGAGGACGACCAGCACCUAAAGUCACCUGGAGGAGAGUGGGAAUUGAUAAUGUGAUCAGAAAGGGCCAGGUUGACCUGGUUGACACAAUGGCCUUCUGUGUCAUUCCCAAUUCAACUCGGGAUGACUCGGGCAAAUACUCUUUGACUCUUGUUAACCCUGCUGGAGAAAAAGCUGUGUUUAUCAAUGUCCGUGUUCUUGAUACUCCUGGACCUGUUGCAGACUUCAGGGUCUCUGAUGUCACUAAAAUGACAUGUCAGCUUUCAUGGACACCACCUGAGAAUGAUGGUGGUAGUCCUGUCACACAUUACAUUCUGGAAAAGCGUGAGGCUGAUAGGAAAAGCUGGGGGACUGUUAUUUCAGAUGUAAAGAAGACUAGUUUCAAAGUUGCUAAUCUUGUGCCUGGUACUGAAUACUUCUUCAGAGUAACCGCAGUCAAUGAAUAUGGUCCAGGAGUUCCAACAGAUACACCAAAGCCAAUCAUGGCAACCGAUCCAUUAAGCGAACCUGAUCCUCCAAGGAAACUUGAAGUGACUGAAAUUACCAAGAACAGUGCCACGUUAGGCUGGCUGCCACCACUGCGUGACGGUGGUGCCAAAAUUGAUGGGUACAUUAUUUCAUAUCAACAAGAAGGGCAAGCUGCUGAUCACUGGACACAGUACUCUGUUGUAAAAGAUCUGAAUAUUGUUGUUGCUGGCCUAAAGGAAAAAAAGAAAUAUAAAUUUAGAGUGGCUGCUAGAAAUGCUGUUGGAGUAAGUUUACCAAGAGAAACAGAAGGCAUGUUUGAAAUCAAAGAACAACUCAUGCCACCUAAAAUUCUGAUGCCAGAUCAUAUCGCUAUAAAAGCUGGGCAGAAACUCAGAAUUGAAGCACAUGUUUAUGGGAAACCUCACCCGACCUGUAAAUGGAUGAAAGCAGACGAAGAUGUGCUUACUUCUAGUCGCCUGGCAGUGCAUAAAGCAGAGGGCACUUCAGUUCUCAUUAUUAAGGAUGUAACUAGGAAAGACAGUGAUUACUACAGUCUAACAGCAGAAAACAGCUCUGGAGUAGCUACUCAGAAAAUCAGAGUCGUUGUCAUGGAUAUCCCUGGCCCGCCUCAGCCACCGUUUGAAAUUUCUGAUAUAGAUGCUGAUGCCUGUAGUUUGUCCUGGCAUAUCCCUCUUGAAGAUGGUGGUAGUAACAUCACUAACUACGUGGUUGAAAAGUGUGAUGUCAGCCGAGGUGACUGGAUCACAGCAAUAGCUUCUGUUACAAAAACAAAUUGCAGACUUGGAAAACUGACCCCUGGGCAAGAAUACAUGUUCCGUGUUCGUGCUGAGAACCGAUUUGGCAUUUCUGAGCCGCUUCAGUCUGAUAAGAUGGUUGCAAAGUUUCCAUUUGAUGUCCCCAGCGAACCCAAAAAUGCACGUGUUACCAAAGUAAACAAGGAUUGCAUUUUUGUGGCCUGGGACAAGCCAGACAGUGAUGGAGGCAGUCCAAUAACUGGAUAUCUCAUUGAGCGUAAAGAAAGGAACAGUCUGCUGUGGGUCAAGGCCAACGAUACCCCUGUGCGAUCCACUGAGUACCCAUGCACAAACCUGAUUGAAGGGCUGGAAUACACAUUUAGAAUCUAUGCUCUGAACAAAGCAGGGGCGAGCAAGCCUAGCAAACCAACAGAUUUUGUAACUGCAAGAAUGCCAAUUGAUCCUCCUGGUAAACCUGAAGUUAUUGAUGUGACAAAGAGUGCUGUGUCUCUUGUCUGGGCAAGACCAAAACAUGAUGGUGGUAGCAAGAUAAUUGGAUACUAUGUUGAAGCCUGUAAGCUGCCAGGUGUUAAAUGGGUCCGGUGCAAUUCUACUCCCCAUCAGAUCCCUCAAGAAGAGUACACCGCAACUGAUUUGGAGGAAAAUGCUCAGUACCAAUUCAGAGCAAUAGCAAAAACAGCAAUAAACAUUAGCGGGCCCUCUGAACCUUCAGAUCCAAUAACUGUUCGUGCAGAAAAUGUACCACCAAAGAUAGAGCUUGGUGUAGGUAUGAAAUCCUUACUUGUAGUAAAGGCUGGAACCAAUGUUUGCCUGGAAGCAAAUGUAUAUGGUAAACCUAUGCCAACUGUUACUUGGAAGAAAGAAGGGGAGGUUCUAAAACCAGCAGAAGGAAUUAAGAUCACCACCAAGAGAAACUUGUCUACUGUGGACCUCUUUGGCGUCGUUAGAAGGCAGACAGGAGACUAUAGUAUUACUGCUGAGAAUGCAAGUGGUUCCAAGUCAGCAACUAUAAAGCUUAAAGUAUUAGACAAACCUGGUCCUCCAGCUUCAGUCAAGAUUACAAAUAUGUAUGCAGAUCGAGCAAUGCUUUCUUGGGAACCUCCUCUUGAAGAUGGGGGGUCAGACAUUACCAACUACAUUGUUGAUAAACGUGAAACAAGUAGACCCAACUGGGCUCAAGUCACUGCAAAUGUCCCAAUCACUAGUUGCAGUGUUGAAAAACUGAUUGAAGGACAUGAGUACCAAUUCCGCAUUUCUGCUGAGAACAAAUAUGGAGUUGGUGAUCCAAUCUUAACUGAAAAUGCAGUGGCUAAAAACCCAUAUGAUGUACCUGGGCCUUGUGAUCCACCAAUAAUUAGUAAUAUAACAAAGGACUUCAUGACUGUAAGCUGGAAACCUCCUGCUGAUGAUGGUGGCUCCCCUAUAACUGGAUAUAUUGUUGAGAAACGUGAAACUAAGGCUCUUAACUGGACAAAAGUGAAUAGAAAGCCAGUUAUUGAAAGAACUAUAAAGGCCACUGGACUCCAAGAAGGAACAGAAUAUGAAUAUAGAGUCAUUGCCUUCAAUAAAGCUGGACCAGGCAAACCUAGUGGAGCAUCUAAGGCAGUAUAUGCUCGUGAUCCUCAGUAUCCUCCUGGGCCACCAGCCUUCCCAAAAGUUGUUGAUUCUACACGUAGCUCUAUCAGCCUGUCUUGGGGCAAACCAGCAUAUGAUGGUGGAAGCCCCAUUAUUGGCUAUCUCGUUGAAGUGAAACGAGUUGACACAGAAAACUGGGUCCGAUGCAAUUUGCCAAAGAAUUUGCCAGAUACACAUUAUGUAGUGACUGGACUUACAGAGAACACGGAAUAUCAGUUCCGUGUUUAUGCUGUCAAUAAGAUUGGCUACAGCGACCCAAGUGAUGUACCUGAUACGCACCUUGCCAAAGACAUUCUAAUUCCACCUGAAGGAGAACUUGAUGCUGAAUUGAGGAAAGUCCUUGUGUUACGUGCUGGAGUCACUAUGAGGAUUUAUGUGCCGGUAAGAGGACGGCCACCUCCAAAGAUUUUUUGGACUAAAGUGGGUGCCAACAUAAGAGAUCGGCAAGGAAUGGACAUCAAAUCAACUGAUUUUGACACUUUCCUGCGCUGUGAAAAUGUCAAUAAGUAUGAUGCUGGAAAAUACGUCCUGCAUUUAGAGAACAGCUGUGGCAAAAAGUCAUACACCAUUGUAGUCAAAGUGCUUGAUACUCCUGGUCCCCCUAUUAAUCUGGUUGUAAAAGAAGCAUCUAAAGAUUCUGCUUUCAUCUCUUGGGAGCCUCCUCUAAUAGAUGGUGGCAGCCCAGUGAAGAAUUAUGUGGUUGAAAAACGUGAUGCAGAGAGAAAAUCAUGGUCCACCGUGGCUACAGAAUGUCCAAAAACUAGCUUUAGGGUCUCUAACUUAGAAGAAGGCAAAUCCUAUUUCUUCAGAGUUUUUGCUGAAAAUGAAUAUGGCAUAGGUGAUCCCUGUGAAACUCAUGAUGCUGUUAAAGCUUCAGAAACACCUGGACCUGUCGUAGACUUAAAGGCUCUGAAUGUCACAAAGUCAUCCUGCAAUUUAUCUUGGAAAAAGCCUAUUAGUGAUGGUGGAAGUCGUAUUGAGGCAUAUAUUGUUGAGCUCAUGACUCCUGAAAACCAGUGGCGAGAAGUUAUGAGAUCAAAGAAUCUCCACUACUCCACCAGAGACCUGAAAGAGGGAAAAGAAUAUCUUUUCAGAGUGAGAGCACAGAAUGAAGCUGGGUACGGGACACCGAAUGAAAUUACAGUGCUGGCAAAGGACGAUAUUGUGGCACCUGAUCUUGAUUUAAGAGACCUCCCAGGCUUGUGCUAUUUAGCUAGAGAAGGAAGCUCUUUCCGUCUGAAAAUUCCAAUCAAAGGGAAGCCGGCACCAACUGUGACAUGGAAGAAAGGAGAAGACCUUCCUCUUACUGAAACAGGAAGAGUUGCAUUUGAAGCUACAGCAGUUAACACUUCGCUCCUUGUUCGUGACUGCCAUAAAAAUGAUGCUGGAAAAUAUACAAUCACCCUGAAGAAUAUUGCUGGUAGUAAAGAAGGCACUAUUUCUGUAAAAGUGGUUGGCAAACCUGGAAUUCCGACAGGCCCUGUGAAAUUUGAAGAAAUUACAGCUGAUGCUAUGACAUUAAAGUGGGGUCCUCCCAAAGAUGAUGGUGGUUCAGAAAUCACUAACUACAUCCUUGAGAAGAGAGACAAUGUGAAUAAUAAAUGGGUGACGUGUGCAUCUGCUGUGCAGAAAACUACCUUUAGAGUUACAAGACUUCAUGAAGGCUGUGAAUAUACCUUCAGAAUCAGUGCUGAAAAUAAAUAUGGUGUAGGUGAAGGUCUAAAAUCUGAACCUGUAAUUGCAAGGCAUCCUUUCGAUGUUCCUGAUGCUCCUCCACCACCCAAAAUUGUUGAAGUUAGGCAUGAUUCUGCAUCUCUAACAUGGACAGACCCUAAAAAGACUGGUGGCUCACCAAUAACAGGCUACCACCUUGAAUGCAAAGAAAGAAACAGCAUUUUGUGGAAACGAGCGAACAAGACUCCUCUAAGAAUGAAAGAUUUCAGAGUGACAGGACUAACUGAAGGCUUAGAAUAUGAAUUCAGAGUAAUGGCAAUAAAUCUAGCUGGAGUUGGUAAACCAAGUCUACCAUCUGAACCAAUUGUGGCCCUUGAUCCAAUUGAUCCCCCUGGGAAACCUGAAGUUAUCAGUGUAACUAGAAACUCAGUAACUCUGGUCUGGACAGAACCAAAAUAUGAUGGUGGACACAAAUUAAUUGGCUACAUCGUGGAAAAACGUGAUCUACCUUCCAAAACGUGGAUGAAAGCAAAUCAUGUGAAUGUUCCUGAAUGUGCAUUUACAGUAACCGACCUUUAUGAAGGCUCAAAAUAUGACUUCAGAAUUAGAGCAAAGAAUACUGCUGGAGCCAUUAGUCCACCAUCUGAACCUACAGGAGCCAUUACAUGCAAGGAUGAGUUCGAGGCACCAAGUAUUGUUAUUGAUCCAACUAUCAAGGAAGGCCUAACUAUUAAAGCAGGAGACACCAUUGCAAUGUCUGCUAUAAGCAUUCUUGGCAAACCACUUCCAACUUCAGUGUGGUCGAAAGCAGGAAAAGACUUUAAGCCUUCAGAGACUGUUCAUAUUGAAUCAACACCAACCUCCUCUACCCUUACUAUCAAGUAUGCUGCCAGAAAAGAUUCGGGUGAAUAUACAAUCACUGCAACUAAUCCUUUUGGUACUAAAGAGGAACAUGUGCAUGUGACAGUUUUAGAUGUACCAGGUCCCCCUGGACCAAUUGAAGUCAGUAAUGUCUCUGCUGAAAAAGCUACUCUCACAUGGACUCCUCCUACAGAAGAUGGUGGCUCCCCAAUCAAGUCUUAUGUGCUUGAAAAGAGAGAAACUAGCCGAUUGCUAUGGACUCAGGUUGCUGAAGACAUCCAGUCUUGUAGACACGUUGUUUCUAAACUUAUACAAGGAAAUGAAUACAUAUUCCGUGUCUCAGCUGUGAACCAGUAUGGCAAAGGAGAACCAUCUCAAUCAGAGCCAGUUAAAAUGGUGGACAGAUUUGGCCCUCCUGGUCCUCCUGGUAAACCAGAAGUAUCAAAUGUUACAAAAAAUAGUGUGACAGUGAACUGGAAGAGGCCAAUAGAUGAUGGUGGCAGUGAAAUAACAGGUUACCAUGUGGAAAGAAGAGAAAAGAAAGGUGUGAGAUGGAUGAAAGUUUCAAAGAAGCCGGUGUCAGAUCUUAGAUUCAAAGUAACUGGACUACAAGAAGGAAAUGAAUAUGAAUUCCGUGUCAGUGCAGAAAACAGAGCAGGAAUUGGACCACCAAGUGAUGUUUCUCAAUCAGUACUAACGAAGGAUGCUGCAUAUCCACCAGGACCUCCUUCAAAUCCACGAGUAACUGACACAACAAGGACAAGUGCUAGCCUGGCAUGGGGGAAACCUCAUUAUGAUGGUGGACUUGAUAUUAUUGGCUACAUUGUAGAGCACCAGAAAGAAGGAGAAGAAACAUGGGUGAAAGAUACCACAGGAACUGCUCUAAGAAUCACAGAAUUCGUUGUUGCUAAUCUCCACCCAGGAGCCAAAUACAAUUUCAGAAUAAGUGCUAUCAAUGCUGCUGGUGUUGGUGAACCAGCAAAAAUCCCAGAUAUUGAAAUCAAGGAACGUGAAGUGGUUCCUGAUUUUGAAUUAGAUGCUGAGCUGAGAAAAACUCUUGUCGUUAGAGCUGGAUUAAGCAUUAGGAUAUUUGUUCCAAUUAGAGGACGCCCGACUCCUGAAGUUACAUGGACUAAAGAUGAUAUCCCACUUAAAGCACGGGCCAAUAUUGAAAAUACAGAUUCAUUCACUCUCCUCAUUAUCACCGAAUGCAAUAGAUAUGAUGCAGGAAAGUAUGUAAUGACACUUGAAAAUGCUGCUGGCAAAAAGACUGGCUUUGUAAAUGUGAAAGUUUUGGAUACACCAGGGCCACCAAUAAACCUGAAGCCCAGAGACAUAUCUAAAGAUAGCAUCACUCUCCACUGGGAUAUGCCUCUAAUCGAUGGAGGUUCACGUAUAACAAAUUACAUAGUUGAAAAACGUGAAUCCACACGCAAGUCAUAUUCAACUAUCACAACAAAAUGCCCAAAAUGUUCCCUUAGGAUUCCCAAUUUGGCUGAAGGGUGUGAAUAUUACUUCAGAGUAUUUGCUGAAAAUGAAUUUGGAAUUGGUGAACCUGCUGAAACUCCUGAACCUAUAAGAGCGACAGAAGCACCAUCACCUCCAGACAGCCUUAAUAUUAUGGAUAUCACAAGGAACUCAGUCAGCCUGGCUUGGCCAAAGCCAGAACAUGAUGGUGGUAGCAAGAUUACCGGCUACGUAAUUGAAGCACAGAAAAAAGGAGCAACUCAGUGGACACACAUCACUACUGUGAAAGCAUUAGAAUGUGUGGUGAAGAAUCUAACCGAAAAUGAAGAAUAUACUUUCCAGGUUAUGGCAGUCAACAGUGCUGGAAGAAGUGACCCGAGAGAAAGCAGGCCAGUUGUUGUUAAAGAGCAAAUGAUGCUUCCUGAAUUUGAUUUGCGUGGUAUCUAUCAGAAAACUGUAAUUGCCAGAGCUGGUGACAACAUCAAAGUUGAGAUUCCUGUUCUUGGCCGCCCAAAGCCAACUGUCACCUGGAAAAAAGAAGAUCAAUUGCUGAAGCAAACACAAAGGGUAAACUAUGAAAGUACGGCUACUGCAACAAUUCUGAACAUUAAUGAAUGCACAAGAAAUGACAGUGGCAGAUAUCCGGUCUCUGCUAGAAACAUUGUUGGUGAAGUUAGUGAUGUCAUAACUGUUCAAGUGCACGAUGUCCCUGGACCACCCACGGGACCCAUUAGAUUUGAAGAAGUUUCAUCUGAUUUUGUCACGUUUUCAUGGGAACCUCCACUAAAUGAUGGAGGGGUUCCAAUUAGUAACUAUAUUGUAGAAAUGCGCAAAACUGACAGUACCUCCUGGGCUGAGUUAGCGACCACUGUUAUACGUACCACAUAUAAAGCUGCUCACCUGACUACUGGGAUUGAGUACCAAUUCCGUGUUAAAGCUCAGAACAGAUAUGGCUCCGGUCCAGCUAUCAGUUCAGAGAAUGUCAUUGCUAGCUUCCCUUUCAAAGUUCCUGGGCCUCCAGGCACUCCUCAAGUCAUUGCAGCCACGAAAGAUUCAAUUAGCAUUAGCUGGCACGAGCCCCUUACAGAUGGGGGAAGUCCAAUUUUGGGAUACCGCAUUGAAAGAAAAGAACGGAACAGCAUUCUUUGGCAGACUGUCAGCAAGGCCUUAAUAUCAGGCAACACCUUCAAAUCAAGUGGGCUGGUGGAUGGCAUUGCAUACGAAUUCAGAGUCAUUGCAGAGAAUCUGGCAGGUAAAAGUAAACCAAGCAAGCCCUCUGAGCCAACCUUUGCUCUGGAUCCUAUUGAUCCUCCUGGAAAGCCAGUUCCUGUAAACAUAACAAGACAUGCGGUAGCACUAAAGUGGACAAAACCUGAAUAUAGCGGAGGCUUUAAGAUAACUGGCUACACUGUUGAAAAGAGAGAUCUUCCAAAUGGCCGGUGGCUAAAAGCAAACUUUAGCAACAUCUUAGAAACUGAGUUCACUGUGAGUGGGCUUACCGAAGAUGCUGCUUAUGAAUUCCGUGUCGUUGCUAGAAAUGCUGCUGGAGCUGUUAGCCAGCCAUCUGAGCCAUCAGAUGCAAUAACAUGCAGAGAUGAAAUUGAAGCACCGAGGAUCAUGGUUGAUGCUAAAUACAAAGACACUCUAGUAGUAAAAGCAGGUGAAAUUUUCAGACUUGAAGCUGAUGUUGCAGGUCGACCUCCACCAACUCUAACAUGGACAAAAGAAGACAAGGAACUUGAGGAUACAGCAAAAUUGGAAAUUAAAAUAGCAGAUUUCUCAACAGUUCUCACCAAUAAGGACUCCACAAGGAGGGAUGGUGGUGCAUACAUACUUACAGCAUCCAAUCCAGGUGGCUUUGCAAAACACAUUUUCAAUGUCAAAGUUCUAGAUAGACCUGGCCCUCCACAGGGACCUUUGGCAGUAUCUGAUGUUACCAUGGAUAAAUGUGUCCUGUCAUGGUUGCCACCUUUAGAUGAUGGAGGUGCCAGUAUUGACCACUACGUUGUUGAAAAACGUGAAACAAGUAGAUUGGCAUGGACUUCUGUAGCUACAGAAGUUCCUGUAACAAAACUGAAGGUCACAAAGCUAUUGAAAGGCAACGAAUAUGUGUUCCGUGUAAUGGCUGUUAAUAAAUAUGGAGUUGGUGAAGCCCUAGAAUCAGAGCCUGUCCUUGCAGUGAAUCCUUAUGUAGUACCUGAUCCUCCCAAGACACCUGAAGUUACAGCUAUUACCAAAGAUUCUAUGGUUGUAUGCUGGGGACAACCUGAUUCCGAUGGAGGAAGUCCUAUAACCAAUUACAUUAUAGAACGUCGUGACAGAACUGGAUUACGCUGGGUGAAAUGUAAUAAGCGGGUGGUGACUGAUUUGCGUUACAAAGUUUCUGGACUCACAGAAGGCCAUGAGUAUGAAUACCGAGUAAAGGCUGAAAAUGCUGCUGGUGUAAGUGAGCCAAGUCCUAGCAGUCAAUUCUACAAAGCUUGUGAUACUCUUUUUAAACCUGGUCCACCUGGUAAUCCUCGUGUCUUAGAUACAAGCAGGUCAUCAAUUACAAUUGCUUGGAAUAAACCCGUAUAUGAUGGUGGUUCAGAAAUCACUGGCUAUAUGGUUGAAACAGCAUUACCUGAUGAAGAUGAGUGGAAAAUUGUAACUCCACCAGCAGGUCUAAAGGCCACAUCUUUUACCAUCACUAAUCUAAAAGAAAACCAGGAGUAUAAAAUCAGAAUUUAUGCCAUGAAUUCUGAAGGCAUCGGUGAGCCUGCUCUUGUUCCUGGGACACCAAAAGCUGAAGAACGAAUGCUUCCCCCUGAGAUUGAACUUGAUGCAGAGCUGCGUAAAAUUGUGACACUUCGAGCUUGUUGUACUUUGAGACUUUUUGUCCCAAUUAAAGGAAGACCAACACCUGAAGUAAAAUGGUCACGAGAACAUGGAGAGUCUUUAGACAAAGCCACAAUUGAAUCCACAAGUUCUUAUACUCUACUUACAGUUGGAAAUGUGAAUAGAUUUGACAGUGGCAAAUAUAUAUUGACUAUAGAAAACAGUUCAGGUAGCAAAUCAGCAUUUGUAAUUGUAAGAGUCCUUGAUACACCUGGUGCCCCACAGAAUCUGAAAAUAAAAGAGGUCACAAUGUCAUCUGUCACACUCACAUGGGAACCUCCCCUCAUAGAUGGUGGCUCUAAAAUAAAGAAUUAUAUUGUUGAAAAGCGUGAAGCAACAAGAAAGGCAUACUCUACUGUUAUAGCCAAUUGCCACAAGACCAGCUGGAAAGUAGACAUGCUACAAGAAGGUUGCAGCUAUUACUUCAGAGUUCUAGCUGAAAACGAAUAUGGAAUAGGUCUUCCUGUUGAAACAUCUGAAUCAGUUAAAGCGUCUGAGAGGCCUCUUCCUCCAGGAAAAAUAACUUUAUUAGAUGUGACAAGAAACAGUGUGUCUCUGAGUUGGGAAAAACCUGAGCAUGAUGGAGGAAGCAGAAUUUUGGGCUACAUUGUAGAAAUGCAAAGCAAAGGCAGUGACAGGUGGGCCACAUGUGCCACUGUUAAAGUUACUGAAGCUACUAUAACAGGAUUGAUCCAAGGGGAAGAAUAUUCUUUCCGUGUUUCAGCACAAAAUGAAAAAGGAAUCAGUGAUCCUCGACAACUGAGCGUACCUGUCAUUGCAAAAGAUCUUGUGAUACCUCCAGCCUUCAAACUCUUGUUUACCACAUUCAGUGUACUAGCAGGCGAAGACUUAAAGGUUGAUGUUCCAUUUGUUGGUCGACCCAAGCCAACUAUAACAUGGCUUAAGGAUAAUGUGCCACUAAGACAAACUACUAGAGUAAAUGAAGAAAAUACAGAAAACAACACAGUGCUAACAAUAAAGGAAGCAUGUAAAGAAGAUGUUGGACAAUAUCUGGUAAAACUUUCAAAUUCUGCAGGAGAAGCAACUGAAAUUCUUAGUAUUAUUGUCCUUGAUAAGCCAGGCCCCCCCACUGGACCAGUGAAGAUGGAUGAAGUAACUGCAGAUAGCAUUACCAUUUCUUGGGAGCCACCCAAAUAUGAUGGUGGCAGUUCCAUCAACAAUUAUAUUGUAGAAAAGCGUGAUACAUCCACUACUGCUUGGCAGAUUGUUUCAGCAACUGUUGCACGAACAACUCUAAAAGUGGGUAGAUUAAAGACUGGAACUGAAUAUCAGUUCAGAAUUGCUGCUGAAAACAGAUAUGGAAAAAGUACAUAUCUCACGUCACAGCCUGUGGUUGCCCAAUAUCCAUACAAACUACCUGGCCCGCCUGGAACUCCGUAUGUACCAGAAAUCUCCAGAGAUUCCAUGGUGGUACAUUGGCAUGAGCCAGUCAGCGAUGGUGGCAGCAGAAUUAUUGGCUAUCAUUUGGAGCGCAAAGAAAGAAAUAGCAUCCUAUGGGUUAAACUGAACAAAACAGCAAUUCCUGACACUAAAUUUAAAACAACUGGACUUGAAGAGGGACUGGAAUAUGAAUUCAGAGUUUAUGCAGAAAAUAUUGUUGGCAUUGGAAAGGCAAGCAAAAGUUCAGAAUGUUACACAGCUCAUGAUCCUUGUGAUCCUCCCGGCCGUCCAGAACCUAUAAUUGUCACAAGAAAUUCUGUUACUCUUCAGUGGAAGAAACCAGAGUAUGAUGGUGGAAGUAAGAUCACAGGCUACAUUGUGGAAAAGAAAGAAUUACCAGAAGGCCGCUGGAUGAAAGCAAGUUUUACUAACGUGAUUGAGACUCAAUUUACAGUAACUGGCCUGGUUGAGAAUCAAAGGUAUGAGUUCCGUGUGAUUGCACGUAACGCAGCAGGUGUUUUCAGUGAGCCCUCUGAAAGUUCAGGGGCUAUCACAGUGAAAGAUGAAGUAGAACCACCUCGUAUAAGUAUGGAUCCCAAGUUUAAAGAAACACUUGUAGUGCAUGCUGGUGAAUCAUUUAAGAUUGAUGCUGAUGUUUAUGGAAAACCGCUGCCUUCUGUUCAGUGGCUGAAAGGUGACAAGGAACUAGCAAACACAGCACGUUUGGAUAUAAAAAGUACUGACUUUGCCACAUGCCUAAGUAUAAAGGAAGCUGUUCGUGUUGACAGUGGACAUUAUACUUUGUUGGUGAAGAAUGUUGCAGGUGAAAAAACUGCUUCUAUUCAUGUCAAAGUUCUCGACAGACCUGGACCACCUGAAGGGCCUGUUCUUAUAACAGGGACUACUGCUGAAAAAUGUAUGCUAUCAUGGAAGCCGCCAUUGCAGGAUGGAGGCAGUGACAUUUCACAUUAUAUUGUUGAAAGAAGAGAAACAAGUCGCUUAGUUUGGACUUUAGUUGAUGCCAAUGUACAAACUCUUGGUUGCAAAGUUACUAAACUCUUGGAAGGCAAUGAAUAUAUCUUCCGUAUCAUGGCUGUCAAUAAAUACGGUGUCGGCGAACCUCUUGAAUCUGAGCCUGUACUUGCAAAAAAUCCUUUUGUAGUACCACUUCCACCAAAGGCUCCAGAAGUUUCAGCUGUUACCAAGGAUUCUAUGAUUGUUGUAUGGGACAGACCAGCUUCUGAUGGUGGCAGUGAAAUUUUGGGAUAUGUGCUAGAAAAGCGUGACAAAGAAGGCAUUCGGUGGACAAGAUGUAACAAGCGUUUGAUAAGUGAACUUCGAUAUCGAGUCACAGGACUUCUGGAAAAUCAUGACUAUGAAUAUAGAGUCUCAGCUGAAAAUGCAGCUGGUCUCAGUGAACCCAGUCCACCUUCUACCUACUAUAAAGCUUGUGACCCUAUUUAUAAACCAGGUCCACCAAAUAACCCCAAAGCAAUAGAUGUUACAAGAUCUUCAGUUUUCCUUUCUUGGGGUAAACCAAUCUAUGACGGUGGCUCUGAAAUUCAAGGAUACAUUGUUGAAGCAUGUGAUGUAAGUGUUGGGGAGUGGGCAAUUUGUACACCACCAACUGGAAUUAAGAAAACAAAUAUGGAAGUAGAAAAAUUGUUGGAAAAACAUGAAUACAAAUUCCGAAUUUGUGCUGUUAAUAAAGCAGGAGUGGGAGAGCAUGCUGAUGUUCCUGGAAUCAUCCUUGUUGAAGAAAAGUUGGAAGCUCCAGAUCUUGACCUUGACUUAGAACUGAGAAAAGUGAUCAAUGUAAGAGCCGGUGGUUCAUUAAGAUUAUUUGUUCCUAUCAGAGGCCGUCCAACACCUGAAGUAAAAUGGAGUAAAGUAGAUGGUGAUAUCAGAGAAGCAGCUAUUAUUGACAGCACCAGCAGCUUCACCUCACUUGUUCUUGAUAAUGUGAAUAGAUUUGACUCUGGAAAAUACACUCUUACUUUAGAAAAUAGUAGUGGAACAAAGUCUGCCUUUGUCAGUGUAAGAGUCUUGGAUACUCCCGGUCCUCCUGUCAACUUGAAAAUUAAGGAGAUCACCAAAGACUCCGUUUCGCUUUCAUGGGAGCCUCCACUGAUAGAUGGCGGAGCUAAAAUUAAAAAUUAUAUAAUUGAAAAGCGUGAAGCCACAAGAAAAUCCUAUGCAGCUGUUGUAACCAACUGCCAUAAAACAUCCUGGAAAAUUGACCAGCUUCAAGAGGGCUGCUAUUAUUACUUCAGGGUUUCUGGAGAGAAUGAAUUUGGAAUUGGCCUGCCUGCUGAAACAAGUGACCCAGUUAAAGUGGCUGAAGUUCCUCAACCUCCAGGAAAAAUAACAGUGGAUGAUGUUACGAGAAACAGUGUUUCAUUGAGCUGGGCAAAGCCUGAACAUGAUGGUGGAAGUAAAAUCUUACAGUACAUUGUAGAAAUGCAAGUUAAGGGUAGUGACAAAUGGUCAGAGUGUACACGUGUUAAAGUUCUUGAAGCAGUUAUUACUAACCUAACCCAGGGAGGAGAAUAUCUCUUUAGAGUAAUGGCUGUAAAUGAAAAAGGUAGGAGUGAUCCACGAUCACUUGCAGUACCAAUAACUGCUAAGGAUCUUGUUAUUGAACCAGAUGUCAGACCAGCAUUCCAUAGUUACAGUAUACAAGUGGGACAUGAUCUGAAGAUUGAAAUACCAAUAUCUGGUCGACCUAAGCCUACUAUUUCUUGGACCAAAGACGGCACUCCAUUAAAACAGACAACUAGAGUUAAUGUAACUGAUUCACCUAAUCUUACCGUUCUAAAUAUUAAAGAAGCAAAUAAAGAGGACAGUGGAAUAUAUGACAUUGCAGUUGCUAAUGUUGUUGGACAAAAAUCUGCAUCUAUUGAAAUUAUAACGCUAGAUAAACCAGAUCCUCCUAAAGGCCCAGUUAAAUUUGAAGAUAUUAGUGCUGAAAGUGUCACAUUAUCAUGGAAUCCUCCAGUAUAUACAGGUGGUUGCCAGAUUACUAAUUACAUUGUUCAUAAGAGAGAUACAACCACUACUUUAUGGGAAGUAGUUUCAGCUACUGUUGCAAGAACUACUUUGAAAGUGACUAGGCUGAAAACUGGGUCAGAAUAUCAAUUUAGAAUAUUUGCGGAAAAUAGAUAUGGGCAGAGUUUUGCCCUGGAAUCUGAUCCGGUUGUUGCUCAAUAUCCCUACAAAGAACCAGGCCCCCCUGGGACACCAUUUGUGACAGUAGCUACAAAAGACUCUAUGAUUGUGCAAUGGCAUGAACCGAUUAAUGACGGUGGAAGUAGAAUUCUAGGUUAUCAUCUUGAACGAAAGGAAAGAAACAGCAUUUUGUGGACAAAAGCAAACAAGGCCAUUAUUCCAGAUACACAUUAUAAAACAACUAAUCUUGAAGAAAACAUCGAAUAUGAAUUUAGAGUUUCUGCAGAAAAUAUUGUUGGUGUAGGCAAAGCAAGCAAAGUUUCAGAAUGCUAUAUAGCACGUGACGCAUGUGAUCCACCAGGAUGUCCUGAAGCUAUUGUUGUUACAAGAAGCGCCAUCACACUGCAGUGGACUAAGCCAGAAUAUGAUGGUGGCAGCAAAAUAACAGGCUAUGUAGUAGAAAAACGUGAUUUGCCUGAUGGUCGUUGGAUGAAAGCAAGCUUUACCAAUGUCACUGAAACUCAGUUUACUGUGACAGGUCUUACUGAAGACCAGCGAUAUGAAUUUAGAGUAAUUGCAAGGAAUGCUGCUGGAGCUGUAAGCAAACCUUCUGACAGCACAGGGCCUAUAACAGCAAAAGAUGAAGUUGAACUUCCAAGAAUUUCCAUGGAUCCAAAAUACAAAGAUACCAUUGUUGUAAAUGCUGGUGAAACUUUCAAACUUGAAGCUGAUGUACAUGGGAAACCAAUUCCUACUAUUAUGUGGUUGAAAGGAGAUAAGGUCCUUGAAGAUACUGCUCGAUAUGAAAUAAGGAAUACAGAUUUCAAGGCUCUGAUUACUGUGAAAGAUGCUAUACGUGUUGACGGCGGGCAGUAUAUUUUGCAGGCCUCCAAUGUUGCAGGAACAAAAUCAGUACCCAUAACAGUAAAAGUACUAGAUAGGCCAGGGCCUCCAGAGAGUAUUCAAAUUUCUGGAGUUACUUCUGAAAAGUGUUCCUUAGCAUGGGCUCCACCAAUCCAUGAUGGUGGCAGUGACAUUUCUCACUACAUAAUUGAGAAGAGAGAAACUAGUCGUCUUGCUUGGACAGUUGUUGCCUCAGAUGCUGUAGCCACAAUGCUAAAAGUAACCAAACUUCUGGAAGGCAAUGAAUAUGUCUUCCGCAUAAUGGCAGUUAAUAAAUAUGGAGUUGGUGAACCUUUGGAAUCUGCACCAGUACUUAUGAAAAGCCCAUUUGUUGUUCCUGGUCCACCAACGUAUCUUGAAGUGACCAAUAUUACGAAGGAUUCUAUGACAGUCUCCUGGCAUCGUCCAGGUAGUGAUGGUGGCAGUGAAAUUAUUGGCUACAUUGUGGAAAAAAGAGAUAGAACUGGUAUUAGAUGGGUGAAAUGUAAUAAACGAAGAAUUACAGAUUUACGUUUAAGAGUCACAGGACUAACUGAAGAUCACGAAUAUGAAUUUAGAGUAUCUGCUGAAAAUAUAGCUGGAAUUGGUGAACCAAGUCAAGUUACUCCAUACUGGAAAGCAUGUGAUCCUAUGUUCAAGCCUGGUCCACCCACUAAUGCCCAUGUUGUUGAUACAACCAAGAAUUCAAUCACAGCGGCAUGGGGUAAACCUAUUUAUGACGGUGGCUGUGAAAUCCUGGGAUAUAUUGUAGAAAUCUGCAAAGCUGAUGAUGAAGAAUGGGCAAUAGUUACUCCACAGACUGGUCUGAAAGUCAAUCGUUUUGAGAUCAAGAAACUCAUAGAACAUCAAGAAUACAAGCUAAGGGUGUGUGCUCUCAACAAAAUAGGAGUCGGGGAGCCUGCAGCAAUUCCUGGUAUAGUGAAACCAGAAGAUAAACUUGAAGCUCCUGAACUUGAUAUAGACUCAGAAUUAAGGAAGGGAAUUGUCGUUAGAGCUGGUAGCUCUGUCAGGAUAAAUAUACCAUUUAAAGGACGCCCCACUCCUGAAAUCUCAUGGUCUCGUGAAGAAGGGGAAUUUACAGAUAAAGUUCAAAUUGAAAAAGGAAUAAAUUACACACAGCUAUCCAUUGAUUAUUGUGAUAGAAAUGAUGCUGGGAAGUAUAUACUUAAACUGGAGAAUAGCAGCGGUUUGAAGUCUGCAUUUGUUACGGUUAAAGUACUUGACACACCAGGUCCACCACAAAAUUUAAUAGUCAAAGAAAUAAGAAAAGACUAUGCUGUAUUGACAUGGGAGCCUCCAGCUAAUGAUGGUGGAGCAAAGAUAAAGAACUAUGUCAUUGAUAAACGUGAGUCAACCAGAAAAGCAUAUGCAAAUGUGACUGCAAAGUGUAACAAAACAAGCUUUAGAGUUGAAAACCUUACAGAAGGAAGCAUUUAUUAUUUCAGAGUUAUGGCCGAAAAUGAAUUUGGAAUUGGUAGUCCAGCUGAAACUGCCGAUGCUUCAAAAGCAUCAGAGCCACCUCUACCUCCUGGAAAAGUGACACUCACUGAUGUGACACAGAGAAGUGCAUCGUUUAUGUGGGAGAAGCCUGAACAUGAUGGAGGUAGCAGAAUUUUGGGAUACAUUGUUGAAAUGCAGCCAAAAGGAUCUGAUAAAUGGAGUGUUGUUACUGAAACCAAAGUCUGCAAUGCAGUUGUAUCUGGUUUGAGUUCUGGACAGGAAUACCAGUUCCGUGUCAUGGCAUACAAUGAAAAAGGCAAAAGUGAUCCUAAGCCACUGGCAGUUCCUGUGAUUGCCAAAGAUCAGACAAUUCAGCCCAGUUUCAAACUGAUGUUCAACACAUAUACUGUGCAAGCUGGAGAAGAUCUUAAAGUAGAAAUUCCCUUUAUAGCUCGACCAAAGCCUACUAUCACUUGGGAGAAAGAUGGCCAGCCUCUAAAACAGACAACCAGAUUACAUGUUGAAGAUACAGCAACUUCGACUACAUUGGUGAUUAAAGAAAGCAACAAGGAUGACUUUGGAAAAUAUACUGUAACAGCAACCAACAUCGCAGGCACAGCAACAGAGCACCUUAGUAUAAUUGUGCUAGAAAAGCCUGGCCCACCCCAAGGCCCUGUCCGCUUUGAUGAAGUUAGCUCAAACUUUGUGGUCUUCUCAUGGGAACCACCAGCAUAUACAGGUGGCUGUCAGAUAUCCAACUACAUUGUCGAGAAACGUGACACUACGACCACUGUUUGGCAUAUAGUAUCAGCAAUGGUUGCAAGGACAACUAUUAAAGUAACAAAACUUAAAACAGGUACUGAGUACCAGUUUAGAAUUAGUGCUGAAAACCGAUAUGGAAAGAGCACUGCACUAGAUUCUAAGCCAGUUCUUGUACAAUACCCAUACAAAGUACCAGGGCCACCAGGGACCCCAUAUGUCACUACAGCCACCAAAGACCACAUGAUAGUACAAUGGCAUGAACCAGUUAAUGAUGGAGGAAGCAAAGUUCUUGGAUAUCAUCUAGAACGUAAAGAUAAAAAUAGCAUCCUUUGGGCAAAGGUGCAUAAGGCCCUUAUUCAGGACACAAAAUAUAAAACAGAAGGUCUUGAAGAAGGUCUUGAAUAUGAAUUCAGAGUUUCUGCUGAAAACAUUGUUGGAAUAGGUAAAGUUAGCAAAUGUUCCGAACUGUAUGUUGCUCGGGAUGCUUGUGGCCCACCAGGCCGUCCAGAUGCCAUUGUGAUCACUAGAAAUUACGUAACGCUAAAAUGGAAAAAACCCGAAUAUGAUGGUGGUAGCAGAAUAACUGGAUACAUUGUGGAAAAGCAAGAACUACCUGACGGCCGUUGGAUGAAGGCCAGUUUUACAAAUGUAAUAGAAACUGAGUUUACAGUAAGCGGCCUUGUAGAAGACCAAAGAUAUGAAUUCAGAGUAAUUGCAAGAAAUGCAGCUGGUAGCUUAAGUGAACCCUCUGAAAGCACAGGGCCAAUUAUUGCUAGAGAUGAAAUAGAAGCACCAAGAGCUUCCCUGGAUCCUAAAUAUAAAGAUCUCAUUGUUGUUCGUGCGGGAGAAACAUUUGUUCUUGAGGCUGACAUCCAUGGAAAACCUGUUCCUAAUAUUAUAUGGUCAAAAGAUGGGAAAGAAUUUGAAGAAGCAACUGCAAGAAUGGAAAUUAAGUCUUCAAUUGAAAGAACAACUCUCACAGUCAAAGACUGUGUCAGAAUAGAUGGAGGCAUUUACACACUUACACUGAGUAAUGUUGGUGGCACAAAAUCAAUACCAAUCACUGUAAAAGUGCUUGACAGACCUGGACCCCCAGAAGCCCCUUUGAAAGUUACAGGUGUGACUGCAGAAAAAUGUUACCUUGCAUGGGGACCACCUUUACAAGAUGGAGGUGCUAGCAUUUCACAUUACAUUAUAGAAAAAAGAGAGACAAGCCGGCUUUCAUGGACACAAGUGUCAUCUGAUGUUCAAGCUCUGAAUCACAAAGUAACCAAACUUCUUUCUGGCAAUGAAUACAUUUUCCGUGUAAUGGCUGUUAAUAAAUAUGGAAUUGGUGAUCCUCUAGAAUCAGAACCUGUGUUGGCAUGCAAUCCAUAUAAGCCUCCAGGUCCUCCUUCAACACCUGAAGCUUCUGCAAUCACAAAAGAUUCUAUGAUUGUAUCCUGGUGUCGCCCAACCGACAAUGGUGGAGCUGAAAUUGAAGGUUAUAUACUAGAAAAGCGAGACAAAGAUGGCAUUAGAUGGACCAAGUGCAAUAAAAAGACACUGACAGACUUAAGAUUGAGAGUAACUGGACUGACAGAUGGUCAUUUCUAUGAAUUUAGAGUUUCUGCUGAAAAUGCUGCUGGUAUUGGUGAACCCAGUGAACCAUCCAUUUUCUACCGUGCUUGUGAUGCAUUAUAUCCACCAGGCCCUCCAAACAAUCCAAAGGUAACAGAUACUUCCAGAUCAUCUGUGUCCCUUGCAUGGAGCAAACCUGUUUAUGAUGGUGGUGCUCCUGUUAAAGGAUAUAUUGUAGAAUUUAAAGAAGCUACUGCUGAUGAAUGGACAACUUGCACACCCCCAUCAGGUUUACAAGGAAAGCAAUUCACAGUAACCAAACUUAAAGAAAAUAGCGAGUACAACUUCCGCAUUUGUGCCAUCAACUCUGAAGGAGUUGGAGAACCAGCAACUAUCCCUGGUAGUGUUGUUGCUGCUGAAAAAAUGGAACCUCCUGAAAUAGAACUCGAUGCAGAUCUCAGAAAAGUGGUCACCGUGCGUGCGAGCGGCACAUUGCGCUUGUUUGUCACCAUUAAAGGAAGGCCAGAGCCAGAAGUGAAAUGGGAAAAAGCAGAAGGCACUCUGAGUGACAGAGCCCAGAUUGAGGUAACCAGUUCAUAUACAAUGUUAGUAAUUGAUAAUGUGAACAGAUUUGACAGUGGAAAAUAUAACCUGACUUUGGAAAACAACAGUGGCAAGAAAUCAGCAUUUGUUAAUGUGAGAGUGCUUGAUACACCAAGUGCCCCUGUAAAUUUGACCGUCAGAGAAGUAAAGAAAGAUUUAGUGGCAUUAGCUUGGGAGCCUCCACUUAUUGAUGGCGGAGCUAAAAUUACAAAUUACAUAAUUGAAAAACGUGAAACAACAAGAAAAGCCUAUGCCACUGUUACAAAUAAUUGCAACAAGAAUGUCUUCAGAAUUGAACAGCUACAGGAAGGAUGCAGCUACUACUUCCGGGUCUUAGCUGUAAAUGAAUAUGGAGUUGGUUUGCCAGCAGAAACAUCUGAACCAGUUAAGGUUUCUGAACCACCUUAUCCACCUGGAAAAGUAACUCUUGUUGAUGUUACGCGCCGCAGUGCUACUAUUAAAUGGGAGAAGCCAGAGAGUGAUGGUGGCAGUAAAAUAACUGGCUAUGUAGUAGAAAUGCAAACUAAAGGUAGUGAAAAAUGGAGCACCUGUACCCAGGUUAAAACAUUAGAAGCAACAAUAUCUGGAUUAACUAUGGGAGAAGAAUACACUUUCCGUGUCUGUGCUGUUAAUGAAAAAGGGAAGAGUGAUCCAAGGCAGCUAGGCGUUCCAGUAGUUGCAAAGGACAUUGAAAUCCAGCCUUCUGUUGAGCUCCUUUUCAAUACAUUCAGUGUUAAAGCUGGUGAAGACCUUAAAAUUGAUGUACCCAUCAGAGGAAGGCCAGUACCAUCUGCCAGCUGGAAAAAGGAUGGCAUGCCUUUAAGAGAGACAACUAGAGUGAAUGUCCAAACUUCAAAAACAUCAACAUCACUAGUAAUCAAAGAAGCUUCAAGAGAGGAUGUAGGAAACUAUGAAUUAAAUGUUGCAAGCAGUGCUGGCUCUACAACAGCUUUCAUCACCGUAAUUGUUCUUGAUAGACCAGGACCUCCAACCUCAUUACGUAUUGAUAAUGUCAGUGCUGAUAAUAUAACUAUAUCUUGGGAACCCCCUGAAUAUGAUGGUGGCUGUCAAAUUAAUAAUUACAUUGUGGAUAAAAGAGAAACUACAACAACAAUGUGGACCACUGUAUCUGCAGCAGUUGCACGAACUUCAAUUAAAAUAGCUCGUUUAACCACUGGAUCAGAAUAUCAAUUCCGUGUUUUUGCAGAAAAUCGCUAUGGCAAAAGCACUUUCGUUGAAACUGCACCUGUUGUUGCAGAGUAUCCAUUUAAUCCACCUGGUCCACCUGGUACUCCUCGAGUUGUACAUGCAACUAAAGCCUUCAUGAUUGUAAGUUGGCAGGAACCAGUUAAUGAUGGAGGUAGCAAAGUCCUUGGUUAUCAUCUUGAACGUAAAGAACGUAGCAGCAUCCUUUGGACUAAAGUUAAUAAAAUCCUCAUAAGUGAUACUCAGAUGAAGGUCACAGGCCUUGAUGAAGGCCUGAUGUAUGAAUAUCGUGUGUAUGCUGAAAACAUUGUAGGCAUUGGCAAAUGUAGCAAAUCAUGUGAACCAGUUGCAGCAAGGGAUCCAUGUGACCCACCUGGUCAACCAGAAGUGACUAAUAUUACCAGAACAUGUGUCUCGCUAUCAUGGACCAAACCAGAAUAUGAUGGCGGUGCUAAGAUUACAGGCUACAUUAUUGAGCGGAAAGAGCUCCCAGAUGGUCGUUGGCUGAAGUGCAAUUUCACCAAUGUACAGGAAACUUUCUUUGAUGUGACAGGGCUUACUGAAGACCAGCGUUAUGAGUUCCGUGUUAUUGCCAGGAAUGCUGCUGGCCAAUUUAGUGAACCAUCAGAAUCCACUGGGCCAGUUACUGUAAAGGAUGACAUAGAAGCUCCAAGAAUUAUGAUGGAUGCCAAAUUCAGAGAUGUUGUCAUUAAAGCUGGAGAGAUUUUAAAAAUCAGUGCUGACAUUGCCGGACGACCCUCGCCAAUAGUUUCAUGGACAAAGGAUGGCAAAGAGAUUGAAGCAAAGGCAAGAGUUGAAAUAGUCUCAACAGAUCACACUACAACAGUAACUGUUAAAGACUGUAUUCGACGUGAUUCAGGGCAGUAUGUGUUAACAUUACAAAAUGUUGCUGGAACAAAAUCAUUAGCAGUUAAUUGCAAAGUACUUGACAGACCAGGUCCACCAGCAGCCCCACUAGAAAUUAAAGGACUGACUGCUGAGAAAUGUUAUUUGUCAUGGGGAGCACCUCAAGAAAAUGGAGGGGCAGAGAUUGACUAUUAUAUUGUGGAAAAACGUGAGACUAGUAGGAUUGCAUGGACUAUUUGUGAAGCAGAACUUCCAACAACAUCCUGCAAAGUAACAAAACUACUCAGAGGAAAUGAAUAUAUUUUCAGGGUGAUGGGUGUAAAUAAAUAUGGUGUUGGUGAACCCUUGGAAAGUGAUGCUGUCAAGGCCCUGGAUCCUUUUACUGUUCCAAGCCCUCCUAAAUCUUUAGAGAUUACCAAUGUGACAAAGGAAUCCUUGACUCUUUGUUGGGCAAGACCUGACAGUGAUGGAGGAAAUGAAAUUUCUGGUUAUGUGAUUGAAAGGCGCGAGAAAAACAGUUUACGGUGGAUACGUAUAAAUAAAAAGCCAGUUUAUGACCUCAGAAUAAAAUCUUCAGGUCUCCGUGAAGGAUGUGAAUAUGAAUAUAGAGUAUAUGCAGAAAAUGCUGCAGGCCUUAGUCUUCCUAGUGAUACUUCACCACUAAUAAAAGCAGAAGAUCCAGUUUUCCUGCCAUCACCACCAUCUAGGCCCAAGAUAAUGGACUAUACAAGAACUCAUAUAACAAUUGGAUGGACAAAGCCAUUAUUUGAUGGCGGAGCUCCUAUUAUUGGAUACACUAUUGAAUACAAGCUAACUAGUGAAACUGAUUGGUCAACUGCUAUUCAAAGCUUAAGAGGUACAGAAUACACUGUAAUGGGUCUUACAUCAGGAGCAGAAUAUGUUUUCAGAGUAAAGUCUCUGAACAAAGUUGGUGCUAGUGAUCCAAGUGAUGCCUCAGAACCUCAAGUAGCAAAAGAAAGGGAAGAAGAACCUGUUUUUGAUAUUGAUAAUGAAAUGAGAAAGACUUUAAUUGUGAAAGCUGGCGAAUCAUUUACAAUGACUGUGCCGUUCAGAGGAAAACCUAUCCCUAAUGUGCUAUGGAGUAAGCCAGAUACUGAUCUCCGUACACGAGCAAAUAUUGAUUCCUCAGAUAAACGCACCUCACUUACUAUUGAAAAGGCAACACGAAACGAUUCUGGAAAGUAUACACUGACAUUACAAAACAUUGUAAACACAGCUAGUUUGACAUUAGUUGUUAAAGUUCUUGACUCACCAGGGCCUCCAUCUAGUAUCAUUGUAAAAGAUGUAACAAAAGAGUCUGCUAUGUUAUCUUGGGAAGCUCCGGAGAAUGAUGGAGGGGCUCCUGUGAAGAACUACUACAUUGAAAAACGAGAAGCAAGCAAGAAAGCUUGGGUCACCGUAACCAACAAUUGCCAUCGUCUUUCCUACAAAGUCACCAAUUUACAAGAAGGUGGAAUUUAUUACUUCAGAGUCUCUGGGGAAAAUGAAUUUGGUGUUGGAGUUCCCAUUGAAACCAAAGAUGGAGUUAAAAUAACAGAAAAACCAAGCCCACCAGAAAAACUGGGAGUAUCGAGCAUGACUAAGGACAGUGUAUCCCUUGUAUGGCUAAAACCCGAGCACGAUGGUGGAAGCAGAAUUAUAGGCUACCUUGUUGAAGCCCUAGAGAAAGGGCAGCAAAAGUGGGUCAAAUGUGCUGUAGUCAAGACAACCCAUCAUGUUGUCCAAGGUCUCAAGGAGAACAUGGAUUAUUUCUUCAGAGUAUUUGCAGAAAACGAAGCUGGCCUGAGUGACCCUAGAGAGCUUCUUCUUGCUGUCACAGUUAAAGAACAAAUGGAAUCUCCUGAAGUGGAUAUGAAAGGUUUCCCAAAUCAUACCAUUUAUGUGAGAGCUGGUUCAAAUCUAAAGGUUGAGAUUCCAAUUUCAGGAAAACCCUUGCCAAAGGUAACUUUGUCCAGAGAUGGCAUUCCUCUCAAGCCAACCAUGAGGUUUAAUACAGAAACCACUGCAGAGAGUGUAAUUGUUAACCUUAAGGAAAGUGUGGCUGCUGACGCUGGCAGAUAUGACAUCACGGCUGCAAACUCCAGCGGAACAACAAAAUCCUUCAUUAAAAUUGUUGUCCUGGAUAGACCAGGUCCCCCAGUUGGUCCUGUGGUGGUUAGUGACAUCACUGAAGAAGGAGUCACCCUGAACUGGGAGCCCCCACAUUAUGAUGGUGGAAGCCAAGUCACAAACUACAUUGUGCUAAAAAGAGAAACAAGCACAGCUGUGUGGUCUGAAGUGUCUGCAACAGUUGCUAGAAAUACUAUUAAAGUCAUGAAGUUAACCACUGGCGAAGAGUAUCAGUUCCGUAUCAAAGCAGAAAAUCGCUUUGGCAUUAGUGACCAUCUUGAUUCAGCAUGUGUAAUUAUAAAACUGCCUUAUACUACACCUGGGCCACCUUCAACACCAUGGAUCACUAAUGUAACUCAAGAAAACAUCACUGUUGGAUGGCAUGAACCUGUUUCUAAUGGAGGCAGUGCAAUCAUUGGUUACCAUCUGGAAAUGAAGGACAGAAACAGUAUUUUAUGGAAGAAAGUGAAUAAAAUGAUUAUACGCACAACUCACUUCAAGACCUCUAACAUUACUGCUGGACUAAUUUAUGAAUUCAGAGUUUAUGCUGAAAAUGCAGCAGGCAUUGGAAAACCAAGUCAUCCAUCUGAUGCAGUUCUUGCAAUUGAUGCAUGCGAGCCACCAAGAAAGGUUCGUGUCACAGAUAUUUCCAAGACAUUUGUCAGCCUGUCUUGGACACAACCAGCUUUUGAUGGUGGUAGCAAAAUCACUGGAUACAUCGUGGAGAAACGCGAUUUUCCAAAUGGAAGAUGGGCAAAGGCCAGCUUUACCAACGUCAUAGAGACCCAGUUUACUGUAUCAGGAUUGACUCAGAGCUCUCAAUAUGAAUUCCGUGUCUUUGCUAAGAAUGCAGCAGGUUCAGUUAGUAAUCCAUCAGAUGUUUUAGGACCUAUCACCUGUGUGGACACAUAUGGUGCACCUGAAAUAGAUGUACCACCAGAAUAUACAGAAGUAGUAAAAUACAAAGCUGGCACUGCCGUUAAGCUCAAACUUGGGAUUUCAGGAAAACCCAUACCAUCAAUAGAGUGGUUUAGAAAUGGCAAAGAAAUACAGACAAGUGCCCAAAUAUCUAUUGAAAACACCACCGAAUUCGCCUCUGUACUGAUCAAAGAUGCAACUCGUCUUAAUAGUGGAAGCUAUGAACUGAAAUUAAAGAAUGCCAUGGGUUCAGCGUCUGCUUCCAUUAAAGUACAAAUACUUGAUAAGCCAGGACCUCCAUGUGGGCCUGUUCAGUUUAAAACAGUCACUGCUGAAAAGAUUUCUCUUAUGUGGCAACCACCAGCUGAUGAUGGAGGUGCCAGAGUGACACAUUACGUUGUUGAAAAACGAGAAACAAGCCGUGUGGUAUGGUCUAUGGUUUCAGAAAAACAAGAAGACUGCAACGUCACUACCACCAAAGUCAUAAAAGGAAACGAAUAUGUAUUCCGUAUACGAGCGGUAAACAAAUUUGGUGUUGGCGAUCCACUGGAAUCUGAUAGCGUUGUAGCUAAAAAUGCAUUUGUUACCCCUGGACAACCUGGUAUGCCAGAGGUCACCAUGAUAACAAAACAGUCAAUGACUGUAACCUGGAGCAGGCCUAUUGUGGAUGGUGGUAGUGAAAUAAGUGGAUAUUAUCUUGAAAAGCGCGAUAAGAAAAGCCUAGGCUGGUUCAGAGUAAUUAAAGAAACCAUUCGGGACACCAGACAGAAAGUGACAGGACUAACAGAAAACAGCGAAUACCAGUUCAGAGUCUCUGCUGUGAAUGCAGCUGGCCAAGGUCCCUUCUCUGACACAACUGACUUUUUCAAGGCUGCAGAUCCUAUUGAAAAGCCUGGGCCACCUGUUAAGUUAAAGGUUGUGGAUACUACAAAGACAUCUAUCACACUUGGCUGGACUAAACCAGCUUAUGAUGGAGGAAGUGCAAUUACCAGCUAUGCUAUAGAAAAGAGAGAAGGUGAUGAAGAAGAAUGGUCUGUAGUGAGUGCCAGAGGAGAAGUGAGAACCACAGAAUACGUUGUUUCUCAGCUUCAGCCAGGACUCAAUUACUACUUCCGUGUAGCUGCUAUAAAUUGUGCUGGACAAGGUGAACCUAUUGAAAUGACAGAACCUGUACAAGCUAAAGACAUUCUUGAGGAGCCAGAAAUUGAUCUGGAUGUGGCUCUCAAAACCUCAAUUGUAGCUAAAGCAGGUCAAGAUGUGCAAAUAAUGAUCCCAUUCAAGGGAAGACCUCCUCCAACUGUCACAUGGAGAAAGGGUGACAAAAAUCUUAGUGUUGAUGAAAGAUACACCAUCCAGAACACAGAUUCAUCUACACUUCUUAGUAUUCCUCAAGUCACUCGCAAUGAUACAGGGAAAUACGUCCUUACAAUUGAAAACGGAGUUGGAAGAGCCAAAACCUCCUUUGUGAAUGUCAAAGUGCUUGACACUCCAUCUGCAUGCCAGAGGCUGCACCUAAAAAAUGUUUCUCGUGGAACUGUGACUUUGGUAUGGGAACCACCACUCAUAAACGGCGGUUCUGAAGUAACAAAUUACGUCAUUGAAAAAAGAGACGCUACAAAAAGAGCUUGGUCUACUGUAACAGCAAAGUGCUCUAAUACAUCCUUUAAGAUAACUGACUUAUCAGAGAAGGUUCCAUACUUCUUCCGUGUCCUUGCAGAAAAUGAAAAUGGAUUAGGUGAACCAUGUGAAACUUCAGAACCAGUGAAAGCUGCAGAAGUUCCUGGACCUGUGAGGGAUUUGGCCAUGAAAGAUUCGACCAAGACCUCUGUCACCCUACAGUGGACCAAACCUGAGUUUGAUGGUGGUAGUAUCAUAUCAGAUUAUAUCAUUGAAAAGAGAUUAAAGGAUGAAACGGAAUGGUCAUAUGCAGGCAUGAGUAAGGCAUGUGAAUUUGAAGUUGAAAAACUUAAGGAGCUUUCUGUCAUGGAAUUCAGAGUGUCAGCCAAGAAUGAAAAAGGAAGAAGUGACGGUGUUACAGUUGGGCCAAUUACAGUGAAAGAUUAUGUAAUAACACCUGAAGCAGAUCUUUCUGAUAUACCUGGAGGACAGGUAACAGUGAGAAUAGGUUAUAAUGUACACCUUGAAUUGCCAUAUAAAGGAAAGCCAAUACCCACUAUGAGUUGGCUGAAAGACAACAUGCCUCUUAAAGAGAGUGAACUGGUUCGCUUCAAGAAAACAGAAAACAAAAUAACAUUAAGCAUUAAGAAUGUGAAGAAAGAAAAUGGUGGCAAAUACACCUUAAUUCUUGAUAAUGGCGUCCACAGAAAGACAUUCCCAUUUACAAUUAUAACACUUGGCCCACCAUCUAAGCCAAAAGGACCCAUAAAACUAGAGGAAAUCAAAGCAGACAGCAUGGUUCUUUCAUGGGGUGCUCCUGAAGAUGACGGAGGUGGAGAAAUUACAGGCUACAGUGUUGAGAAGCGAGAAACUUCACAAACCAAUUGGAAAAUGGUCUGCUCUAGCGUGGCAAGGACAACAUUCAAAGUUCCAAACCUCAUUAAAGAUACAGAAUAUCAAUUCAGAAUUCGUGCAGAAAAUAGGUAUGGAGUAAGUCCACCACUUAACUCUGUAGAGGUCAUAGCUAAACACCAGUUUAAGCCACCAGGUUCACCAGGGAAACCCAUUGUUUACAACGUAACAGCUGAUGGGAUGACCAUAUCUUGGGAUGCUCCGCUUUAUGAUGGAGGUGCAGAAAUUACUGGGUACCACGUGGAAAAGAAAGAAAGAAAUAGCAUCCUGUGGCAGAGAGUAAAUGUUUCAUCCAUAUCUAAUAGAGAAUACAGAAUUACUGGAUUAAUGGAAGGCUUGGACUAUCAGUUCCGUGUAUUUGCAGAAAACUCUGCUGGAUUAAGCCCUGCUGGCGAUCCAAGCAAAUUCACUCUGGCUGUUUCUCCAGUUGAUCCACCUGGCACCCCUGAUUAUAUUGAUGUGACAAGAGAAACAAUUACUCUGAAGUGGACUGCACCACUACGUGAUGGAGGCAGCAAGAUUGUGGGUUAUAGUGUUGAGAAACGGCAAGGGGCUGAAGAUCGUUGGGUCAGGUGCAAUUUUAUUGAUGUCAGUGAAUGCCAAUAUACAGUUACAGGACUUAGCCCUGGGGACCGAUAUGAAUUCCGAAUCCUUGCAAGAAAUGCUGUUGGGACUAUCAGCCCUCCUUCUCAGUCUUCAGGCUAUAUCAUGACCAGAGAUGAGGCUGUUGCACCGAAUAUUGAAUUUGGUGCUGAGCAUUUUGAGGGUCUUACCGUCAAAGCCGGUGAAAGCAUAAGACUUAAAGCCCUUAUCACAGGCCGGCCAGUUCCUCAGGUGACAUGGAUUAAAGAUGGAGAAGAGAUUGACAAGCGAUUGAACAUUGAAAUAACCGAUGCUAUUGGUUCUAGUACCAUAUUUGUUAGAGAUGCUUCUCGGGACCAUCGUGGAGUAUAUAGGGUGGAAGCCAAGAAUUCAUCAGGCACCAAACGAGCAGACAUAACCAUAAGAGUCCAAGAUACUCCAGGGAAAGUAGGGGGGCCGAUACGCUUCACCAAUAUUACUGAAGAGAAGGCAACACUCUGGUGGGAGCCUCCAGCUAACGAUGGCUGUGCAGCCAUUACUCAUUAUGUCAUUGAAAAGCGUGAAACCAGCAGAAUAGCCUGGGCACUAAUUGAAGAUCACUGCGAAGCCUGCAGUUACACAGCACUUAGGUUAAUCAAAGGCAAUGAAUAUCAGUUCCGAAUCUCUGCAGCUAACAAGUUUGGGGUCGGCAGGCCUCUGGAAUCUGACCCUUUUGUAGCACAAGCACAUUACACUGUUCCUGAUGCACCUGGUACUCCAGAACCUAGCAAUGUAACAGGGAACAGCAUCACUCUCACUUGGACAAGGCCAAAAUCAGACGGUGGAAGUGACAUUGAUCAGUAUAUCUUGGAGAGAAGAGAAAAGAAGAGCAUUCUCUGGGUCAAAGUAUCCAGCAAGAGACCCAUUUCUGAGACAAGAUUCAGAGUCACAGGCCUAACUGAGGGCAAUGAAUAUGAAUUCCAGGUUAUGGCAGAAAACAAGGCAGGUGUGGGGCCACCAAGUGGUGUGUCAAGGCUGAUUAAAUGCCGAGACCCAGUUCAUCCACCAGGUCCUCCUACUGUGGUCAAAGUGACCGAUACAUCAAAGACAAGUGUCAGCUUAGAAUGGACCACACCAGUCUUUGAUGGUGGCUUGGAAAUCAUUGGCUACAUCAUUGAAAUGUGCAAAGCUGAUUUGGGAGAUUGGCAUAAAGUCAAUGCUGAGACUUUAAUCGCUACCAAGUAUACUGUGACCGACUUAGAACCAAAUGAGCAUUAUAAAUUCCGAGUCAGUGCUGUAAAUACUGCAGGCAGAGGAGAAAGCUGUGAAGUUGCUGCUUCAGUGCAAACAGUAGAUAGGCUCUCUUCCCCUGAACUUGAUAUUGAUGCUAGCUUCAAGCAGACUCACAUUGUCCGAGCAGGUGCAAAUAUUCGUCUCUUUAUUGCCUUCAAGGGCAGACCUGUUCCUAUUGCUACGUGGUCCAAAACAGAUUCUGAUCUCAACUUGCGUGCUAACAUUCACACAACAGACUCAUUCAGUACAUUAACUGUAGAGAACUGCAACAGAACGGAUGCUGGAAAAUAUGUGUUUACUGUAGAAAACAACAGUGGCAGCAAAUCUAUUGCUUUCACAGUGAAAGUGCUAGACACUCCUGGACCACCAGGCCCUAUUACAUUUAAGGAUGUGACUAAAGGCUCUAUCACUUUAAUGUGGGAUGCCCCCAUUUUGGAUGGAGGCGCACGUAUCCAUCAUUAUGUUGUGGAGAAGCGAGAAGCAAGCCGCCGUAGCUGGCAAACUGUUUAUGAAAAAUGUACCCGCCAAAUAGCUAAAGUGACUGAUCUUGCAGAAGGUGUACCCUAUUUUUACCGUGUCUCAGCAGAAAAUGAAUAUGGAUUAGGUGAACCAUGUGAAUUAACAGAGCCGGUGGUGGCCACUGAAGAACCUGCUCCACCUAAGAGAUUAGAUAUUGUUGAUACCACUAGGUCAUCUGUGGUACUUGCUUGGCUUAAACCUGAUCAUGACGGUGGCAGCCGUAUCACUGGAUAUCUCCUAGAGAUGAAACAGAAAGGAACUGAAGUUUGGCGUGAAGCAGGUCAAACAAAGCAGCUUACUUUUACAGUAGAAGGUCUUACUGAGAAUAAUGAAUAUGAAUUUAGGGUCAGAGCAAAGAACGAUGCUGGCUACAGUCAGCCAAGAGAAGCUUUCUGUUCUGUCAUUAUUAAAGAGCCACAGAUUGAACCAACUGCAGAUCUUAGUGGAAUAACUAAACAGCUUAUAACUUGCAAAGCUGGAAGCGCCUUUACUAUUGAUAUACCUAUUAGUGGACGUCCUAUUCCAAAAGUAAUCUGGAAACUUGAGGAAAUGAGACUUAAGGAAACUGAUAGAGUAACUAUCAAGACAACAAAAGAUAGAACUACACUGACUGUUAAGGACAGCAUGAGAGGUGACUCUGGCAAAUACUAUUUGACUCUUGAGAACACAGCUGGUGUGAAGACAUUCACUGUCACAGUUACAGUUAUUGGAAGGCCAGGUCCAGUUAUGCACCCCAUAGAAAUAUCAUCAGUGACAGCAGAAUCCUGUGUAUUGUCUUGGAAGGAACCUGAAGAUGAUGGUGGUUCUGAUAUUACUAACUACAUUGUUGAAAAACGUGAAUCUGGUACAACAGCAUGGCAACUAGUAAAUUCCAGCGUCAAGCGUACACAGAUCAAAGUAACUCAUCUCACUAAAUAUAUGGAAUAUACCUUCCGUGUCAGUUCGGAAAACAGAUUUGGGGUCAGCAAGCCUGUUGAAUCAGUUCCAGUUGUGGCUGAGCAUCCAUUCGUCCCACCAAGUCCCCCCACAAGACCUGAGGUCUAUUUUGUUUCGGCCAAUGCCAUGUCUAUUCGAUGGGAGGAACCAUAUCAUGAUGGUGGCAGCAAAGUUGUGGGAUACUGGAUUGAAAAGAAAGAACGCAACACAAUCCUUUGGGUAAAGGAAAACAAAAGUCCAUGUUUUGAGUGUGACUACAAAAUUACUGGGCUUGUAGAAGGUCUGGAGUAUCAAUUCAGAACAUAUGCAUUAAACGCUGCUGGAGUAAGCAAAGCCAGUGAAGCUUCUAGGCCAUUAGUGGCCCAAAACCCAGUUGAUCCACCAGGUAGACCAGAAGUGACAGACGUCACACGGUCUUCAGUUUCAUUAAGCUGGACUUCUCCACUCUAUGAUGGUGGAAGCAAAAUUGUGGGCUAUAUUAUAGAACGCAAGCCCUACAAUGUGGCUGGAGAUGGACGCUGGUUGAAAUGCAAUUACACCAUUGUUUCAGAAAACUUCUUUACCGUAACAGCCCUAAGUGAAGGAGAAGAAUAUGAAUUCCGCAUAUUAGCAAAGAACAGUGCUGGGGUGAUUAGCAAAGGUUCUGAAACAACAGGUCCUGUCACCUGUAAAGAUGAAUAUUCACCACCUAAAGCUGAACUGGAUGCCAAAUUACAAGUAGAUGUUGUAACUGUUAGGGCUGGAUCUGAUCUUGUUCUUGAGGCAUCGAUUGGUGGAAAACCAGAACCAAAAGUGUUUUGGUCUAAGGGUGACAAAGAGUUGGAUUUAUGUGAAAAGAUCUCUUUGCAAUAUACCAGCAAGCAUGCUGUUGCAAUCAUCAAGUUCUGUGACAGAAGCGAUACUGGAAAAUACACACUGACUGUUAAAAAUGCUAGUGGAACAAAACAAGUUGCUGUUUUUGUCAAAGUACUUGAUUCUCCUGGUCCAUGUGCUGGCAAAAUCACUAUUAGUAGAGUGACAGAAGAGAAGUGCACCUUGGCCUGGAAUCUUCCUCAAGAAGAUGGAGGAGCAGAGAUUACCCACUACAUUGUGGAGAGACGUGAGACCAGUAGGCUGAACUGGGUUAUUGUUGAUGCAGAAUGUCCAACACUCUCAUGCGUAGCAAUAAGACUUAUCAAAAAUAAUGAAUACAUAUUCCGUGUAAGAGCUGUCAAUAAGUACGGACCUGGAGUUCCACUUGAAUCAGAAACUAUAAUUGCUAGAAAUUCAUUUACUAUUCCAUCACCUCCCGGGAUGCCUGAAUCAGUGGGUGCUGGCAAAGAGCACAUCAUUAUUCAAUGGCUGAAACCAGAAUCUGAUGGGGGUAAUGAAAUAAGCACCUAUCUUGUAGACAAACGAGAAAAGAGAAGUCUACGCUGGACACGAGUAAACAGAGACUACACCAUUUACGACACCAGGUUGAAAGUCACUGGUCUCAUGGAAGGCUGUGAAUAUCAGUUCCGUGUUACCGCAGUAAAUGCUGCUGGUAACAGUGAGCCUAGUGAAGCUUCUCAAUAUAUUUUGUGCAAAGAACCUUCAUACACUCCUGCACCUCCUUCACCUCCAAGAGUUGUAGAUACUACUAAGACCAGCAUAAGCUUAGCUUGGACAAAGCCCAUGUAUGAUGGUGGAGUGGAUAUUUUGGGCUACAUUCUUGAAAUGAAAGAAGAAGGCACUGAACAAUGGUUCAGGGUCCAUACCACAGCCACCAUCAGGAAUCCUGAAUUCACUGUGACUGGUCUUAGAACAAGCCAGAAAUACCGCUUUAGAGUGGCUGCCACCAACAUAAAUGGCAUGAGUGAAUACAGCGAGUCGCCAGCCGAAAUAGAACCUGUGGAAAGGAUAGAAAUACCUGAUCUUGAGCUUGCUGAUGACCUAAAGAAGACUGUUACUGUCAGAGCUGGUGGCUCUUUACGUCUAAUGGUCUCAGUGUCUGGCAGACCAGCGCCAAGAAUUAUGUGGAGUAAAGCAGGUGUUGACCUAGCAAACCGGGGUAUCAUUGACACCACGGACAGCUACACGCUAUUGGUCGUGGAUAAAGUUAACCGGUAUGAUGCUGGAAAAUAUGUCAUUGAGGCUGAAAAUCAGUCAGGAAAGAAAUCAGCAACAGUUCUUGUAAAAGUCUAUGAUACUCCUGGCCCUCCAGGAGCUGUGAGAGUAAAAGAAGUCACAAAAGAAUCUGUAACUCUUACUUGGGAUGUUCCUGUCAUUGAUGGUGGAGCACCAGUCAACAACUAUAUAAUUGAGAAACGUGAGGCUGCCAUGAGAGCUUACAAAACAGUAACUACUAAGUGCAACAAAACCAUUUAUAGAAUUUCUGGACUUAUGGAAGGCGCUCUCUACUAUUUCCGAGUUCUGCCAGAAAAUAUCUACGGAAUCGGUGAACCUUGUGAGACAGCUGAUACGGUGCUUAUAUCUGAAGUCCCGAGUGUGCCACAGAAACUGGAGGUGGUUGACAUUACUAAAACUACUGUAUCGCUUGCAUGGGAAAAACCACAGCAUGAUGGUGGCAGCAGAUUAACUGGCUAUGUAAUUGAGGCCAGUAAAGUUGGAACAGAAAGGUGGAUGAAAGUCGUAACCCUGAAACCUACAGUCUUUGAGCAUACAAUCAUUUCAUUAAAUGAAGGAGAACAGUACUUGUUUAGAGUCAGAGCACAAAAUCAGAAAGGUGUCUCAGAACCAAGAGAAAUAGUUACAGCAGUGACAGUGCAAGAUCAAAAAGUUCUACCCACCAUUGAUCUUGCUGGAAUUCCUCAAAAGACCAUUCAUGUACCAGCUGGAAGACCUGUAGAAUUAGCAAUUCCAAUUUCUGGACGACCACCUCCAGCUGUUUCUUGGUUCUUUGCUGGCUCCAAACUAAAAGAAUCAGAACGUGUCAAGGUUGAAACAGUUGCUAAACUAACUAAAUUAACUAUACGUGAAACAACAAUACAUGAUAGUGGGGCAUAUACACUUGAACUGAAGAAUACAAGUGGAACUACUCUUGAUACAAUCAAAGUUGUUAUUCUUGAUAAACCUGGACCACCUACUGGACCUAUUAAAGUAGUUGACAUUGAUUCAACUUUUGUAACUAUUUCCUGGGAACCACCUGAGAUGGAUGGUGGUGCAGCAUUGAGUGGAUACGUGGUAGAGCAACGUGAUGCUCACCGUCCAGGAUGGUUACCGGUAUCUGAAUCUGUAACUCGGACAAUAUUUAAAUUUUCUAAACUUACUGAGGGUGCUGAAUAUGUAUUCCGUGUGGCUGCUACGAACCGCUUUGGAAUUGGAUCAUACUUGCAAUCUGAGAUUAUAGAAUGCAAGAGCAGAAUCAGCAUUCCAGGUCCUCCUGGUACUCCAGAAGUAUUUGAUAUCUGCCGUGAUGGAAUGACACUUACUUGGUAUCCACCAGAAGAGGAUGGUGGUUCACAGAUCACUGGUUAUAUUGUGGAACGCAAGGAAGUUAGAUCAGACAGAUGGGUCCGUGUAAACAAAAUUGCAGUGACUAUGACACGCUAUCGAUCUACAGGGUUAAUUGAAGGCCUAGAGUAUGAACACCGCAUCACAGCUAUCAAUGCUAGGGGCACCGGCAAACCAAGCCGAGCAUCAAAGCCUGCAAUUGCUAUGGAUCCAAUUGCUCCUCCAGGCAAACCUCAGAAUCCAAGAGUUACAGAUACUACAAGAACGUCGAUUUCCCUAGCUUGGAGUCCACCUGAAGAUGAAGGUGGAUCUAAAGUCACUGGCUAUUUAAUUGAAAUGCAAAAGGUUGACCAGUUUGAAUGGACUAAAUGCAAUACCACACCCACCAAAAUUCGUGAAUACACUCUAACACAUCUUCCACAAGGCGCGGAGUAUAGAUUCCGUGUUAUAGCCUGUAAUGCUGGAGGUCCUGGGGAGCCUGCUGAGGUGCCGGGAACAGCCAAAGUAACAGAAAUGCUUGAAUAUCCUGAUUAUAUACUUGAUGAAAAAUACCUGGAAGGUAUAUUUGUAAGGCAAGGUGGAGUAAUUAAGCUCACAGUGCCAAUUAAAGGUAAACCUAUUCCAAUUUGCAAAUGGACUAAGGAAGGACAUGAUGUCCUCAAGAGAGCCAUGAUUGCCACUUCUGAAACAGAUACUGAAUUGGUGAUAAAAGAUGCAGAAAGAGAAGAUUCUGGUACUUAUGAUCUGACACUUGAAAAUAAAUGUGGCAAGAAGGCAGUCUACAUCAAAGUCAGAGUAAUUGGCAUUCCAAAUCCACCAGAAGGACCACUUGAAUAUGACGACAUACAAGGACGCUCCGUUAGAGUCAGCUGGAAGCCUCCAACUGAUGAUGGUGGUGCUGAUAUAUUGGGAUAUAUUGUUGAAAGGCGUGAAGUACCAAAGACCGCCUGGUACACAGUUGAUUCCAGAGUAAAAGGUACAUCAUUAGUGGUGAAAGGACUCAAAGAAAAUGUGGAAUAUCACUUCCGUGUUUAUGCUGAAAACCACUUUGGUGUGAGCAGAUCCCUGAAAUCUGAACAGCCAGUUGUGCCAAAGACACCUUUGAAUCCUCCAGAACCUCCAAGUUAUCCACCAGAAAUACUUGAUGUCACAAAAAGUUCUGUUAGCUUAUCUUGGUCCAGACCUAGAGAUGAUGGUGGCUCUCGUGUCACUGGCUACUAUAUUGAACGUAGAGAAACAUCUACUGAAAAAUGGGUCAGGCACAACAAGACCCACAUCACAACUACAAUGUAUACAGUCACAGGACUGAUUCCAGAUGCUGAAUAUCAGUUCCGUAUUAUUGCUCAAAAUGAUAUUGGUGAAGGUGAACCAAGCCCUGUUUCUGAACCAGUUAUAUGCAAAGAUCCAUUUGAUAAACCAAGCCAGCCUGGAGAAAUUGAGAUCCUGUCUAUAUUUAAGGAUAGCAUUACUUUAGAAUGGGAGCGCCCUGAAUGUGAUGGUGGUAAAGACAUCAUUGGAUACUGGGUUGAAUAUCGCCAAUAUGGAGAGACUGCAUGGAAAAAGUGCAAUAAAGAACGCAUCAAAGACAGACAGUUUACAGUGGGAGGCUUGCUGGAAGCUACUGAAUACGAAUUCAGAGUUUUUGCAGAAAAUGAAACCGGAAUCAGCAGGCCACGUAGAACAGCAAUGACUGUGAAGACAAAACUGACAUCUGGAGAAGCACCAGGAAUAAGACAAGAAAUAAAAGAUGUCACUACAAACCUAGGGGAGCCAGGUCAGUUAUCAUGCCAGAUUAUUGGGAGACCUCUUCCUGAUAUUAAAUGGUAUCGUUUUGGCAAAGAACUAGUACAGAGCCGAAAAUACAAGAUGUCGUCAGAUGGGCGCACCCAUACGCUGACUGUGCUGACAGAAGAGCAGGAAGAUGAAGGACUUUAUACCUGUAAGGCUAUCAAUGAUGUUGGAGAAAUUGAAACGAGUGGCAAGCUCUUACUGCAUGCUCCUCCACAAUUCCACCCUGGCUUCCCCUUGAAAGAGAAGUAUCGUGCAGGUGUGGGUUCCACUCUCCGCCUCCACGUUUUAUACAUUGGUCGUCCAGUGCCUGCUAUUACUUGGUUCCAUGAGAAGAAACUAUUAAAGAAUACCGAAACUAUUACAAUUGAGAACACAGAGCAUUACACCCACCUUGUCAUUAAAAAUGUACAACACAAGACACACGCUGGAAAGUACAAAGUACAACUCAGUAACAUUUUUGGAAGUGUUGACACUGUACUCAAUGUGGAAAUACAAGAUAAGCCAGAUAAACCGGUAGGACCGAUUGUGGUGGAAGCUAUGCUGAAGAACUCUGUAGUGAUCAGCUGGAAGCCACCUGAAGAUGAUGGCGGUGCCUUAGUUACAAAUUACAUUGUCGAGAAGAGAGAAGCAAAAGAAGGUGCCGAGUGGCAACUGGUGUCAUCAAGUAUAGCUAGCACCACCUGUAGAAUUGUUAACCUGACUGAAAAUGCAGGAUAUUAUUUCCGGGUCUUUGCGCAGAAUGUAUUUGGCAUCAGCGAAGCAUUAGAGGUUUCCUCCGUUGUUAUAAUCAAGACACCUUUUGAAAAACCAGGACAGCCACCUCAGCCAACUGUAUCUGCUGUUACAAAGGAUUCCUGUGUUGUCUCUUGGAGGCCACCUACAAGCGAUGGAGGCUCAAAGAUUAGAAGUUACUACCUUGAGAAGCGGGAAAAGAAGCAGAACAAAUGGAUUGCUAUAACAACAGAAGAAAUCCAUGAAACUGUCUAUUCUGUCACAGGCCUUAUUGAAGGCCUGGAAUAUGAGUUCCGUGUAAAAUGUGUAAAUCUAGGUGGUGAGAGUGAAUGGAGUGAAAUUUCACAACCAAUCACUCCCAGGUCUGAUAUACCAAUUCAGGCACCACAUUUCAAAGAAGAGAUCAGAAAUCUGAACGUGAAAUUUAGAGGUCAUGCCACAUUUGUUUGCAAGGUCACUGGUCACCCUAAGCCUGUCGUAAAAUGGUUCAGACAGGGCAAGGAGAUUAUGCCAGAUGGUGAAAAGGUGAAGAUACAAGAAUUUAAGGGAGGCUAUCAUCAACUGGUGAUUACAAAUGUAACAGAUGACGAUGCUACUGUGUAUCAAGUGAGAGCAACCAACCAGGGAGGAUCUGUUUCCGGAACUGCCUCCUUGGAUGUUGAAGUUCCUGCUAAGAUCCACUUACCUAAAAAUCUUGAAGGCAUGGGAGCUGUUCAUGCACUCCGUGGUGAAGUUAUUAGCAUCAAAAUUCCAUUCAGCGGCAAGCCUGAUCCAGUGAUCACAUGGCAGAAAGGGCAAGAUCUCAUUGAUACUAAUGGACAUUACCAAGUUAUUGUUACACGGUCCUUCACAUCUCUUGUUUUCCCUAAUGGUGUGGACAGAAAAGAUGCAGGCUUCUACAUUGUCUGUGCUAAGAACAGAUUUGGCAUUGAUCAGAAAACUGUUGAAUUAGAUGUGGCUGAUGUACCUGAUGCACCAAGAGGAUUGAAAGCAAGUGAGGUUUCAAGGGAUUCUGUCAACUUAACAUGGAAUGCUCCAGCCAGUGAUGGUGGAAGUAGAGUCACCCACUAUACUAUUGAGAAACGUGCUACCACAGCUGAAAGAUGGAUUCGUGUUGGCCAAGCUCGUGAUACACGAUACACCGUGGUAAACCUGUUUGGUAAGACAAGCUAUGUCUUCCAUGUUAUAGCAGAAAAUAAGUUUGGGCAGAGUCAGCCAUCUGAACCAACAGACGCUGUUAUAACCAAAGAAGAUAAGACAAGAGUAUUUAAUUAUGAUGAAGAAGUUGAUGAGGCCAGAGAAGUCACCACAGCAAAGGCAGCUCAUUCUUCUACAAAGGAACUGUAUGAUAGAUAUAUGAUUGCUGAAGAACUCAGCCGUGGGCAAUUUGGAAUUGUCCACCGGUGCGUUGAGAUUGCUUCCAAGAAGACUUACCUGGCUAAGUUUGUCAAAGUUAAAGGUGCUGAUCAAGUGCUAGUAAAGAAAGAAAUUUCUAUCUUAAACAUUGCUAGGCACAGAAAUAUUUUACAUCUUCAUGAAUCAUUCGAAAGCCUAGAAGAGUUGAUCAUGAUCUCUGAAUUCAUAUCUGGACUUGACAUCUUUGAAAGAUUGAAUACUCCUGGUUUUGAACUUAAUGAAAGAGAAAUUGUAAGCUAUGUACGCCAAGUAUGUGAAGCUCUGGAAUUUCUACACAGUCACAGCAUUGGAAACUUUGAUAUCAGGCCUGAGAACAUUAUUUAUUUCACAAGAAAAAGUUCUAUAGUUAAACUUAUUGAAUUUGGUCAGGCAAGACAACUGAAACCUGGUGAUAAUUUCAGGCUUCAAUUUACCUCUCCUGAAUAUUAUGGCCCUGAAGUCCAUCAGCAUGAUUUGGUUAGCACAGCCACAGAUAUGUGGUCUCUUGGAACUCUAGUGUAUGUACUUCUAAGUGGCCUGAAUCCUUUCCUUGCUGAAACAAACCAACAGAUGGUUGAAAACAUCAUCAGUGCUGAAUACAACUUUGAUGAUGAAGCCUUCAAAGAUAUAAGUAUUGAGGCCUUGGACUUCAUUGACCGCCUACUAGUAAAAGAAAGAAAAUCUCGUAUGACUGCUACCGAAGCUCUUAACCAUCCAUGGUUGAAGCAGAGAACAGAGAAAACCAGCACUAAAGUAAUCAAAACACUAAGACACAGACGUUACUACCAAACGCUGGUGAAGAAGGAAUGGAGUAUAGUUGUAUCAGCUGCCCGCGUUUCAUGGGGCGGUGCUGUCAGAUCUCAGAAGGGAGUUACAGUUGCUAAAGUUAAAGUGGCAUCAAUUGAAAUUGGACCCAUUUCUGGGCAAAUAAUGCAUGCUGUUGGGGAAGAAGGUGGACAUAUCAAAUAUGUCUGCAAAAUUGAAAACUAUGACUCAGCCACACAAGUGAACUGGUAUUUUGGAGUAAGACAACUAGAAAACAGUGAAAAAUAUGAAAUCAGCUAUCAUGAAGGUGUGGCUACAAUGUAUGUCAAAGAUAUUGUUAAAACAGAUGAUGGUACCUAUAGAUGCAAAGUUGUAAACGACUACGGGGAAGACAGUUCCUAUGCAGAAUUAUUUGUUAAAGGUGUCAGAGAAGUUUCUGACUAUUACAGAUAUAGAACUGUCAAGAGAGUGAAGCGCCGAGUGGAUACCUUGCGACUUUUGGAGAAGCCACCAGAAUUUACUUUGCCCCUGUAUAACCGAACUGCCUAUGUUGGUGAAAAUGUCCGGUUUGGAGUAACUAUAACAGUUCACCCAGAACCUCGUGUAACCUGGUUCAAAUCAGGCCAGAAAAUCAAGCCAGGAGACGAUGAUAGGAAGUACACCUUUGAAACAGAUAAAGGCCUUUAUCAACUUCUAAUCCAUAAUGUUAAUGAGGAGGAUGAUGCCGAAUAUACUGUGCUGGCACGUAACAAAUAUGGUGAGGAUAGCUGCAAAGCUAAACUAACCGUGGUUCAGCAUGCUCCUGCAGAGGAUACCACUCUGAGACCUAUGUUCAAAAGGCUGUUGGCAAACGCAGAAUGUCAAGAAGGCCAACGGGUCUGCUUUGAGGUAAGAGUGUCUGGUAUACCAAAACCAACACUGAAGUGGGAAAAAGAUGGUCAGCCUCUCUCGGCUAGUCCCAAUAUUGAAAUUGUACAUGAAGGAUUAGAUUAUUACGCUUUGCAUAUAAGAGAUACUUUGCCGGAAGACAGUGGCUAUUACAGAGUUACUGCUACAAACAGUGCUGGUUCUACAAGCUGCCAGGCUUACUUGAAAGUAGAGCGCUUGAAAUACGUCAAGCGUGAAUAUACGUCUGAAGAGGAGAAGCGAAAAAUUGUACAGAGAAGAAUUGACAAGACUGUGAGAAUGGCAGAAAUUCUUUCGAGGACAGAAUCUGUUCCGCUGACACAAGCAGCACAGGAGGCUCUGAGAGAGGCUGCCAUUCUGUAUAAACCAGCUGUAAGCACAAAAACCGUCAAAGGUGAAUUUGAAUUGAGGGAGGAGGAAAUUAAAGAGGAAAAGAGACUCCGAAUGCCUUAUGUGAUCCCAGAGCCCCGCAGGCAUGCGGCCGCUGCUCUUGAAGAAGAUCAGAACAUCAAAUUAUUUGUGCCCAUGUCAGACAUGAAAUGGUACAAGAAACUGAGAGACCAGUAUGAAAUGCCAGGAAAACUUGACAGGAUUGUUCAGAAGCGUCCCAAGCGCAUUCGUCUUUCCAGAUGGGAACAAUUCUAUGUAAUGCCACUGCCACGCAUUUCUGAUCAAUAUAAACCUAAGUGGCGCAUACCUAAAUUGUCACAAGACGACCUUGAAAUAGUGAGACCAGCACGUCGCCGUACACCAUCUCCUGAUUAUGAGUUUUAUUACAGGCCAAGAAGGAGAUCACUUAGUGACCUGUCUGAUGAAGAACUACUUCUGCCUGUUGAUGAUUAUUUAGCCAUGAAGAGAACUGAAGAAGAAAGACUGCAACUUGAAGAAGAACUGGAGUUAGGGUUUUCUGCUUCACCUCCAAGCAGAAGCCCUCCACGCUUUGAGCUGUCCUCCCUGCAUUACUCUGCAGCAGAUGCACGAAGAGCUGCAGAAAUAUCUAGGGAAAGGGAGUUGAGAUAUGCAACUUAUCAUAUACCAACUAAAGAAGACACAGCUGCAACUUAUGCACAGCUUCGACAACGUCAUGACAGAGCAGUGUAUAGGCCACCUAAACAAAGGGAGAGAAUAAUGGCUGAGAAAGAAGAUGAAGAACUCCUACGACCAGUUACUACCAGGCAGCGGCUCUCUGAAUACAAGAGUGAACUGGAAUAUAUGUCACAAGAAGAAAAGAGAUGGCUGAGGAGAAGGAGAGAAAAAGAAAUAACUGAGAUCACAUCAAGAGAGGAAGAAGAGGAAAUAGAAGUGGUGAGACACGUUGAAAGGGAAUAUUCACCUCCUUCGAGGUUACUCAGAAGAAGACGCUCUCUUUCUCCAACUUAUAUUGAACUGAUGCGGCCUGUGUCGGAAUUAAUUCGGCCCCGUUCACAUCCUGUGGAAGAACCUGAGAGAAGAUCUCCCACGCCAGAAAGAACUCGCCCACGUUCACCAAGUCCAGUAUCCAGUGAGAGAUCUCUCUCUAGAUUUGAAAGGACGGCAAGAUUUGAUAUAUUUUCCAGGUAUGAGUCCAUGAAAGCUGCUUUGAAAACUCAAAAAACAAUGGAAAGGAAAUAUGAAGUUCUGACUCAAGAACCUUUCACUCUAGAUCAUACUCCACGCAUCACUCUGCGAAUGCGCUCACAUCGUGUACCGUGUGGCGCCAACACCAGAUUUAUUCUGAAUGUUCAGUCCAAGCCAACUGCUGAGGUGAAAUGGUAUCACAAUGGUGUUGAAAUCCAAGAGAGCCCCAAGAUUCAUUUCACGAACACUAGUGGUGUAUUGACCUUGGAGAUCUUUGAUUGCCAUAUUGAUGACAGUGGCACAUACCGUGUUGUGUGCACAAACUAUAAAGGAGAAUGUUCUGACUAUGCAACAUUAGAUGUUGCAGGCGGAGACUAUACUACAUAUAGUUCCCAGCGCGGAGAUGAGGAAGUUCCUAGAACUGUUAUUCCUGAUCUGACAAGGACUGAUACGUAUGCAAUCUCUUCAUUUAAGAAAAUUUCUGCGACAGAAGCAAGCUCCUCAGUAAGAGAAGUCAAGUCAGAACUGACAGCAACAAGGGAGUCAUUAUCAUCAUAUGAACGUCAUGCUUCUGCUGAAAAGAAAAUCAGUGCAUCAGAGGAAAAAUCACUAGAAGAAAAAGCUGCGCACCGGAAAUUUAAAACCACUCUGCCUGCUACAAUAUUAACAAAGCCCCGGUCAAUCACUGUUUCUGAAGGAGAGACUGCAAGAUUUUCUUGCGACACUGAUGGCGAGCCAACACCAACAGUGACAUGGAUGCGUGGUGCGCAAGCACUUGUUUCUUCUGGGCGUUAUCAAGUAACACGCACUCAGUAUAAGUCUAUAUUUGAGAUUUCAUCUGUCCAGAGUUCAGAUGAAGGCAGCUAUACUGUUGUGGUAGAAAAUUCUGAAGGAAGGCAGGAAGCACACUUUAGUUUAACUGUUCAAAGAAAAAAGGUUCCAGAAAAAGCAGUUACAUCACCUCCAAGGGUCAAGUCUCCUGAACCUCGUGUGAAAUCCCCAGACAGAGUAAAGUCUCCAAAGCGAGUAAAGUCCCCUGAACCAUCUCCUGCCCCCUCCAAAGCAAAAUCAACUGCUGCAGAGAAAACGACACCAGCUGAGAAAGUAGACUUGCCAGUUGCUGCCCCCCCCAAGAUAAAACAACAACUGAAAGCUGAUGUUUCUGGUGAUAAAGUAAAACUGUUCUGUUCAGUUGAAAGCAGUGUGUUAAGUGUUCGAGAAGUAUCCUGGUAUAAAGAUGGCAAGAAAUUAAAAGAAGAUGAUCGUUUCAAAUUUCAUUAUGCAGCUGAUGGAACUUACGAACUUAACAUCCAUAACCUUCAGGAAUCUGACCAGGGUGAAUAUACAUGUGAAAUUAUUGGGGAAGGUGGCUCUUCCAAAACUAGCUUGGUGUUCACUGGACAAGCAUUCAAAAAUAUGAUUUCUCAGGUAUCAAGCUUAGCCAAAACGCAAAAGCUGGUUCAGAAAGAAGCAGAAGUACUUGAAUUAUCUACUGAAAAGAAAGCUACAGUGACUUCUCAAGAAAAGGCAAUAGUCCAAGAAGAAAUUGUUAAGAAGUCUCUAGUACCUGAAGAUAUUAAAAUAACUUAUCCAGAAAUUAAAGCUACUACCACCAAAAUGUCAGUGGCUGAAGGUCAAAGAACUAUUCUCAAAGCCAAUAUUCCCAGUGCUUCUGAGGUAAAAUGGCUGCUAAAUGGAGUAGCACUAACUAACUCGGAAGAUUAUAGAUACGGUGUAUCUGGAAGUGAUCAUACUUUGACCAUUAACAAGGCUACCCAGAAAGAUGAAGGAAUACUUACAUGUGAAGGGAAAACAGAAGAUGGUAUCAUCAAAUGUCACUUUGAAAUGAAUGUUUCCAAAGAUCUUUCAAAUGCCCCAGCCUUCGUCAUGCAACCAAGAUCUCAAAAUGUUAAUGAAGGACAAGGUGUGCUGCUUACCUGUGAAGUCUCUGGAGAUCCUUCUCCUGAGAUCCACUGGUUUAAAGACAAUCAACCCAUUGCUCUCUCAUCCAACAUCCAAGUAAAUCGUUCCAAGAAUGUUUAUUCUCUUGCGAUUCAAAACGCUGCAGUGAGCGAUAGUGGAAAAUACACAGUCAAAGCAAAAAAUUUCCAUGGGCAAUGCUCUGCAACAGCAUCCUUGACUGUCCUUCCUCUAAUUGAAGAAUCUCCAAAAGAGGUAGUGUUGAGGACAAGUGGUGAAGCAAGCAUGCAGGAAGGUUUCUCUUCGCAGUCAUUUCAAAUGUCCGCUUCUAAACAAGAAGCUUCGUUCAGCAGUAGCAGUAUGACUGAAAUGAAAUUUGCAAGCAUGUCUGCCAAAAGCAUGUCUUCCAUGAAAGAGUCCUUUGUAGAGAUGAGCUCCAGCAGUAUAAUGGGGAAAUCUAGUCUGACCCAAAUGGAGAGUUCAACUAGUAGCAUGCUUAAGUCUGAUAUGAGAGGAACACCUCCCAAAAUUGAAGCUCUUCCAAGUGAUAUCUCCAUAGAGGAAGGAAAGGUUCUGACCAUCUCCUGUGCCUUCUCUGGUGAACCUACUCCCGAAAUAACUUGGUCCCGCAGAGGGCAAAAUAUUUCUAGUCAGGGUGGCAGAUUCCACAUUGAAACCUGUGAAGAUUUAACCACUUUUAUCAUAAUGGAUGUUCAGAAGAAUGACGAGGGCCUUUAUACUCUGAAUUUAGAAAAUGACUUUGGCAUUGACUCUGCCACUGUGAACAUUAACAUCCGAUCAAUGUAGAAAGCAUGAUUAUUUUCUUUGCACUUGACUUCUGGCAAGUGACUCGUAUGGACUGAAAUAACUGAUUUGUAAAUAUAUAGUUUUUAAAAUAGUAUUUUUAUACCUUCCUGAACAAGACAAGGUCCUAGAAAUUACACUAUGACUUAAAGUCAUCAUUAUUUGACUUUAAAACUUUUUUUUCAUUUGACAUGUACAUACUGUAUAUAGCCGAUGAUAACGGUUAUGGAGUUUUGUACCAUUUAUUUUAUGACAUUUGAAAAUGUAACUUUUGGAACCGUUGGUAGGAGAAAGUUUCUGAUGGAACGAAUACCCUGCUCAACAUUGAACUAAUAUUGGUGCCUCAACAAAACGUUGAUGUCUAAGAUUGCCUCAACAGGUAGAGAGGCUCCCUGUUGAAGACUCCUUUCCUGACACCUAAGAGAUUAUGCUGUGCACGUUUCAUGCGUGCAUGAAUUUAUUUGCUAUCAGAAACAUAAGCCAUUGGUGAGGUUUGCAUUUACCCUCCUGUAAGCCCCACUGUAAUAGCUUAUGUUGUAUCUGAUCAAAGUCAAACUUUCAUUUGCUCAUGACUGAUUUACCAUAGAUCGAACAAAAUGUCAGCGGCCAGCAUUUUGUUCAUCGCCUCUUUAUGCAUUGUUUCUGGACAAUGACUGCCUGAACAGCUUUACGAUAAAGUAACAUCACCUGGCUAUCCCGUUGUUGAACGAAGCUGUUUGGGGACUCACGUGCAGAAGCAGUGCCAGCUCUUGGAGGUUCCUUGGAUGCAGUGCUGUGUAAUAGUGUUAGCAUUUUGGUAGAUGAUAAUGUCAACUCCAGGCAACUAAGGUUUGAACCACAGUUUAAGGAAAAUUUAAACUGUUGCUAUAACAUCACACUUUGCCCUGAACGUAAAUUUAGUUUUAGUUUCAUAGGUAGUAAACUAUUAGUAAGCUGUUAGCUGUUUUACUGAACCUCCUUGAGAUAGUGUUCUUCAUUUUAAAUAAAGCAUGCCACCUGCACAUCACCA